CGAAGCACCCGGCUUCCUGGCCCGUCCUCCUUCCUGACCUCACCUGUCCGGCGUCCUUGAUCCCCCGCGGGCGGGGGCGGGGCCUCGCCGUAAACUACAAGUCCCGUCAUGCCGCGCGCCUCACCCCCCCCUUCCCAGGAGCGGGGCUUCCGGCGGUGGCGACGGGGACCUUCAGCCCCUGAGGGACUCUCAGAAAGAGGAGGCGGCGGCGGCGUUGGUGGCGCGAGGUGAGGUGAGUUGGAGUGAAGUGAGGGUAGGGGCUGGCCGCCCGGCCGUCCAGGCAGGAAUUCGCCAGGUGAGGAGGUGCUGCUGGUUCCCCUCAUCUGACUCCAGGUGAGUGAGUGAGGAAAGUGAACAAGUUUAGCCGACAGUUAAUUCUCACCCCCGCUCUCAGUGAGAAGCGAGGGGGUCUCUCUCGCAGCCCCCCCCCCAAUACUCUUUUGUUUUGUUUUCGCUACUUUAGUUUUCUGUGAGGGUGGGUGGGGCAUUUGCUUUCUUUUAUCCCUACAGCCAACUCCCCACCACAUCCCGCUUUUCUAAUUGGCCAACCUCCCUUUCAGACGCUGCAAGGGUCUUUGCUUCCUGCUCCUUCUUAAUCCUUCCGAGCUGCUGCUGCUUUUUUUUUUUAAUGCAUUCGCAUCAACAGAUCUGCUUUCCCCGUGUUGUUUACUGCUCAUUUUCAAUCGGUUGACAUGAUCUGUGUUGUGGCUGGUUUUGUAAAGAGGCUUCUGAAAGGCGGGCUGCAACUCUUUUAAACAAAUGAAUACAUCUGCCCGUCCAAAUUCACUGUCUUUUUCCUGAAUUCUCUCAGCUCCCUCAGCCCUUAUAGUAUCUUGCACCCAUCAUUAAAAAAAAUGGGGAGUUUCUCAUUAUUUCUCUCUCUCGCUCUCUGCCUCUGGUAUUAAACCACCUCUUCUAAUAUUAGAUGGUAGUUGAUCUGUCAGUGCCUUCCUGUCACUAGGUGACCUCCCUUUUGUGCCCCCUGCCCCCCAAAUGCAUUCUGAGUGACUUGCAUGACCCCUCACUCAUUGCUCGUCUUCCCUGCCCCCUCCCUUACUUUGACUGUUGUGUUUUAUCAAGUAUAUUGGCUCUUUCUCCCCACUCAUGCCAAAAGGGAACUCUCCUCUUGAGUUUUCAGUGUGUUACAAAAAACUAAAUCAAGAGUGAUGUCCUGUAUUUACUUUUGGAAGUGUGUGUGUGUCUGUCUCAAUAUGUAUCUGCCAGUACAAGAUGAAAAUAUGUUGCUGUAUAUGUUGAAUGCCUCAAAAGACUGACUUGAAUGCCUCAAAAGACCAAUUUGAAGGGUAGCUGGUUGAUUUGUGGUUGUUUUGUAGCUCAGAAAGUGAGAUUUGUCUUUGUAUUCUCUUUUUACCCUAAUGAACUGAUCUGAGCAUGUUUGUUAACUUGUAAACAAAUUAUGAAAUUUAUUGGGAAGAAUAGAUGUGGCUUGCUUGAACUUAAGCAGAGGAAUCUGUGUGAGACAGACAGUAAACUUUUGGGAUGCUGGUAUCUUCCUCUGUUUUACACUAAGAAAAGGAAGCAACCCUAAUCGUUUAAUAUUUCUAGCUGCAUUAAGCCUCAGGAGAGGAAGCAUACUGUAUUUAUUUUUAAAAAUUAAAUACUUACAUUUGCAAAAGUGGGAGUAUUCAAACUAUGUCUUAAUCUGCCCCCCCCCAUAAAAAGUGAAUGUUUUAGUCAAUUCUUCCCUCAUCCAGAGUUUCCCAACCUUUAGAUGUACUGUGCUGCCCACCAUCCCAUUUGGACCUAAUUAAAUGGAUGUUGGCCUAUGAUAUGGAAAUUGCUAUCCUUUAUGUUGCAGUGGAGGAUCUGUGCUUCUAGGCAUCUGUAUCUAAGAUUAGAUUCUUAACAUAUUUUUACCUACUUAGGGAAGUGUCCUUGUUCUCAGAAUACUGAAUUGGGAGAUGACUAUUCUACAUUUUUCAAAAAGGGGGUCACUUAUUUAGGCACUUCAAUGUUGGUUUCCUGGGGUAUCUUUUGUCUUUUUCAUGUGGUGUGUCUUUAAUCAAGUCUUUUUAUUCACAUGACUCAUGUAAACAUAUUGUUGCUGUGGACUAAACAUGCUAUCUUUUUACUGUUUUCUUCCAAUGGGAUUAUUAAACCCUUUUGAGUACCUUGGAUUGUGUUGUGCCAACCUCAGGUUGGGCUUGACUGGGGUAUGUCAUACUUGUGCAGUGUGCAAAAGUUUGGGUUGUCGGUAAGAAUGAAAUAAUUGUUUCAGGUCCCUUUUUCUGUAUCUCAGUUAUCACGUUCAAGAAUGUUCUUCCCUAACCCCAAAUAUGGGAAGUAAGACAGAGGUGUGCAAAUGUUUAAUGUGUUAACUCUUACAGUCUUAUGGAGCAGGAAGUAAUGUUUUUCCACAAAAUGGAGGGAAUGCAUGUUAAAUAGGUCAAAUCAGCACACAGCCAGCUACUGUUUUCUGAAAAUGAAGACUGGAAAAUAAUGGUUGUGAUUCUUCAGUUGUAAAUUGAGAUUUUUUAGUUUUAGCUAGUCAUAGAUAGUAAGAAGACAGAGCUUCCAUUAGAAGAUCUGAGUGGGAAUAUAAAUUGCUGCUGAGGAGCUGAUCUAGACUGUGAUUGCAUCUUUGUUUCUGUACUUUCAGAUUAGAAGUAUGUGAUUAUGCAGACUUUCUACUUCAUUCAACCACCAGUUAAAUUAAUCUCUAGUUUAAUUUGAUAAUCUUGGGAAGCAAAUCACUUCUACCGAGCAAAAUAGGUCUGUAUAUUGGUCAUGUGCGGCUGUUCUUGAUGGUAGUCACUGAGAUUGGUGAUGUUGAGGUAUUAAUAAAAUUAGGUGACAAUUGCUGUUAACUUGAUAUAUAAAUUCUAGAGGGAUAUGUGUUAUGUCUGUAGCCUCAAAAGCAAUAUGUUUUUAAAAAGAGAUUUAUUGUGGCAUAAACUUGAGAAAAUCCAACCUUAAUAAAGGAAACAUGAGGAGUUAACUAAAGCUAGUUUGUUAUUGACAGUGAAGUGCAUGCCAAACAGAAGGGAUAUGCUUUGCAAGGAGCUCAAAAUUUAUGAACUAGGAAGUGCAAAAGUAAGGGCUUUAAUCAGUAAGUCACAGAGUUUCCCUUUUAAGUCUGCAGGAAGUAAUGAAUGCUUAGAAAAUAAGUUAAUGUCAUGGUUAGAGCAUUGGGCUAGGCUGGGUAGCAUGGGUUCAAUUCCCCCUAUCCCAGCUGUGCAUCUCAAUCAUAAGACCUUAGGCUAGUCACACUCUUUCAGCCUGACUUACCUCAUAGGGUGGUUGUGAGAAUGAAAUUGGGAUGGAGGAAGGAAAAGCGAAUAUGUGUCACCCUGAGCUCCAUGAAAGAAAGGUGAGAUAGAGAUAUAUACAUGCAAAAGAGAUGUCCCAACUAAAGUUUGAAAUCCUUUUAACUUCAGGGGGAGAUAUCUCAGCACAUGCUUAAUUUUCAGGGGAAGAGGCACUCCUGGUACCUUUGGACUUCAAAGUGUCCAACUGUGACUGGGUUGUGUCAUCAAAGUUUUAUAGCUCCAUUAUUGAAUAUGUCUCUUAGAUCAAUACCCCCUUUGUUAAAUGUAUAUCACUCUUUUGUUGCAUUUAUUUUAAAGCACAUGAGAGGUAGAAUGUUCUGAGACAAUCAGAGCUUGCCUUUGAGUAAAGAACUUGCUUUUCCUAACGUUUAUUUUUAGCUGUUAAUUAGCAGUGCUCACUGAGUCCUUUGAGAUAAGGGUUGUUUUUGGGUGUUGCUGUAUGACAGUAGCGGUGCUGCUGUUAUGAAUGACUUAAGUGGUGAGCCUCAUUUAUUUAUUUAAUUUCAAGUGUUUGGCUUCCUCUAUUCCCAAAGACUUAUUGCGGUAUUUAAAAAAAGCCACUGAAAGAACUUCCCUUCAUUCUUGACCAGAUGUUUGCUCAGAUAAUAACUCUGAACACUGCAUUUGGAAAGCCAAAGGCUUUAACUUUUAUAAAGUGUCUGGAGAAAGUGGGGUGGGUCAAAAGCCAGAGAGCAGCUUGCAAAAUGGCAGGCAAUGGCACGUGGAAGGAAUUGCUAGGAAGCCACCCUUGGCUACUGGUAGCAGUCAUUAUGGGAUGCAGGGAAGCAACUUACCAGUAAUAGUUGUGUUUUGCUUCCUUCAACCUUUUCUCUGCUUUCCAGUUCUCGGUAUCAAGAUCAUUGCCCACCAUCCCACCCUGUAAAGUGCUUUCAAAACCUCUUAGUAUUUUUUUCUCUCUAGAAGGGUGUCUGUAGGCACUGACAGUCUUGCAUUUGAGCACUAGCCUGGGACCCAUAAUUGAAAAUGGACUUGGGUGCAGGUAAGUGAGCUAUGUGUAGGCAUAUGAGAGACUGAAAACUUUGUCCCUCCUCUGUGUUCAGCAUAGAAACUAAUCAAGCUGCCAGAGGAAGAAAGUCCCUGCUUUGGUUUCCAGUACAGAGAUGCAGCAGGUUUCUACAAGAGGGACAAGAGCUGCACAUUACUCCUCUACUAACACACAGCAGGCUAGUAAAAAGUUUUGGAGGCUAGCGACUUUUGUGGGCAUAUUUACAAGGUUGCUAAAGGCUUUGGUACAGUCAGUAGGGAUGCUUGUGGAAUUCAGUUUCUGUGAAUUCUAACAGAAACUUAACUGGCCUGAUCCACACCUCCUGGACACAUGUGUUGAUCCGAUCAUAUAUGAUAACGAUUGCAGUUAGAAUGUUUACUAUGAUCUGAUCCACACGUUUGUCCAGAAGGUGUGGAUCAGGCCAGUUAAGUUUCUAUUAGUAACCAAUGCUACCUGAGAACUUCAGUGACAGUGUUGAAUCCAAGAGCACCCACAAACUAUGGACCUUUCCCUUUCAGGGGUCUGCAACCCAAUCCAGGACAGGCCACUUCCUCACCUCCUGGACUUAAGAAUUUAGGGCACUUAACACCUCUUUCUUUUCAGGGCUCAGCUUCAUUGCCCCAUCUCAGUCCUUCAACAUCUCCAGGCACUGGUCUAGCACCUGAAUUGCUUUUUCUGGUUCAGAAUGAACAGAGAGAUAUCAAUGGGCAUCAUCUGCAUAUGGGUGUUGCCUCACUUCAAAUCUCCUAAUGACCGAUCCCCAGCAGUUUCAUAUGGAUAUUAAAUAGCACGGGGGACCCCCACAGGAUAUCACAGGAGAACUUCCAUGAUGCUGAGCAGUAGCCUUCCAUAACUACUUUCUGGAAACAACUCUAGAGGUAGGAGUGGGACCACUGAAGUACAGCCCCCCCAAUCCGCACUUCCCCCAAGAAGGAUACUGUGGUCGGCGAUAUCAGAAGCCACCAAGAGAUGAAGGAGAAAAAGCAGAGCUGCACUUCCUCUUAUUUCGCUCUUAACAAAUGUCACCCAACAGGCAACCAAGAUGGUUUCAGUGCUAUGCUGGGCCUGAAGCCAGACUGGAAUGGAUCUAUGUAAUCAGUUUCUUCCAAGCAUUAGGAAUAGUGAUGCAAAAUCCAUCUUUUAAAUAAGUGUGGUGGGUGGGGUAGUCACUGAAUAGUUAAGCUACAUAUGGGUAGUUAACUGCUUGUUUCUGAUGCAGUUUCUGGGGUUGUUAUUUUUUAAUGAAAAGUGGCCCAGCGCUCUAAUUUAGUGAGGAAGCUCUGACAGUUAAAUUCCAUUACAGUGGUGCCCCGCAAGACGAAUGCCUCGCAAGACGAAAAACCUGCUAGACGAAAGGGUUUUCCGUUUUUCGAUGCGCUUCGCAAGACGAAUUUCCCUAUGGGCUUGCGUCUUGCGAUUUCUUGCGAUUUUUUUCGCUCCCCCCCUUUUCCUAAGCUGCUAAGCUGCUAAACCGCUAAUAGGGUUGCUUCGCAAGACGAAAAAACCGCUAGACGAAGAGACUCGCGGAACGGAUUAUUUUCGUCUUGCGAGGCACCACUGUAAAAGUUUCUUUAUGAAUAACAGCUUUUGAUGCUAUAAACCUUGUGUAUGCUUCCAGCAGAGUACCUAUAAAUUCCGUCUCUGGAUCAUAUCUCAUUUGCUUACUGCUUGGUAACUAGCCUUGCCCUAGUAAAACAAUGUUUCACAGUUUAGGUUGUUUCCUGUAGUAACUGUAGAGCAUUUAUACACCCUUGAGAUUUGUUACCAUAGGGUAAAUAGUUGAGGGUCACAAUGUUUAAUCAAAGUGAUUAUUGUAAAAAAAUACUCUGAUCUCAAGUGUGUGUAUGUAUGUUGAUCAGCUGAUUUAUAGUUUCCCUCCAUUAAAUGUAGAUUAGAGCUGUUAAAGAGAAGACAACUUCCCCUGCCCCUCUCAAGGUCAUAAAGAACACCCCCCUCCCAUAUUUUAGAAAUGUCUGACUUGAAAUCAAGUGUUGUGCUUUGUUGUAAACAAAAAUCUGCGCUUUCCCCCUUAUCCUAUCACAGAUUCAAAAAUGAAAGAAAACUCGUGGCUAUGGACUUUACUUUAGCCUGGCAUGCCUAUCUACGGUAACUGAUCUCUGCCCAGAGACCUUGCUAAAUCCUUAUUGACAUACUAAUCUUUGUUUGAAUUGUCUUCAUUUCCUAAUAACUGUCACCAAAGCUCUUUCAUACAAUGCUUUGGGGAGUGGGCGGGAGGAAACCAUGCUCUCCCAAAAUAUUCUCCUGGUGGCGUGAGCCAGACUGCAUCUGUGAACAUAUGAAGGAGCCUUGUAUAGGAGGCAUUGUAUGAUACCAGUUGUCUAGCAAGGCAGAAUGGAACACAAUGGAGGAGAGGGUACUAUUAGGUGCAAUCCUGUCCACCAGAGCAAUAACACUCAGCCCAUUUCCGGCCCUUAUUAUCCCUGUCUGUGACUUUCACUUCUCUAAAAGUGUGGCUAUCUCCUGAUCUCAAAGGCAAAGAAAAAAGAGGGGUCAGAAGGGGAGAAAAGUCAUGUGCUAGAAAUGAAAUUUAUUCCAGGGAUGACUCUCUUCUUGAGGGUACGGUUUUAAUAUCAGUUCUCGCCAAAUGCACAGGACACUAUAGUAACUUCAUUGACUCUGCUCAUUUUCAGUGAUGCCCUUUAUACCUUUUAAUUCCCUCUUAUGAUGUCUGUAUCAUGUUGCACCUCUCUCCCUUCUCUUCUUUCCCCAGAAAACUCUUAGAGGAGACACUUUUACUCAAUCCACAACCCUUACCCUCACUUGUAAACAUCUGAUACUUCAAAAAGAAAAGUGAAUGCAGAGUAGCUUUCACCAGGCUUGGUGUUGGCAUGAUGCAUCCUUGGGUAGUUCCUGGAGCUGCAGUGCCAAAACCUGCCUUAAACUCCUACAUUUGGUGGCUAGGAGCAGCAUUAUAAUUUCCAGUACUGCUUCUGACAUAUCACUUUGGGUCACUGUGGUCAAUUAAAAUAGUGGCUCAAAGUUGCCUGAUUCUCAUGGCUGUACCGUGCCAAUGGAUCCUUGGCACAGUACAGUUGUUCCUAGCUUGCACUAGUGCAGUACUUGGUAAAGUAACAGGCCUUUACAGACUCCCAUUGGUUUUAGGCAGAUGGGAGGCUGUUGCGCUGCUUCUGAUAUUUAAUGUGGGGAAGGCAGGAAAGAUCUGAAAACGCACGUUUGCAAAUGAUGUUAUUCUGUUGUUUUUGUGCCAGUGGUAUGUGGAUUAUGAAAUGCAAUUUGCAAUUGCUUAAUUAAGACAGGGCAUGCUGUCUAGCCGCCAAAGAAUUGAUGCUUUUGAAUUAUGGUGCUGGAGGAGAUUCUUGAGAGUCCCAUGGACUGCAAGAAGAUCAAACCUAUCCAUUCUGAAGGAAAUCAGCCCUGAGUGCUCACUGGAAGGACAGAUCCUGAAGCUGAUUUUCCAAUACUUUGGCCACCUCGUGAGAAGAGAAGCCUCCUUGGAAAAGACCCUGAAGUUGGGAAAGAUUGAGGGCAAAAGGUGAAGGGGACGGCAGAGGAUGGUUGGAAAGUGUUCUCGAAGCUACCGGCAUGACUUUGACCAAACUUUGGGAGGCAGUGGAAGACAGGAGUGCCUGGCGUGCUCUGGUCCAUGGGGUCACGAAGAGUUGGACACGACUAAACGACUAAACAACAACAACAACAUGCUGUCUAGCACAAUAAUAAUAAUAAUAUGAUGUUAUUUCUACCCUGCCCAUCUGGCUGGGUUUCCCUAGCCAUUAUUAGUUAAUUGAGCAUGUCUUCCUGAAAGUCAGGAAGCAAUGCAGGGUAUCCAGGGAUGGGGGUCAGCUAUGGAGAGCCUAGUACUCUGGGUGAUUAGUUUCCAACCAUAAACCAUUAUAGGCAGAGGGGUUUGUGUAGGCAAGAUCAAAUCAAAUUACAAAGCUAUAUGCGAAAAAACUGGAAUAGUGUCUGUCUCGUAGUAGAGCAGGGCCUAUUUGGAGUUUUACCAGCAAAACUGAAAGAAAGCUGUGGAGAGAAGGAUAACCAUGCCAUUCACUAGUCAGUGGAAAGAAUACGCUGAACUGGCUGCAGCCCCCCCCCCCUUUCUUUUUGCUAAACUCAGCCCAUUCUGAACUAUGUCAGUCCUUGUGCUAGCUUUCAACCUUAAUCACAUCCUGGGUGAGGCUCAUGCAGGUACGGCAUAGCUGCAGACUGCAGGGCCUUGAGACUACAUGUGAUUCAAGGGAAGCAGCAACAAGUUCUGCCACAUGUGAAUCUUCUUAGAGGAAGCCAUAUGUGUUUAUGAAAGACAGUUCCCAUUAUAAAUAGGGUACAUUUGGACCCAGGAAAGAAAACACAUUCAGAGGAUGAGCCUGACACUUGCUUUAGGUACCAUUCCAGCUGAUUUUAUAAAUUAUUUGAGUUUAUUUGUUGUUUUCUACCAAGAUGUCUCAAAGCUUCUUACAACAAUAAAAUUCAUGCAGUAGUAGCUUGCAUAAAUAUUUGAAAUCAGUAACAACGGAGAGUGUCUUUCUUCAGGAAUGAAAAUACAUUCAAAGAGUGAACUGUUCUUUUCCUUUUUUCCUCUCUGGCUUGGAAAUUAACGCCUGCAACUAGUAGGGACAAAGUGUAAAAGGUAAAGGUACCCCUGACUGCUAGGUCCAGUCGUGGACGACUCUGGGGUUGCGCACUCAUCUCGCUUUCCUGGCUGAGGGAGCCGGCAUUUGUCCACAGACAGUUUUUCUGGGUCAUGUGGCCAGCAUGACUAAGCCGCUUCUGGCGAACCAGAGCAGUGCACAGAAACACCAUUUACCUUCCCGCCAAAGCGGUACCUAUUUAUCUACUUGCACUUUGUCAUGCUUUCGAACUGCUAGGUGGGCAGAAGCUGGGACCGAACAACAGGAGCUCACCCCGUCAUGGGGAUUUGAACUGCCAAUCUUCUGAUCGGUAAGCCCUAGGCUCUGUGGUUUAGACCACAGCGUCACCCGUGUGUAUUUUAUAACAAAUGCAUUAUGCUGUGGGUCUAUGCUGCGGCUCCUGAUCCAUAUACCUGCCGUGUAAAACAGGAUAUUCCAGAUGUCAGGAAAAUUAACCCACAAUGUGACCCUUAAGAUGGAUGCAUUCCCUUUUGCUUUAGUUGUGUGCUGAAAUCCCCUAGCUGACUAAAAUUGUAAUCAGAGCCAGGAGGAAGUCAGAAAGCAUCUACUGCUCAAGCGUAGGAGUGUCAAUGUGUGACCUGCUUUGCAUUUUAGAUGUGAUGUCUGUAUGUUUGUGGGUCUUCUUAACCGGAUGAUGAUGGCUUUAAGUUAAUCAGCUGGCUUUAGCUGAGCAACUUGUACCUGCCUGUGCAUUUAUGUUCUUUUUAAGUAGAGGGAGGCAGCUGUUCAUUGUGGUGGUUGGAGAUAUAAAAAUGGAAACAAAGCAUGGAGAAGCAUCUGCUACGGCCAUAUUGACUACUUAAUACAAUAAAAAUUCCAGUGUGUGUGAAAUACUGUGUGCCUUUUGAGUUCCUUGCAUCUCAUUUUUAUUGAGAUGUAGACCAAAUUAUAGUGUUUAGAUGCAAUUUCCUCUCUGCCCCAUCCUGCUCUCAUCUAUUAUGAGCUGGCUAUUGUGCCUGAGGCCAAUUAGUUGUAGAAGUGCAUUUUAAAUAAAUGCCAAAUGAAGCUGAUGCCUUGUGAGAUCAGCAGAGCAUUCGAUAAAUCACAUUAAGUUUCCUAUGGGGAAUAACUAGUGCCCAGUAUAUCUAAUGCUUGCCUUAGUCCGCAUUGGAAAUUUGUCAUGGAAACAGGCUGCAGCUAAGCCUCCCUGACCAUUGGUCAUGCUGCCUCGGGAUGUUGCAUGUUGCAGUCCAGCAACAUCUGAAAGGGACACAGGUUCCCCUACCUUGAUCUGAAUGAUAUAAAUACCACAAAGCCUUUUUUGAUAAAUGUGGUUCUAUUAGGAUGCAGAAGGGCUAGGAUUUGCCCUUUAUGUUUUAGCAUCAUGCUUUGAAAAAUAAAACUUAAUUUGUCUUUUAAAAAAAACAUUUUCACCCUUUCUUUGUAAAAAUAAAUAAACUAAUAAUACUAAUUCCCUUAAGUAGGCAGGUAGGAUGGCUUGAAAGCUUUGGAGAUGCUUACAUUUCCAGUUAGCACAUAAGUUAGAUUAUCUCCUCUCUGUGAAGGAUUUAUUCUGAUUUGGCAGCAUUAGUGAUGGAGAAAUAAAAACCAUUUUUGAAAUCCACUUUGCUGCAUUUGAGCCUCCAGGCUGCAAACCUGUGGUGAUACUUCCCUGUCUGCCUGACUGGAAGCAUUCUGUGUGAUGGUUGUUCUAAAGGUGGUUUCACUCUUAGGCGCAAACUGGUUGUUUGGAGGAGGGAGGUGACAACUGGACAGGCAAUGCAUGUUGAAUACACAGAAGCAUUAUGUGGGAAAGAAGCUUUCAAGGGUGGUCUAUAACCAUUUAUUGGAGCCUUAACAAAACCUAAAAACAAUUCUAUUCCUUUAAAUGCAGUGUGUGCAUUGAAAAUAUGACAGCAGUAACACCAGAGGAACAGAAAUGAGGAAGACAAAAGGAAACUCCUGGUUUUCAACUUCCAUGCUAUGUCUGUAGUAUCAGUAUAUCCCUCCCUCCCUCUUUAAGGUUGAACGUAAAACACUAUACCUUUCAGGAUUACUUCAAUGUAAGAUAACAACCAACAGUAGUUGACAUGUGCCAGUUGAUUGCAGGUGCAGAACUACAUGUAUAUUCAAAUCUAAUUUAUCUUAAUUGAAUAUAUGCAAAGUAGCUGAUAAGCUCAGGAUAUGUUUUCUAUGAGAAAUCUGAUCAUCACCUUAUUUUUGUUCAGGACCAUAUUGUACUAUAGAAAGAACUCUGGUAAUGUGAUAAAAUGAAUUUCUAGUCCUUGAUAUGUUACAUUUUAUAAUUCUUCCUUCCUUCCUACAUGGAACUCAGCACCAUACAUAGGGUCCCCAAACAUUCUUCCAUCUAGGCAUCAACCCCCUAAGCUUCAACAAGGUUGUUGCAUCAUAUGCCUUUGAAAAAUGCUUUGGCUCUGAAUCAUUCUCCUGUAAUUGUGCACAUGGCAUCAGCCAACCCGUUUCAAGGGGAUUAUAAUACCAUUUGAGGGUGUUUGCUUAAUUUAGGUGUGUAAAUGUUCAGAGUGUAAUUCAGAGUGUAAAUGUUCAUCUAAUCUAGCGUCUUAUGCCCUACACUCGAGAUAGGAAACGCAUCAAUAGGGUAUGAAGGCAGGAGCUUAUCCCUCAAUCUUGCUCUUCAGGGGCUGAUAUUUAGUGGCACAAUUUGGACCUGCAACAAAAUGUGAAGUUUUCCUGUCCAAGUUUUCAGAAACUCCGUUUUACCUGCCCUCCAAACAGUCAAUCAGCACUGUCUGGCCACUGAUCAUGCUCCAUCCUCUCACCCCUUAGCAGUUUUUCUAAAUGUUGUUUAAAUACUUCUUAAAACAUUGGGGCACCUCCAGGUUUUCUGAUGGUAACUGACUUGUACUAUUUUGGCUAAAUAUAAGCAAUGGCACACCUAACCUAGACACUGGAAAUAGAGGGGAAUGAUGUUGCCUCUGAGUAUCAGAUGCAUUUGUUUAUUUAAUAGGGAAAGCAGGAAGAAACUGUUUGAGCAAUAUUGAAGUUACUGCUUUUUCAUGACAGAGCAUUGGUGCCAACGGUGAGGGGAGUUUCCUUGGCACUGGCUGCUCUUUAGCUGCUGCCCAAUCAGGUGCACCUCAGUUCCAGGUAGCUGACUCAUUUCAUGGUGCUACACAACCGCCUGUUGUUUCCGUAGCAGCUGAAAAUUUACCAAGAGGGUGGGGUCCAUAGUUCACUGCAACCUGGUUUGAAGAGUGUACAUAUGGUUUUAUACUUAAUUCUGGUAAGGAAUUUUCUGCUAAAGACAUACCUGAACUCACCAUCACUACUGCAACACGAUGUGGAUAUUUUAACCAUAUUGGUGACUUUCAGAUGUUUUCGUUUCCUUUUUCCUGACUGCUAGCAAUUCUUUCAAGCUAAUGGCUCUGGGAGUUUCCCUAGGAAGUGCAGGUGUGUAUAAUGUUUCAUGGCAUAGCAAGUUCUGCUUUUAUAGUACAAAUAAUCAGUAAAAGUCAGUAGAAUGAUGAAACACUUUCAUUUGUCUCAAAGAACUUUGCCAAGGAAGUAUCAACUUGCUCAAAUUUUUUUGGUCCAUUUCACUUGUGUGAGAGGGCACAGGAUGUACCGUAUUUUUUGCACCAUAACACUCACUUUUUUCCUCCUAGAAAGUAAGGGGAAAUGUCUGUGCGUGUUAUGGAGCGAAUGCCUGCGGGUGGCGGGGGGGAUCUGCUGCAGUCGUGAGCAGAGGAUCCAUGGUUCCCCUUCCUUCCCUCCUCCGUGGUUACAAAGCAUGGAUCCACAUGGAUCCUCAGGAUUUUUGCAAUGGGCUACUCCAAACUCACUGUCAGAUCACAUGUCUGUGGCCACAGCAUGAACCACAAAAAUAUUUCGUUUAGAAUAUUUUUUUUCUUGUUUUCCUCCUCUAAAAACUACGUGCGUGUUAUGGUCUGGUGCGUGUUAUAGAGUGAAAAAUACGGUAAUUUUUUAUUAGAGGCACCUGGAUUCAAACAGCUAUUUUGAGGUUGGUAUACAUUGCCUUUUAGGUUAAGAAAAACUUUACAAAGCUGUCCACCUAAAAACUAAUAUAUAUAUAUAUAUAUAUAUAUAUAUAUAUAUAUAUAUAUAAAAUUAAACCAUCCUAUAUUGCAAUGGAGCGAAACCAAAGGCUGAAUAAAGCCAUUCUUCUCACUAAAAUGUGUUAAAACCUGGACAGUGCCAAAAAGAUAGUCUGCAUCUGGUCAGCCUCCCUGGGGAAUGUAUUCCAAGGAUAGGGUGUUAUAACUGAGAUGACCCUACCACACCUUAGAUGAUGAAUUUUGGGGCUGGUUCCUGGAGGAGGAGGUAUGAGAUAAAGCCAGUAGUUGGAACCAACAGGUAAGCAGUGUGAUUCAGCAGCAUAAAAACCUAAUUCAAUUCUAGGCAGCAUCAACAUCAUGCAUAGUGUCCAGAUCAAGGGAAGUAAUAGUACCACUCUUUUCUGCCUUGGUUAGACCCCACCUGGAAUACUCAGUCUAAUUCUGAGUACCACAGCUUAAGCAGGAUAUCAACAAGAUGGAAUGCGUGCAGGGGAGGAUGCCCAAGAUGAUAAAGGGCCUGGAAAGCUAGCCUUAUGAGGGAAUUGGGAGUAGAGAAGACUGAGAGGUGAUAGGAUAACCAUCUUCAGAUAUCUGAAGAGGUGUCACACGGAUGAUGGAGCAAGGUUGUUUUCUGCUGCUCUACAGCAUAGGACCUGACCAAAUAGAUUCAAGUAACAAAAAAAGAGCUUAUGACUAAAUACAGUGGUACCUUGGGUUAAGUACUUAAUUCGUUCCGGAGGUCCGUUUUUAACCUGAAACUGUUCUUAACCUGAAGCACCACUUUAGCUAAUGGGGCCUCCUGCUACUGCCGUGCCACCAGAGCACAAUUUCUGUUCUCAUCCUGAAGCAAAGUUCUUAACCUGAAGCACUAUUUCUGGGUUAGCGGAGUCUGUAACCUGAAGAGUAUGUAACCUGAGGUACCACUGUAUUAUGGAGAAUUUUCUGAUGGUAAUAGCUAUUCGACAGUGGAACGGACUACCUCAAGAGGUGCUGGACUCUCUUUCAUUUGAGGUUUUUAAUCAUGUUAGAUGGCCAUCUUCCAGGGCCUCUUAGCUGUAAUUGCUGUAUUGCAGGGAGUUGGACUAGAUAACCCUUGGGGACCCUUCCCCCUCUACAGUUCUAUGAAAUGAGGCAGGAUUCAGCAGCAUGCCAACUGAAGAACUGCCAAAGCAUACAGGAACGCACCAGAGCUCAGAGCACUUUGUUGCUUAAGCAACUGCAACAGAAAGCCCUCUUAAACUCUUUCCUGUCCCAAAGGAGCCAUUGGCCAACUUGGGUGGGCCGAGUAAGUCCAGAGCCUGAGGGCACUUCACCCAAAAGUUGCUGCCUGCAAUUCAGUGGCUCAUGACAUGGAGCAGCUGCCCACCGAUCCCAGCAUCUUCUAAAAGCAAAAGGAGGUUAACACCUGGGCCAAUGUUUGUGUAAUGUGGUUUGCCCUUGAGGUACAUGGUUCAGAGCCAUUUAAGGUCAUGACCAGCACCUUGAAUUGGGCCAGAAAUGGACCAAGAACUAAUGCAGUUAAAACUGUUGACAGAUGUUCUAAUAUGGACUUUAUCAGCCCACUGUAGAACCUUUCUUAGAAAGCUGCAGGAAGUACAGGAAAGGUGAUGUCUACUAAGCUGCGCUCCUGUUGAAUCCACCCAUACCAUUUUAUUUUGUCAUAGCUCUGCAUGCAGAAUUUGGGUGUGCACAUUUUUGGGGGACUUUUGUAGCCCGUUUAAAAAUCAGUGGCAUUUAAAAAAAUGAUCACUAUUAGUAUUGCUGGCCUUGGAGGUCAGUGAUCAGCUUUUCCCUCCCUCGUCAUAAAAUGUAACGGUUCUAAUAGAUUUCGCACAAUGAACCUGGGCUGCGGACAGGAAGUUGUUUUCUGGACCAUGUUCUGCCUUUCCAGACUGCAUAGUCAAUAACUAAUUUCUUGCUGAGUAUCUUAUUAUUUCCUGAAGUACUUCAAGUACAUCAAUAAUUGGGAUUAGAAGGCCAGCUUGAAAGCACAACUAGUGCCUUUGUGGCAGUGCUGGGAAUCAAACUUGCACUGGCACAACUGCUAGGGACACAGGGUAUGAAUUGCAUUCUUAUGUGCAGAAAGGGGAAGUAAAUGCCAUUUUAGUUUGCUUGCACAGCAAAUUUGCUACCAGUAGGAUCUGCAAAAACUGGUGUAAACAUGCACAACCUUUUUCUUUCUUAAUUUUAAACAUUAUAAAUGUCCUCAGGGAGGCUUACAAGAAGAAUAAAAGGAAGUUAAAAUGCAUACUGUAAAAGAGGUCAACAAUAAAGCAUAUGAAAGCUACAUAAAAAAUGGCAAAGACAAAACUAACUGACGUAAGACCUGGAACAGAUUAAAAAGCCUGGGAAAGUAAAAAGGCCUUUGCCUGGUGCUGAUAUGCUGUCAAAGGUAGACAACAGACGUGCUUUUCUUGGGGAGGACAUUCUGUAGUAGAGGUACCACCUCUCAUAAUUUCCUUUACCUAAUAGCCACUCACCGCACCUUGCCCAGUGGAAACAUCCAAAGAAGAGCCACAGAAGAAAAAUUUAAGGUCCAGGUAUGUAAAUGUGGAAGGGAUGCGGGUGGCGCUGUGGGUUAAACCACAGAGCCUAGGACUUGCCGAUCAGAAGGUUGGCGGUUCGAAUCCCUGCGACGGGGUGAGCUCCCGUUGCUCGGUCCCUGCUUCUGCCAACCUAGCAGUUUGAAAGCACGUCAGAGUGCAAGUAGAUAAAUGGGUACCGCUCCGGCGGGAAGGUAAACGGCGUUUCUGUGCGCUGCUCUGGUUUGCCAGAAGCGGCUUAGUCAUGCUGGCCACAUGACCCGGAAGCUUACGCCGGCUCCCUCGGCCAGUAAAGCGAGAUGAGCGCCGCAACCCCAGAUUCAGUCACGACUGGACCUAAUGGUCAGGGGUCCCUUUACCUUUACUUAUGUAAAUGUGGAGACUGAGGAUCCUUCAUGGACCUGGUCCCAAGUUAUUAAUAGUUUUAAAAGUCAAAACCAACAUGUGAGGAAAUCAGGACUUUGCCAAAGGGCUUCUGGCCUCAGGAUGACUAGAAUUUUAAAAUAUGUCUUUUUUGAUUUCUUGGCAACUGAUUGAUACCCUUUAUUGAUUGAUGCUAAUGCCCUUAUUCCUGUUAUCAUUGUCUCCUGGGGACAUCCUGCCUGACACUUGCAGCUUCUAGACCUGGCACUCUCAUCCAGAAGCAGGUUUACAGCUGAGCCUAAAUGGGUUCUUCCCUUUUACAAAGCCCUAUGCAGAGGGGUUUCCCCAUGAUCAAACAUCCAACUGGGGCUCAGCUGUUAGGAUGCAGGCCACUGCUUGUGUUGCUUGCAGCCAAAGCUGACCUGUUGGAUCUAGUUACCUGUUAUUUUAUUUAUUUGGAACUAGGAAAACUAACUGGGCUAAACUUUGACAACCUUUGCUUUAAAUUUCUGUAACAGUUGUUCAUAGACCACACCUUUUAAAUGUGUGUGUUCAUGUGUUCAGGAUCAUUUAUUAGAUGGUGUGUUUUUGGGAGGACUACUCUGUGCUUAGUUCAAAGUGUGCCUGUUGUGAUUGGUCAAUGUUUGGGUGGGAAUUAAAGGAGGGAUGGUUGCAUGGUAGAAUAAUGCUAAAAUAAUUAACAUGCUGUCCAAAAGUCUAUUGUUUAAAGAGCUGAAUUCAGCCAUUGCUAAUUACCAUCAUGGCUCAUUCACACUGGUAGCUUGCUUCUUUGGUUUACUUGUUUGACUGCAGUGCAGGCAGCUGCUUGGCAGUGCUGUGCAUUAUGACUUGACAGUGUAAAUGAAAAUAUUGCACCUUUGCAAAAAAGCCAAAACAAAAACUGCUUGCCCAGUUGGUUAGACUUUGAACAUUCAUUUCUCGUGGGUCUCACUAUUGCAUCACCAGUCUUGUUAAUACCCUGAUGUUGUAUCCCAAUGUUCUUGUCUGUUUUGCUAAUGCCUCAAAUACUAGGCCAGAAGACAACGUGAGAGAAGUUGUGUGCAGUGUUUAAAGGGAAAUAGGAAGUAACUAUUGAUGCUGCAUGCUCAACAAACUGUGUAGCGAAGUGGUAUGGAUGUUGCUUGGAUGUUAUAGCUGUGAAAUUUGAGUGUGGUUGCAGCCACCAGUGGUGAUGUUAUUGGAUGAAAAUGUCAUAAGCCAAGGGACACAACACUCUAAAGUAGGCAUAGGCAAACUUGGCCCUCCAGAUGUUUUGGGACCACAACUCCCAUCAUCCCUGACCACUGGUCCUGUUAGCUAGGGAUUAUGGGAGUUGUAGUCCCAAAACAUCUGGAGGGCCGAGUUUGCCUAUUCCUUCUCUAAAGCAUCUAUUAAAGAGCUGUGUUGUGGUGUUAUAGAAUAAAGGGAAUCUGUUGCCUUUUCCAUGCCAAAGAUGCUCUGGGCUUCCUUCCACCUACAUACAUUCAUGUUGCAUGUCCUGGAAAAAAUGGAGAUUCCUUUGAAAUGUGUAGGAUGUUCAGAAGCUCUGAUUUUGAUCACUGUAAGUGGCUAUUUAGAACAGAAUCAUCUGGUGUCUUACCUGUACUUCUCCAGCUCCUGUUCUUAGCUGGAGUUUGGGGUGGUUGCCUAAUUUUGCUGUUUACAGUGAUUCUGACCUGACCUCAUUUGGAUGGAUGGAGGGGGGAAUGGAAUUGAGAGCAGAACUGAAGGGAUUAUCAGGCAGCUACAAGUAGAGUGCUUCUGCCACAGCUGCUACUCUGAAUUAACCCAAUGUGUUUGGGGAGGGUGACCUAGCCAGAUAUAACGGCUUCUUUGCCUUUGUUUGUUCUUUACAAAAUGAUUGAGUGUGUUGAGGCAUACAGGUGCCCAGCUGCAAAGGCAGGAGAAAGGACAGAGGAGGCAGUGCAUUUACUGCAGUGGGUCCUGCUGUGGAUCAGACAAGUGCAAGGUAGAGCAGGUUGCAAAAUGCUAGGAGUCGAGGGGGUUCUUUUUUAAGCUUGGUUCUUUUUAUUCCAUUAAAAUGAAAUAUAUUGUUGCCCUGCUAAGCUAUAGCACCAAUAAAGCUAAAAUGUUAAUCAGAAACAUUUAUGUUUGAAACUGAAUGAUCUCUCUUUCCUAAUAUGCAGAAGUGUACGUACAUACAUACGUGCGUUAAACACUCCUCCCAAUCUAUGAUUGGAAUAAAUUCUGAAUCUUAAGUUUUUCUAUUGGGAUCUUGACCCAUUUCUCAGAUUUGGCCUUUUUGGAUAUGGAGGUUUGGAAAAACUACCGUAUCUGACAGUAAGAGCUGUUUGAUAGUGGAAUAGUCUCCCUUGGGAGGUUGUGGACUCUCCUUCCAUGAAGGUUUUUAAGCAGAGGUUGGAUGACCAUCUCUCAUGGAUGCUUUAGCUGAGAUUCUUGCAUUGCAAGGGGUUUGGGCUAGAUGACCCUUGGGGUCCCUUCCAACUCUACAUGUUUAUGAUUCUUUUAUUCCCUCUAGCUUGAUGACUCUUCUGAAUUGGCUCACAGGUGAGUGUACACCCAAGUAAAUUAUUCCAGAUGCACAAGCAUCAUUCCUUUUUAAGUCAUGUUGGUUUAAGGACUAGCCAGCAACAAAUUGAAGCAUUUCUUGUUUGAUAAAUUUGAUCCCAUUUUGUAUCAAGAGGUUUGUUGGCAUUCUUUGGGUAUAUUGGUAACUAUUGUAGUCACUUACGUGCAGUGUCCUGUGGAGAGAGUGUUAAGCAUUAUCUCCCAAAAGCAGUUUCCAUGUAUGGAAAUCAGAAAUGGAAACUUUCUCAAUUAAUUAUUACUCCUGACACUUUGCAUAUAAAACUGUAUAUGUGAGUAACACAACAUGUACUUGGCGUCAGGUAGUUCUAGUUACAGGUAGGUGGCCGUGUUGGUCUGCUGUAGUCGAAACAAAAUAAUAAUAAAAAUUCCUUCCAGUAGUACCUUAUAGACCAACUAAGUUUGUUCUGGGUAUAAGCUUUCGUGUGCAUGAUACACACUGAAGCUUAUACCCAGAACAAACGUAGUUGGUCUCUAAGGUGCUACUGGACAAUUUUUUAAAUUUUUUAAUUUAUUACAACAUGUACUUAUUUAUUUUAGCUAUUUGUUCUCUGCCACUGCUAGGUAGCUUGUUGGGAUUUUUAAACCUUUGCCUUUUGGUUUUUGAGCUCCACAAUCUUUUGGGCUCAGGUGAAUCUGCAAAGCAUUGAUGUCUUUCACCAAACCAUGAGGGCUGGUCUUCUGAAAUGGCUAUUGCAUGUCUUGUGGUUUUAGCUUUAUGGAAGUAUCACUAAAUAAAACUGGCAGAGUUCCAAGUACCGAGCUGCUUUGUUGUGAUCAUUAGAUACUGGCACCUAUAACUCAGGACCUGAAAUCAUGAGUGUAGAAUCACACUGUUAGGUAGAAUUGCAGUCAGUUGUGUGCGUAUUCACAUCAUUUCUUGUUUUGAAAAAUGGGGAAUCUGGGAUUCUAGGGUACAGUUUCGUCAUUUAGGUAGAGGCAUUAACUAGUUAACUAGCUCAAAAGGCCUAGCAAAUUGUGCAAAUGACCCAUUUUACAAGACAUGUUGAGUCCCACUUUCUAGGAAGCCACUUACUGUUCUUGAUGAACAAUAAGCUGUUGGCCAGCUUGGUUCCUUGUUAUACAUUCACUUCACUGAGUUCAUUGAAGAGUUCCUGGGAAUCCUGGAUUGAUGAAUACAUCCAUGUUGCCAUCUAGGCAACCAAGAGGACACAUUCCAGCCAGUCAAAAAUAUUUAAGGAGGGGCAGUGGGGGUUGUGACAUAGGGAGAGGAAGUGUGGCUUGAGAACAUUCCUAUGGGCUGGAUGGUGAGACUUGGAGGGCUGUAUUUGGCCCCCAGUGAUGGGUCUCCAUCCCUGCUAAUUUACAUUACAGAACAAAGAUAUUUGGUGUGAAUGCUUAACUUUUGAUGCUACCUAGCUGGCUCAACUGUUCAAGAACAAAUGGCUUCAUCUUGUUUUAAGAGUUAACAUGAAUAGAUGGAGCUGACUAUGGGUAGUCAUAGCCUUCACAAUCAUAGUUAUCAGGGAAUGCAGGGGGAACUUCUUUAGGGAGUAGCUGUGACAUGAACUACAUUUGGGAGUUGACUGGCAUAUCCAUGAAAAUCUGGGGGCCUUCUCAAAUAAGACCUGAUUCCAACCAUACUGCUUAAACACAUGAGUGUGUUAAAACUAUGUAAUAGUAAUAUGGCUAAUGUAAUAGUAAUAUGCAUAUUGUCCAGAGGAUUCAUGCUUUCUUGAGUUGUCUAAUAGCUGAUAAACUGUUGCUUACAUGCUGCUUUCCUGUGGUAUACACAGGUGUGCACAGCCUAGGGAAAAAGUGCCAUGAGAACGUUGUGGUACAUUUGUUUGGUUUUGAUGAUGCUGCAAAUACUUUGUUACUUUAGCUGUAACUCUGACUACCUUUGAAAUUUAGCACUAGUAGCGGCUCAGAUGUUCCCUAUUGUGAGGAAAGCCUCCCUUUUGGAACUUGCAAGCUUUCAUACUACAGUAUUUUCUUUCAUGGAGUUGGUGGUUUUUCCUUGUUUAAUUUAGAAGCAUGCGUAUCGGCCUGUCUUGUGACUGUGUUAGGGGAGUUGGUAACCGCUUGUUUGUGUGCAAAUUGACCUUUCUGGUGAAGCUUAUUGUGAAAGAAACUAAAAUCCAAUGUGGUGUCCAUAUAAAUUAGGUCUACUAUCUAUCAAUUUUUUGAAGCAUAAACUUGAAAGAAUGUGGCUGAUUCAUGGCACAUUUAUUCUGAACAAGUGGCAACCUGUAGGGGAUUUGGCAGUAGUUUUCUACAGAAGGUCACUUCCAGAGCCUCUUAAUUUCUUAAAAUUGGGUAGUCCUCAAUCCUGAAUAGACUGGAAGAGCUCCCCCCCCGCAUGUGUGCAAAUUUAUGUGUGCAUGCCAAAUUCCUUCUCAUCUGUGAAGCCAGUCACUCUCUGGCUAAUCUACCCCACAAGGUUGUUGUGAGGAUUAAAUGUGGGAAACAAACUAGGCAUGCUUUCUCGAACUCCUUUGUGGAAGGACUGGAUAUAAAUAAGAGAGAAUCCCCUAACUACAGUAGUAUCACUUCCCAACAUGAAAACUAUUUCUUAGGAGAUGAAAACUUUUCACUGUCUAGUUGCAUUACAGUUUGUGUGUUAAUGCUGCUGGAGACCAAACCUUUGGUUUUCAGAGGAUUGCUACUCCUUUGUCAUCUCACCCGCACACCUUGAGACUAGCAAUAAACCUAUAGCUCAGUGUGGUUUCUACAAGCCUCCUUUCCUUUGUUCUGCCUUUCCUUCAGGUCAAGGAAGAGCUAGAUGGGUAGCCUCUCUUGUUUUGCCCAAAGGAUACAUUUCUACUUAAAAUUUCCGCCCACUUGGUUUGUCAGAAUAGCUAAACUGGAAGCAUAGAAAAUGAUGCUGCAGACAAGACCAGGUUAAAAAUAGCUUAAUAUGCAACUUCAUUUGUGAAUGGUUCUUAAGCAGGGGUCGGCAAGGUUUUUGUGGCUUGGGCCGGUUCACGGUCCCACAGACACCGGAGUGGGCGGACACACGCAUGCGCAAAUGCUAUUUUCGAUACUCCUUCCGACACGGAGGAGGCGUGCACAACUUCCCAUUGGCUGCAGGAGCUUCCUGCAACCAAUGGGAAGCUGGCCAGCGUCGCAGAAGGUGGUCCCCUGUCUGCUCCACACCGGUUUAGCGCAGUGCACGGAAGCUGACCAAGUGGGCGGCGCGGGUCCCUGAGUGGACGGCAGGGGUCCAUGGGCCAGUUAAAUGACCCCUAUGGGCCGCUUGUGGCCCAUGGACCAUAGGUUGCCAACCCCUGUUCUUAAGGGUACAAAUGAAAUCAUAACCUAUCUAGAAAAUCAAAUGUUGCAGUAAGACAGGGUUUCCCAAACUUGGGACUUUAAAAAUCUGGGUAAUUAAAUGUUAACCUGUCUUUUAGGAAGUACCACUUCAGACUGCAGGUUGGUGCUCAUGUGACUGAAUUGCCCUUGGUUGAAAGAAACCCCCUUACAUUUUUUCCCCUCUAUCACAAACGGUUUUGAUUUUAUAGCACUCCAAAGUUUCAUGAAAUCUGCGUUUCUGUCCCUCUUGAGAUCCUCGGCCUUGUGUACAUUUUAUUUUAUUUCCUCCAAGAAAGGGGGUUUCUUUCAACCAUAAAGGAAGGGUGUACACCAAGUUUCAUCAAAAUUCAAGACAGUGGGUGGCAUGACCGCGUUGAACUGACCUGGAAUGACCCUAGAGAGAAAUGGACUGAUGUGUUUUUAGGGUUAUUACUGAUGUGCAGAAGUUCUGUUCUGAUCUUGGUUAAAGAUUUGUCCUACAGAGUGAAAAUAAUAUGAUUUUAAAGUUUAAAUGUAAUUUGGGGUCCACACAUUUUGUCUGGCAUUGGUAGCGACAUAAUGUGUUGUCACCAGAACCCUGAUCUUGUCCUUCAACAUAAUUUUUACUUGGAAGUAAGUUCCAUUAUAUUCAAUGGAGUUUUGUAGUGGGUUGGUCAUGUAGUCCAGUGUUUUUCAACCACUGUUCCGCGGCACACUAGUGUGCUGCAAGAUGUUGCCUGGUGUGCCGUGGGAAAAAUUCAAAAGAUUUUUAAAAAAAUAAAAAUUCAAAUUUUCGCCCACUAGGCGGGGGCCGGACUGUGUCCUGGGUAUGGGUGGGGUUUUUGACCCCACCCUCGGCCAGCAGGGGCGCCGAUUGGCGCUCCUCAGGGGGACACCCUCCAGCCUGGACCUAUCACAGUAGGACAUCAUCUUCCGACUUCCUUCCCGCGCGACUCGAGUCACCAGGAGGACCGGAGAAGUUGUCAUUUUAUUUCUCUUCAGUCUCCACUGAAUGCCUUGACUGGGUUAGGGACCCUUAUAGCUCAGCAUCAGUUGGUGGAAAGGACAUGACUUUACAGGAGCAGGAGGAACUAACUGAACUGAGACAAAAUCGUGGUUUCAAGCUAAGAUUUGCUGAUCUACCUUUGGUCAGUUUUUGGUUGGAUACUGCCAAGGAGUUCCCCUUCUGGCAAACAAAGCUAUUUUGACAUUGCUCCCAUUUUCCACUACAUAUCUGUGUGAGAUGAGCUUUUCAAGCAUGAUUGCUAUAAAAACUAAAUACAGAGAGAGACUGAGAGCUGUUGACGAAGAGCUACGUGUGUGUCUUUCUUCGAUUCCAGCCAGAAUAUCAGCUUUGUGUUCAGCCAAACAGGCCCAGGUUGCGCACUGAAUAAAGUAUUUUGUAAUUUUUCAUAUUUCUGUUUACUUACUAUUUCAUAAUAAAGUAAUUAUAAAGUACUUUCUUUGUGUUUAUUUGAUUCCUAUUCAAGAGAAUUACUUUAUAUAUAGUCAAUACAGGCACAGUUAAAUUUUUUAACAUUUUCUAAUGGUGGUGUGCCUCGUGAUUUUUUUCAUGAAACAAGUGUGCCUUUGCCCAAAAAAGGUUGAAAAACACUGAUGUAGUCCAACCCUCUGCAAUGUAGGAAUCCUUCCCACAGCUGUUCCUGGGUGUGCUUGAACCACCAACCUUCUCGUUAAGUUGGAACUUUGCAUGUAAGAAGGAAAUCCUAAAGUUCCUAGGAACACUCUUUGACCAUAUUGUAUAUGAGUUUGUGUUUUUGACUGGAGAUGUUUUUGUUUUGCUCGGAUGUCAAAUCUUCUGGUGUUCAACAGAUCCAUGAUUUAAUAAAAUUUCUAAUUUCUCUUUUCUUUUGCAAGAUUUACUCAAAAACCAAGCAUGUCACAGGAAACGGAAGACAGCAUUGGUAAGUGUUCUUCUGAUUAUCCAAAAUCAGAGUUUGCAAUCCCUUCUGUCCCCAAUCAUUCUAAAUUUUCAUUUUUUAAAGUUCACUUUUAGUCUUAAUUGUGGCAUUGGCACACUGGCACAAAUGGCAUUGGCACAGUGGUCAAUUGAGUAGUCAGAUAUUAUGCACUGAUUGUAUAUUAUUUGACCACAGUCGAAUAUUGAGCUGGUUUACGCAUAAGAUCGCAGUCACUGUGCUUAGAAUUCUUAAGUUAAAUUUAUAAAGUUAAUUCCUGAAGUAUAUCUGAUUAUUUGACAGAAUUUGAUCAGUCCUUCACCAGGCAAAUGCCUGACCCUACAAACAAGUACAUAAAGAGCUCUGAGUUUGCUGUUAGUUUAAGAUUUUGACCUGAAUGAGUUUUAGACCUGGAAGACAUUUUCUCCCUUGGUUUGAAAAAUUUGCAAGUAUGUGAUCUUAUGUACACUCAGCUUUUUCAAAAAUUUCUGUGAAAAGCAGUUAUGAUGCCAGAAGCUUUUCUCAAAACAGCUUCUGGGUCACAAUGACAGUUCUGCGGUUGAGAGGUUAUAGGUCAGUGGUAGAAUUCAAAAAUGCUUUCCAGGCAGAAGGUCCCAAGUUGCAUCCCCAGCAUCUCCAUGUAAGGCUAGGAAAAGCUGCUGUUUGAAAACCUGGGGAGCUACUUUCAUUCUGAGUAGAUAGUACUGAGCUAAAUGGACCAAUGGUUGUGGUGUACCAAUGGAGAAGGAAAAUGAUUUAUUUGGGUUCAGAAGCACUUCUCUAAUUUAUUUGUGCAUGGCAUUAUGCCAUGUGUUGUGUGUGAAGGAAAGGAUUAAACACGAAUUAAAAACAGUUGUCUGUGCUAUAUGACUUUCCCAGGUCAAAUUAACCUAUGUAGGUGACUUUAAUUGAGGGCAUAAAAAGGAUUUGGCAAGUUUCAAAAUUUGUGCAAAGCUGGCAGUAAGAUGCUGUAAACUCUUUUCCAUCUGAUUUUUUUUUUUUUUGCCAAAAUUCUUAACAAUACAUAAUGUGCAGCAAAGGCAAUUACUUUUGCAAGUGACCCACCUGCCUUUUGACAUUUCUGGUGUUGCCUGAUCUAUUAGAGAUAAUUGUAAGAAACUAUUUGUUUUGUGGAUGAUAGACUGUACAUUCUGUCCUUUUAAAAAGACUCCCCCCAAAGGAUAUGGCAAAGAGAUUUUCUGACUUAGUUUUAUUGUUGCAGCCUUUUAAAAAGUUUGUGACCCCAAAUCUGCACAGUGGCCAUUGAUUUUUAUUUUUAUUUUUUGUAGUCCAAUACUUGGGAACCAGGAGGCACUGUUCUGUCAUGCAUUGUCCCAGUGCCCGUAAUGACAGGGAUUAGUUAUGGAAAGGCCAGCUUGGGACACAGCAGAAAUCGGUCUCCAAGGCCCUAAUGACUUGGUUGGCAUAACUGCAGUUUCCUGUCUAUGCUGGAGUCCGUGACUGAAAUGUCUUCGUGUUGGUGCUCCUGAUGACAGCAGAGCUACUAUUAUGUGCUGUAAUUGUUCCUUUAAUUGGAUGUUUCACUAGUGUUACUGCCCCAUUUCUUUUCCCUUGAGAUUUGAUGCAAGCUAUUCUGUACUGCAGAAUGCUCUUUGGAUAAUCUAAGUGAUAAUUGUUGUAAGGGUUCUAUUCUUAGAUGCAGUGCUUUUUUCUGGGGGGGACGCAGGGGUACGCAUACCCCUAAACAUUUUGUGAAUCUAAGUUUGGCCUCAUUGAGGGGCAGUAUUUCAAGAUGAGUAGGAAAAUGAGAGAACCCCUAAACAUUUUUUGAGAAAAAAGGCACUGCUCAGAUGUAUUUAAUAUUCCCCCCAUAGUAAUGUAUGCCUUCAUGGUGCAGUGAUCAAAUCUGCAAACUUUUCAUGGCUGAGUUAAUGCAGCUAAAGCCAAAAUUCCUGCGACUUUUGAAUCAGAGGGUUUAACACUGCCCCCCUCCCCACAAACAGCCCAGCUUGGCAAUGCUAGAUUUCAGUUGCUAGGAGCAAUUGAUGCAGCAUGUUGCUGUUUUAUCUUACCAGGUAACUAUUUAAGAUCUCUAUAGCCUUGUACUCACAACAUAGAGUGAACAUGGGGAGUCUUGUGUGCCUGCAUGGAGUCUGUGUACUUGCAGCUGUUCCAGCGUAGGGUUCUCCCUGUGUAAUUAGGAAUCCUGGAAGAGAAUCUUGCAUGCAGAUAGUUGCAUCUUUGUGGACUCUAUGUGUACAUUAAAUUGAAUGCAUGUAGCUUGGGGGACGAUGGGGCUACUUCCCUCCCACCAAGUAUCAGUUACCUACUGCAAAUAGGGCUCUGGGCAGAGGCCAGAGUGGCCAUGAAGCAGAGCUUUGCAGUCCAGUCUUUUGAGACCAGCUCUGUUGACUUCAGCACUUUCUCCCCCAUCUUUUAUUUACUUACAUGUAUUUCCCAACCAGGUGGCUGGACUGAUUUCUGUCCUUUGCCAUUUGUUUGUUUACCGCUUGCACAAUAGGUGCUUAGCUAUUUAGAUUAGAAGACCUUGUGAGUCUUCUGAGUAGCAUUGUUGUGCACCUUGUUGGCCACGAGGGGAUCCCAAGGAAAGUUUUUCCCCAGCUGCUUUUUGAAGAAACUGUGAGGAAGAAGCAGUUUCUGCUUGGUUGCUGCAGCUAAUCUGCUACCUUAUGGAGUAAUAUGGCUGAUAAUAAGAUAAAAUCUAUUAGAUUGAGCUUUUGUUUUGCCUUGUGUUCUCAUGAAAAGAUUAAUUAAAUUUUUUUAAGCUUGUGGAUAUUAAACCCUCCAGAGGAGAAUACAUAACAGUUGUCUGGGUUUUAUGAUGCAGUGAGGAUUAAUGUGAAUCAGCAUAGCAAUGCCUUUUUGGUGCAGGUCUCUAUUAAAAGCUUGCUGUGUGAUUCUUGCUUUCCUAGAAAACUUUUUACUCUUACAGCAGCAUUCUGAAGUCGUAUGUUUUUAUUUUCCCUCCCUUGCAUAACUGAAAAUGGGGCAAAUUUUACAGAAUGGAUUUGAUUUGGAGGACACAGCACUAGAGGAAAUGGUAUAUUUGUAAAUCUUUUGCCGCUGUGUUCAAAUGUCACAUUAAGGCUUAGUUAAUGGUUAGCUAUGACUUAAUGCAAAUGAGCAGAGUUUUGAUGCACAACAAUCCCUGCUUCAUUCCUCCUCUACUUUUAGUUGUGCCAGGAGCAGCAAGCCUUGACUUGUGUUGUCCAAAGUCAGGCUCAUGAUUUGGUUCUCUUUAAGCGACCAUGGACCUGGUUUCACAUGUAAUUCUAAACCUAACCAUUGCUUACCUCUGGGUGGUGCAGCAGCAGGAGCAGGACCAGGGAAGAGGUGAAGAGACUGCAGUUUCCCCCAUGGAUAUUACAGGCUUGCUAAGCCACACUUUGACUUCACGUUACAUGUGAACCAGGCCUUUGAAAUGCAUUUAAUGUUACUAUGCAGCAUUGUAAUGGUAUUGCACUGAUGUGCUGGCAACACUAAUUUCUAUUUUGUUGAUAAAGCCUCCAGGAUUUUAGAUGGCAGGCUUCUUGGGGACAUGGACUAUGCUUGUGUCAGUGUUUGUUUCAGUGUUUGCCCUGCUUCUCUCCUCUUCCUUAAACACAUCCUCAAGGUGGGUUGAGCCCAGCUUGUCUGUUUCUAUGCAGCACCAGCCUCACUAUUCCUCCCAACUGAGCUCUGAUCCUAGAAGCAAGCUCACCUGUGAGAAGAAUAACAUUGGGAUGGUGGGAGUGGGGAGGUCAAUAGGGAGGUGAGGUGAAAGUGAAAGGAAUGUCUCCCAAUAUUCACGUCUUAUUCUUAAGACCGGUCCCAUAUAAAAGGCAGGGCAGAGUUUAAUGAGAUCUUGUUAAGCCUCUGAAUAGUAAUGAUGAUGGCAAGGAUAUGGCAUACACAUUUUAAAAAUGGAAUAAAAUAGAUUUGCUGAGUCUUCAUAUUUGGCAAAGGCCUUAUCUGUGGCAGUUGUAAACAAAAUUUACUGCUGACUAUAAUUCACCCUUAUUAUUUCAGUUCAAGAUUUGCAGGCAUGUUGGUCAGAAUGUUGUUGUUCCUGUUGCACUUGCCUGUCUGACAAGCCUCAACUUGGCAUUCAUGCCCAUUUUUUCUGGUUGCUCCAAUUAUAUAAGUGCCUCAUGUUAUGUGUUGUGUAGUCAGGCUCUUCUGCUCUCGAGACACUAGAUGGCAGGCUUCACUUUGAGCUUUCUACCUGUGUGGCAAAAAAUACCUGCUUCUUGUUUGUAAUGAGUUGUUUUUAGAAUUCUAAUGGAAGAUUUUACCUUAUGUACAGCUUCCAAGUGUUAAGCUAGGAAUAGUCAUUGUAGUGCCUUCCUAGUGUUGUUGGAUUCCAACUCCCUUCAUUUUUUACCAUUGGCAAUGCUGACAGGAGUUGAUGGAAAUGGGAAUCAGACAUCAUCUAGAAGGCACUAUAUCGGCUAUCUCAGUGCAAAGGUAUAACGUCAGCAUUCAUUCAUGAGAACUUUUUUGUUUACAGUUGUUUGUUAAAAUAUUUUUUCCACAUCCUUUCAAUUUGUGGUUCCAUGAAGCAACUAUGAAAAUACUGAUUGUUUUAGUACAUUGUUUUAAAGCAUCAUGCCUAAAAUACAAGGCACAUCUCAGCAACAGCAACAACAAAAUAGACAAUAGAAUUAUAGCAACGUCAGUCAUUCAGCAAUUAACUCCAAAAGGCAGGGAAACCCCUCCAUGUACAGUGGUACCUCGCAAGACGAAUGCCUCGCAAGACAAAAAACUCACUAGACGAAAGGGUUUUUUGUUUUUUGAGCUGCUUCGCAAGACGAUUUUCCCUAUGGGCUUGCUUCGCAAGAUGGAAACGUCUUGCAAGUUUGUUUCCUUUUUCUCAACACCGUUAAUACAGUUGCGACUUGACUUCGAGGAGCAACUCAUAGAACGCGGUGUGGUAGCCUUUUUUGAGGUUUUUAAAGACUUUGGUGAUUUUUGAAGCUUUUCCAAAACUUUCCCGACACCGUGCUUCGCAAGACGAAAAGAAUCGCAAGACGACAAAACUCGCGGAACGAAUUAAUUUCGUCUUGCGAGGCACCACUGUAAUAGCUGUAGACUAAUGAAGAUGGAAUGAGAUGGACCUUCUUUGGAAGGAAGCUCCAAUUUUCAUGCCAGUGUUGAAAAGACUCUGAGCAGCAUGAUAAUCUACGAUAUGGGUGGGGGUGAGGUCACAAAGUGCAGGGCCUCUCAGAAGGCUCUUCAGUGAAUGGACAAGCUGAUAUGGGAUAAAUCUUGUUAUAAAAGUUGGGUUGAUGGGUGGAAUAUAAAUUUAGUGAGUAACAUAAUAAAUACAUUAUAGGAGUCAUAGCCCAACAACAUCUAAAGGGCUGCAGCUUCUCUGCCCAUGAGGCAAAGCAGGGCUGAGGAACCUAUAUGGCCCUUCCAGUGUUGCUGGACCCCAAACUCUCAUGAGCCCCAGCCAGCAUAGCCAGUGGUCCAGGAUGAUGGGAACUGUAGUCUAACAACACCUGAAAGGCCACUGGUUCCCUAUCCCUGCUGUAAAGGGCUUCCAUGGGCUUUUUACUGAAAUUACAUGUGAAAUUGCUCUGUGUUCCAUUCUUUAUGAAACAAUAGAAAUUUGACACUUGAUGAGGUGGUUUGGUGUUGUCUUAAACUUAAGUGUCUCUCUGCGUGUUGCAGGGAUGGAGCUUCAAAUUUAAUGUUUUAGUGAGCUGGGUGGGGGGACCUAAGUAAUUUUUCUUCCUUAAUGCAAAAUCUAUCCUUGUAAUUGGCAUAAAAAACACUGACUCUUAGCAAAUUGCUGAAACACUGUAAGUGGGGUGCAACAUCUCUCUCAAAAGGGCAUCAGGCCAGUGGGAGUCAACUGUGCAUUUCAGCAGUUUCGAAUGGUGCUGUGUGGGAAGCUAUUUCCGUUAGCUCCAAAUUUAUUUCAUGUUCGUUUACUGUUCUUGUGUGUGUAGCAAUAUCAACACCCUAUUUUAUGUGGGCGGUGGUGGUUCUCAUAUAAGGACUAAACUCACAGUGGCCCUUCCUUUGGUCUCAUUCUUCAGUUAUUUGUCUUCUGGGACUGUUGUUGCAGCAGAGGCACAGUAAGGGGCUUACAGAAAGGCGCUUCUCGUGGGCUGAGCACAUGUCUGCACCUUGGUAACCUGGCAUUAUUCAUUUAUUUUAAAUUUAUAUGUUCUAGGUGACAAGCAAAACUUAAACUUGCAUAAAACAAUUUAACAAAGCAGUUCAAAAUAAGAAUACAGUGGUACCUCGGGUUACAGACGCUUCAGGUUACAGACUCCGCUAACCCAGAAACAGUACCUCGGGUUAAGAACUUUGCUUCAGAAUGAGAACAGAAAUUGCACAGCAGUGGCAGCGGGAGGCCCCAUUAGGUAAAGUGGUACUUCAGGUUAAGAACAGUUUCAGGUUAAGAACGGACCUCCAGAAUGAAUUAAGUUCUUAAACCGAGGUACCACUGUACAUAGAAGAAUCCUCUAAGUUAUAAAUCUGAGAUGAUCAGAUCUCUCCUUCUGCUGUUUGCAAUGGGUGCUGUAUGCAGGGGCAUAAGAAGAGGGGGUGAGAAGGCGGCUCACCCCAGGUGCCACCCUGGGGUGUGUGUGUGUGAUAAGAUGGCCCGCUGCCUCCCUGUGGCGUUCGUACGUGCCCCACCCCGGGUGCUGACAGUGGCGGAGCUUCAUGCUCCAGCACCGGGGGGCGGAGAGCAGGCGGGGAUGGGGCUGGCACGCGUCCCGGGGGUGUGGCACACCAACCACAGGGGCGUGACAUGCAUCUUGGGGGCAUGGCACCCAGCGCGGGCGGGGGGCAGCCUCGAUGGCACCCCACCAGGAUCACGCUGCCGGGUGCGGUGCGCUCCCCACACACUCCUCUUCCUCCGCCAGUGGGUGCCGGAGAGGCUUCCUCGGCCCCUGGCUAUAUGGCUCCAGUGGAGGUGGCAACGGAGGGCUGCCAUUCGCUCUCUCCUUCCUACUCUUUUUGCCAUGCAGGUUUAAUCCCUGUAUUGGACAACUGCAUAUUCCUGCAUUGCAAGGGAGUUGGGCCAGAUGAUCGUCAGGGUGUCCCAACUCUACAAUUCUGUGAAUCUUGGAAUAGAGUGUUCACCUCUAUCUUCAGAGAGUAAUUUUUGGGAGGUUUUUUCCCCCCCUUUUUAAAUACAUCUGCUGAAAGUCUUAAACAAACCUUUAAAAUGGCCUGCACCUUUGAUGUAAGUGAAGCCUUCCCCUCUGACACUUGAUGCCCCAUUCACUGUUUGAAGCCUAGGAAUUUGCUCCAAUGCUAUCGGAUGCUACAUCAGAACAUCUACAUUAAAAAAAAUAAAAAUAAGGAUGAUCAUACUUAAGGCCGACUGUCUCCUUCAGUUCUACAGAUACAUGACAUUUGGUUCUCAAUGUUAUCUGCAGAUUCUUGAUUCAGUUUUGGGCUUUGGGCCUCCAAAGUUGCAGGCAGCCUUUCUCCAUGGUGCGGAGUCCCUGUGCUCUGCAAACACACCUGUAUCCAUGCACCCUGACUCCCAUGCUGCUGAUUUCAUGUGUGAAUCGAGCCCAAGACUGGCCUUUUGAGGAGAUGCAGGCAACAGCUGGGUGAGGUGAGCAUUUCUCUGGGUUGCUGCAGCCCUGGUUUUUUUCUACCUUCAAAAGCUACCUGAAUACUAGUUGCUGAGAGAGGAUUGUUGUUGCCUUCAUGAUGGACUGUUGGGCGCCUCGUUACUUUCUGGUGGCCACAGAAUGCUGGACUAAAGGGGCAUUUUGCCUGAUUCAUUAUUGCUGCUCUUAUGAGGUUUGCAUACUCAUCCUGGCUUGUUUUGAAACCCACAGCCUUUUGACUUCCCGGGGCUCUUCUUUUAGGAGUCUUAAGGCAUAUCAGUCCCAUGUUAGCCUGACUCAGGGGUAGGCAACCUAAGGCCCAUGGGCCACAAGCAGCCACGGGGGUCGUUUAACCAGCCCACGAGCCACCCCCGAACCGAGCUGCCUGCACGGCGAGUCCCCACGUGCUGUGCUAAACCAGUGCGGCGCGGCACAGGGGCUCGCUUCCGCGGUGCCGGAAAUCGCAUCUGUGCAUGCUCUGAUGCCAACGCCGGAAAUCGUGUUUGCGCAGAUUCCAGAAAUCGCGGCCGUGCCUGUUUUCUCCUGCUUUGCAUGCACAGGGUGCAAUUCUGACUUGAAAAAUAUUACCAUGGAAAAAUCGGCAUGUCUUCUAUUGUGCCUGUCAUGAAAUCAAACUUUCCUUUUGUUUCCUUUGGCUUUCCAGUGUUACAGUUCCUUAUUAAGGAAAAGGUGAGAAGCAAAUAAUUCUUGCUGCUCUUUGCAGUGCUGCCCAGUAGGUUUGACACCCACCAGGCAUAUCUCGGUUGAUCCAAGUGUGACAAUUUCCGAAGGCUGUGCUGGAAAUAGGUAUAGGUAAGAACAAUGACAGAUAUGACAAAUCAGCCACAUAGAUCUUUAAAAUGCUUCCUGCAACAAAUAUGACUUUUUUAAAUGCCAAGAAUUUCAAAUAUGACUUUUUUAAAUGCCAAGAAUGUCAAAGAGAAUGCUAACAGAAUCUCCUGGGACAAAGCAUUCCAAAACCUGGGUGUUAGUAAAUCCAUCCAUUGUAUGUAAGCCACAGUAUAAGGCAACUUCCUGUGUUCUUUGUGCCGUGCCACAGAUGGGGGUGAACUAGGGUGCUGAAAGAUAGUAGCUUGCACAAGACUGCCUUGGGAGUUCAUGACUGAGGAGGUGAGAUCAAGCUUCAAUUUUUAGCCUUCUGCGCAACUUGCUUGUCUACUCAGCCAGGCACUCUGGGCUGCCAGUCCAUACUGAUGCCUGACAGCUUGAAAUGCCCCCAAUUGCUCUUGCUUCCAAACUCAAUUGGGUCUCUCAUUCUAGCAACUUUUUGUGGGACUCCAAACCUGCUAUGUGUUUGCCUAUGAUUUCUAGUUCUUACAUUUAAGAUUUUGGUAGGAGAGCUUGUGAAGAUAAAAAUGAAAACCCUUCCCAAAUACCAGCUUCAUACAUUCAAUGUGUGUUUGUGUGCGUAAAUAAUAGUCUGAUCACUACAGGAUUCAGAAGUUAAUUGCUUAUUCACUUCAACCACAGGCUGCCUAUACCUGCAAGCUAGAGCAAAGUCUAGAAAGCCCACACAAAGAGGGAUUGCUAACCUCUUGAAACCAAAUGUGUGCAUCUUGUUCUUGUAGAACUGAAAGUGUGAGAUGGAAGGUGUGGGGGGGGGUUGUGUCUAGAGAAAAGCCAAGUAUCUCAGGAAGUGUAAAAGAUCAUAUCUGGAGAAGGAUAACGUUUUUGCAGCUGUUUCUUUCAUAAUGCUGGAGUGCUGCACCUACCUGUUUUUCAGUCCCUGUUAUCGCCACUUGCCAGUUUCCACCCCCCCCAUCCCGCCCUGCAGAAUGGCCUUUCCAUUGUAAGCAGCUGUUAUUUCAUUGUGUCAGUAGGGCUGGACCCGCAUUAUGCAGGAUCUUUGUUGUCCUCCCCCACAUUGCCAGCAUGCUUGACUGAUCCUCAUUAAAUUGGGUUAGGCAUCAGAUUUCUGCAUUUGGCUCUGGGGUUAAUUUAAGUAAGCAAAACACUUUUGUCUUGUUUUACCGGGGUGACCAGGAGAUCUCUUUCAAGUUGCAUAGAUUUUUUUUGUUUUGUUUUUAAAGUACAGAGGAAGAAUUUGGAAAUGUGACUGCACAGGACACAGCCACUUUGACAUUGGGGCUGAGAUUGGGCCCCUGUCCCAAUGAAUGUUUGUGUGGCCCCUAUGCUGUUUGCCUGUGACUGGACCACUAAGGCUAUCUUAUUUCAUCUGGCCUUUGGAUUGGACUGCUUUGUCACUUGGUACGCUCUCUCUCUCUCUCUGAUGGAGUAGUUUUGCUGCCCUGUUUAUUUUCAUUCUGUCUUAUGAAAAGCAGCUACAAAGUUCAGGUCUUUUUAGCUUAGGGAAAAAUCAAGUCAGGGGUGUGGCGGGGGGAAGACACAUGAUACAGGUGGAUAAAAUUAUGCAUGGUCUGGAGAAAGUGGAAAGGGAAAUGCUUCUCUCUUUCAUACAUCCAUUGAAGCAGAAUAGUAGAAAAAUUCAAAACAAACAGAACUAUGUGUAGUUAAACUGGAAUUUACUACCACAAGAUGUAGAUAUGGCCGCCUUGGAGUGCUUUAAAAGGGGAUUAGACAAAUUCAUGGAGAAUAAGGUUCUAGUGGAGCUUGGCAAUUGGCAUGGGGAAGUAGCUUGGGAUGCUAAGCAAGCAACCAGAUCAUCUCUGAGAUGGCACAACUUAGUGAUGUUCAUAUUUCUUGGGCAGAUGUGUUGUUGGGCUUGUAGUAACCUGAAUCACAAGGCUGUUAAACUGGAAGGGUUUCUUCUGCGCUGAUCCUGUCUUUGGGGAACUAUUUAUUCAUAAAUCAUUUCAAAAGGUAUAUUGGUGCAAUGUACAAGGAGGCCAAACCUGUAAUUAUGGUUACAUUCAUGCAAUUAGGAAAGCCUAGCAAAAAGCAGCUUGUGUGUAUCUGUGACAAAUAAGUGAACUACUGUGGAAGUCGAGAAAGUUUUAGUGAUUACAGAACGAAAUGUGAAGAGCAUUUUUGCUCCUGAAUUUAUCUCUUCAAAAUGAAAGAGUUUAACCAGUUUCUUGUUUGAAAGUUCCUUUCAAUUACUUACCAGUGGUGGCCAAAGUCUUCCCGAAGUGAUCAGCUGCUGAGCUUGCAUAUGCUGAACUUGCUUCGCAUUUUAAUAAGCUUCUAGUCCAGUUAGAAAGUAAAAUAGGGCAGGUGCCUGUAAAUAUUGGUUGCUUCCCAAAAGCUAAACCAAAGAGCUUUUAUUUGGCGUUAUAUAGCUAAGCCAAAAGAGCAAACACUGCUAGUAGUAGGAAUAUGGAAAGCUGCCCCAGACUGAGUCAGACCCUUGGUCCAUCUCAGCUCAGUGUUGUCUGUACUGACUGGCAGCAGCUCUCCAGGGUUUCCGACAGAGGACAUUCCCAGCUUUAGCUGGGGAUUGAAGCUGGGACCUUCUGCAUUCACAGCAGAUGCCCUUCCUCUAAGCUAUGCUCUUUGUUUAUUAUUCUCAUAUUCAAAAGCUUCUUGGACCCAAUCGUGAAAACAUUGAAUUGGAGUCAUAUUGGUACAGGAAGCUCCCCAUUUGUGCAGGGGUUGUGUUCUGGGUUAUUCGCACGUCAGCGGUCAUGCGUCAGCCUGCCGGUGUUGGUAUGUCAAUUGAACGUGUGCAAAAUGGUCACUGCCUGCAUAAGUAAUAGAGGAAAAACCUGGUGCCAGGUAUAUAGGAGACUCCUAGGAAACUAUAGUUUGCAAAGAGGGACAGUCUUGUGUGGGAGUCAUAAAGCCACGGCAAAGGCUUGUAAUAUUGCAGGGUGCCCCCUGACCUCGGCUGACCAGCACUCUGAGCUUUACAAUGUAUUGGAAUGUAUUGACCUUAAAUGGAGUUGUGUUUCCUCUGGGCAGUGAUGACCCUAUAUGGUGAUGGGUGUAAUAAAAGCCUUGACCGGAUGAGGUAACAUGAGACAUUGGCAAACGGCCAUGCGGCUGGAGAGAGACAAAGGAUAAUAAAAAAACUACGGGAGAGGAGAGAAGUUCGAAAAGGAGCUGCUCAUACCAUCCUGAAAAUAUUGCUGGCUCUCUGUGUCUUUAUUUUAUGCUAAACUGCGCCAUUUGUAACGGCUGGCUCCGACAAGUGGUGCCCCGUGUGAGGCUGAAUAAAAGAAUACGUCUGAGGCUUUUAAAAGAAAACCGUGUGAGGUUUUUCGAUUCACGCAAAGGAUAUCAUCGGCUCACCACGCCCGGCAAGGGUUGCAAGCGCUAAUCAUCUUAAAAAGAUCCCGGUGAGUUCGAUCUCUUUUUUCUAUCUUGAUUUUAGAAAAAUGGGCAGCUCUUUGUCUACUCCCCAACAGAAAUUUUUAAAAGACUUAAAAUUUCUCCUCUCCUCCAACAAAUUGGAAGUUCCGGAGGGUGAUUUGAUACAGCUCAUUCUGGCCAUCGAAGAGCAUUCCCCCUGGUUUCCUGCAGAUGGGACUUGGGAAUUAAAACUUUGGGACAAGAUUGGGGCACAUUUUCAUGGGCACCCCAGCAUUGGUCUUCAGAUUCUAAAUGCAUGGUGCAAGGUUCGUUACGCCAUGGGCUCUUUAUCACCAAAAAAUAUCUCCAUGGCUGCAUUGCCAACACAACCUUCAGCUUCUUUAAUUCAGCCUGCUGUGCUGCCAUCUGUUCCAGCACUCGCCUUGCCAGCAGCCCCACACCCCAAACCUCCGGAUUACAGUUCCUCACCAGAGGACCCAAUCCUGCAAAAAUACCGUGGUCUGGCUGGCAAUGAUCCUAAUCUUUCAGCGGCAGAACCAGCUACCCCUUUUCAACGUGCAGUCCUUGCCUGUUCCUUAAUUCAGGAUACUAUGGCAUUCCCUGUUAUUGUGCCCCCUGCUGGUGCCCCGGCAGGCACCCAAGCCCAAUACCAACCUUUUGACUAUAAGAUCUUGAAAGAGCUGCAACAGUCAGUAAAGGCCAAUGGACUCCAAGCCCCAUAUACGCAGGCGCUUUUAGAAGCCACAUUAGCCCAGCUCUUGGUUCCAGAGGACAUCAAGCUUUUGGCCCAUACAGUGUUACCCCCAUCAGCUGGUGUUUUGUUUGCCCACGAAUGGGAAACUGCCUGCCGUGCUUAUGCUCCAGCCUUGUUACAACAAGCAAUGAGAAAAAUUCCAGAACCCAGUAUUCAAUCAAGGUGGGGUUCAAUCAGGCAAGAGGCAAGAGAAUCAUAUUCUUCCUUUAUGGAUAGGCUGCUUACAGCAGUGAGUCGCCAAAUUGAAAAUCCUGAAGCCAAGCAAAUAAUCAUCAAACAAUUGGCCUUUGAAAAUGCCAAUGAGGAUUGUAAACUUGCAUUGCGACCAAUAAUACACAAUCCUGCCACAAACACAGCAGCCAUGCUUCACAUUUGUCAGUCUGUAGGUACAGCCACCCACAAGGCUCAUCUGCUGGCAGCAGCGCUAAAUAAAAACCAGCCUGUAGCCACCGAUACAACUUGUUUCCAGUGUGGCAAACCAGGAUCACCGAUACCCCAGUGGGGGUAGAACAGUGGCCUCUACCAAAAGAAAUAUCCGCAGCGGCGGCACUAGCUAUCUCUGACCAGCUUAUUUCUGAACAAUUGACUUUCGGCCACAUUGAACCAUCUUCAUCCCACUGGCUCCAGCAGACAGGGAACGGUUUGCUUUUACAUUGCCAGCAUAUAACAAUUCGCAGCCCACCCAGCGAUAUCAGUGGGUUGUCCUGCCUCAAGGCAUGCGGAACUCCCCUACACUUUGUCAACAUUUUGUGGGUGAAGCAUUGAAACCUUUCCGCAUGCGCCACCUAGAGGUGCUGCACACGAGCUGCAUCUGGCAGUGUUUGCCUUCCUAACCAUUUGCCUUGCCAUCCUUUGCUGCACCGUUAUACAAGGAAGAGAAGCCGACGACCCAGUCCAGUUGAAACCACCAUAUUUCACCUUAUCGGCUGGUAAGCAGCUGUCGCCUGAAUCUUACUCUGGCUGGCAGUAUCCACAGCUCAGCCACUUUCGAACUAGAAGAACAGUGUUGUUGAAUAAGACUUUUAGGGGAGAAAAUUAUCAUAACAUAUGGAGGGAUAAUAUUUUUGUACAAGAUAUGAUUAUGUUUGCCAGUUUAUUGCAUGCUUCUAAAUGUUUGGUGUGUAUGCACAUGGCGCCUUUUGCCAGUCAUUCAGGCAUAAUGCUUCAUGGUGUGCCUGUCAAUGGAUCUUUUCAAUUUACUAAUAUUACAUCCCCUAAGCAAACUUUUUGGCCUCCAGUACAAUUGACCCUCCAUGAGCCUGCCCCCAUUUGUUUUCAAAUUAAAGAGGGGAAAGAAUCAUGGGGCAUAUAUCCAAACUGUCAAUAUACAUUGAAUUUCACUUUUAAUAGCUCUUGUUCUCUUACAGGAACAUACAGUGACCAAUCUCAGUGCUAUAGGAGUGACACCAGUGCAUGGCUAAUAAACUAGAAAGGAAGCCUACCAUGCAGCUUGGAAUCAGAAUUCUUAUAUUCUUGGCUUCCGGAUGGAAGUUGGCUUCGACAUUUAUUGAUUUUAGUGAUCAUUAUAGUAGUUAUUUGUGUUAUUUUGUGUUGCUGUAUCCAAUGUAUUCCUUCCUUAAUCUCUAUAUGUACUGCAUGGUUCUCCAGUCCGCGGCCCGCUUCCGGUGUCACAAGAGUCGCUUAUCGCGCUCGAUAUAACCGUAUUGGUACUGACAUAUAUGACUCUGAUUAAUAAAAUAAAGAAAGAGGGCAUGUGGGAGUCAUAAAGCCACGGCAAAGGCUUGUAAUAUUGCAGGGUGCCCCCUGACCUCGGCUGACCAGCACUCUGAGCUUUACAAUGUAUUGGAAUGUAUUGACCUUAAAUGGAGUUGUGUUUCCUCUGGGCAGUGAUGACCCUAUAUGGUGAUGGGUGUAAUAAAAGCCUUGACCAGAUGAGGUAACGUGAGACAUUGGCAAACGGCCAUGCGGCUGGAGAGAGACAAAGGAUAAUCAAAAAGCUACGGGAGAGGAGAGAAGUUCGAAAAGGAGCUGCUCAUACCAUCCUGAAAAUAUUGCUGGCUCUCUGUGUCUUUAUUUUAUGCUAAACUGCGCCAUUUGUAACGGCUGGCUCCGACAGUCUUGUGAAUGCAUGAUCACUCCUUUUUCAUCUUUUCCUCAGAGGAAUGUUUUCAUUGCAUUCCUUACGUUAGGAGUUCUUUCAGUUGUGUGCAGACUGAUGCAAACGAUGGUUAAUAUGCUUCCCUCCAAAAACAUUCUGUUUUGUCUGGUUGCCUUUUGCCUUUUGAUGCUCCUCGAGAGCUCUGUCACAUGGCUUCUGCAUCGCUGCCCUUUCUUGUCUACUGUGUUUCUGUGGUUUUUGGCUCAGUUUUCAAAUCUUCAGAAAGUUCCACAUAUGCCUGAACUUACUUGUUUGAGGUUGGAUUAGUUCCCUGUUUUGAAGACUUUUUUGCACAUUGCUUGCCAUCCACCAUUUUAUUUCUUGGCCUAGUGAAGUUAGCUACAUCUGCCUAUACAAGCCUUUCCCCAACUUGAUGCCCACCCUCUGACGUUGAUCUAUGACUCCCAUCUUCGGCUGAUGGGAGUUGUAGUGCAAAACAUCUGGAGCAAACCAAGUUAGGGGAAAUUGGUCUGUGCUGUGCAUUCUGCCUCCCAGAUGUGUUUCCAGAAACUAAAACUAAAACGUUGUCUUCUCUACUUUCAUUAAAGUCUUGUGGGUAUGAUUUUGUUUGGCAUAUAUUACCCCUCCAGCAGAUUUGGGGAAGUCUUUCUAUUUCCUGUUUAGUUAUGGGCUCACAGCUGCCAAAUGAAUUUUGGCACUUUUUCAACAGUACCUUCCUCCAGAUAUCUGGUUUUGAGGGAUAUUAUUCUUUUAAAAACCAGGUAUCUGGAGGAAGGUACUGUUGAAAAAGUGCCUAAAAGUGAAAUAAGAAGGUGGGGCAGGGAGAAGUAACAUCCUUGAUUUGGGGAUGGCAGGGGGAGGGGAAGAAAAUCAUAAACAGAGUUGGAUUUAAAAGCCAGCCGUGAAAUUGUCAAAUCAGAUUGCAAAUCAAGUUGAAAUAGUUGGGACAUUAAAAUUAACUGAUUUGAUUUUAAUCAUUAGUGUAUCUUGCAAACUGUGACUGACCAUAGUUCAUGUUCAGACCUAGCAGUUCUGUUGGGUUUAUUCUAUUUUUUUCUUAAUGAAGCAGAGUGCUUGAAUUCAGCCAACCAAUCUGAAUACUUAUUGGCACAACCUUAUUCUAUCUGUGUUUGACUGUCACUUCCUGGCAUUGAAAGAUGAAAGCUGUCAAGCUUGUUUAAGGACUGUGAAAUUUAGACACUUGUGUGUCCUUCAGAGCUCUCUAGUAAUUGGAAUAAUAUGAACAGUGUGUCUGAGUGAACCCAAAGUGAAUUUGGCUCCCUUUCAUGCUGAAUUUCUGGUUGCAGUUGAGCCAUUCUGAUGGAAUUUUGGAUUUAUUGGACUAUGGAAGCUGUUGGUAGAGACUGGAGUUUUGAAUUUGUUCGGUAAGCUUGUGGUAGUUAGUGGUCAUGGUUCUAACAUUGCAGUCUUUAAUAUUUUAAGGGGUGUGAUACCAAUGAAGUCAGUGUCUACAAAUCAGCGUCUUCUUUCAUAAUGCAAAUGGGUCUUGAACUUGUUUGUUUUUUAGAAGUCCUUUUUUCUUUAUUGCAUUACUGUAAUUUGGAAUGUUUUCUUUGCCAGGUUUGAUGGGGAAAUAUUAAAUACUGCUUUGGGGGGGGGAUACCUAAAAGCUCCCUUUUGCUAAAUUAAGAUGUUGUCAUUUUCUUUUCCUUUGGGAUUUGUCAAAAAACAAAAUGAAAAAUGUUUUUCUUGAGCUUUUGCAAUGUGGUUGUAUUAAUUGUUACCAAUUGCAUAAAAAGUGUGUGCACACACAUACAAACACACACACACACACACACACACACACACACACACACAUAUACGGUGGCAGCCUUAUUUCCUCAAGGUUUAGGGGAAUGCAAAUACCGUUAAGUGGAAAUUUGUUCAGAUGUAGUAUAUUAUGUGGGAAAAUGAGUGCAAGUGCUAUAUUCUCAUUUUCCAUUUCACAUACUAUUUAAGAAGUUGGGGAGGCCAAAUGCUGUUGGACUGCAGCGUCCAUCAUCCCUCACCUUUUGGCCAUGCUGCAGGCAGGGGCUGAUGGGAGUUGGAGCCCAACAGUAUUUGGAGAUGCCACAUUGGCUGGCCCUUCUUUUGAGAUUUAAGGUGUGGGCAUCCAAAUCUUGAACAUGAGAAAGUAGGCCUUCAGUUGUCAGGGAUGGAGAACCUGUGGUCAUUCAGAUGUUCUUGGACUCCAGCUGUCAUCUACUCCAACCAGCAUGACCAAUGGUCAGGGAUAAUAGAAGCUGUAGUUCUGCAACAUCCGAAGGUCCACAGGUGUCACAUGCUUGGUCUAGCAAAAUAUGAAAGCCAAGAGGAAAAUCCAACCAGCAGGUUAAAAGCCCUUCAAAGUGGGCACUUGGAAAGGGGGAGGGUGGGAGGGGAGAACCUGAUGAAACAGAGCAAAACUAUUUAAGAAUGUUCAGAAUGCUAUUUGUUUCCACCUCUCCCCGCCUUGAGCUCCCUCCAGGAAUGUUUAUAAAUCCAGUAGUGAUGCAUUCAUCAGACAAUAAGAAUCUUUAAAAAAAUCUUUCCUCAAUUUGGAUCUUCUAUCUAAUCUGUGGGGUCCCUGUUGCCGAGAUAGUUGUAAAGCAAUUGCUCCAUCGUUGUUGAUCCUGAACUGACAGUUCAGGACUGGCAAAAAGAUCCUCCCAUGUUAACAUCUGAUGUGUUUGAGUCAAUGAAAAUGUUUGUGUUGCAAUAAUGAAGGCAAAGAAUGUUAGUCAUUCCUUAUUGUAGUAUCCUGUGGGCCUCCAGAUGGCUCCAGGGGGCCUCAAAGCAACUUCUAAACUUCAAGCUUCAAGUGCAAUUAAGUGUUGAAUUCUUUUUUGUGACAUUAAUGGGAGGAUUUUGAAGAGAAUGGCGGGAUUGGUACUGGUUCACAUUUUUUCUUUUUUCAAAUGCAGGUUAAAUUUGCCAGUCAGGGCCAAUGGAUCCUGUCUUUAAGCACAACUAGGUAGCUUGCUAGAGCAGCAAGUGUUGGGUGCUGAGUGUGAGCAACCACUUGGGGCCAUGACCAAGGGCUCACUGAGGAUGUGAGGGGAAGAUGUACAACCUCAGCAGGCUAUGGAUAUGUGUAGGAGUUUGAUCCUGUGGGUCCCAGGUAUUAGCCAAAAUACCUAGAAGAACCCCAGUACUGGAUUCCUGAAUACACAGGUGGGUGGUGAAGCACAAAGCACAAAUUUUCCAUACAAGUAUCCUUCUCUAAAGGCUGCUGGAAAGACUUUCCAAAAUCCCACAUCAGGGAUACCUUAGGCAGGGUCUUUCCAGCCAUCCUUGGGGAUGGAUGAAUUUAAAACGGGAAAUAAUCAUGCUUUGCUCAUCCCUGUCAAUCUGUAGGUCUAAGAUUAUCUAGAUUAUUCAGAUGUUUAUUAUUCAGAUUAUUCAGUUGUGGUGGGUGGAAUAGCAGAACUUUCUUCCUUGUGCUUUUUUGAAAUAAAACAUCCAAGCAAGCCUGCCACAAAACAACCCAGAAGACGCCCCCCUCCAGAACCAAUAAAAAGCUAUUUUUUAAUUUACAAAAUUACAAAUCAGAGAACUUUUUGCAACUUUCUGUAGGUACUACUUUUGCAAUUAAGGCUCUAUAAUUUUUAUUGAACUCUGUUGAAAGGGUUGGUUGCAGUUUCUUUUUCUUAGAAGGUAUGAGGUACUAACAUUAUUUUUUCUUCAAUAUGUAAAUGUUAUAACUUUUCCUAUUUAUAGGGACAGCCCCAAUUUUUCUAGUAUCUCUCUCUCUUUUAUUUUAUAGCACCAUUUUUUCUUUUUGGAAAGAAUUUGAAGAUGCCCUUUAAAAAUAUUGCCAGAGUUGAUAUCUGUCCACUUGAGUUCUUCAGUACAGUAUUUAGCUUUCUCCUAGGUCUCAUGUUAAAUAUGAGCGCAUACCCCUCUACAUUUCUCAGUUGAAAAUAGGGACAACAUAUUCUACAUCAGGAAGCUUCUCCCAUGUUUGAUCUCCUGCACACAUAGAUGUCAUAUACACAUCAACAUCGGUCACCUUGAGCCUGUUUCAACCUCUCAGCCUUACUAUAUUGCAGUGUUGUUGUAAAGAAAAAGAGUGUGAGGGAAGGGAUUGUGUAUAGCAUCUUCAACAGAUACCUCGGGUUACCUCGGGUUACAUACACUUCAGGUUACAUAUGCUUCAGGUUACAGACUCCGCUAACCCAGAAAUAUUACCUCAGGUUAAGAACUUUGCUUCAGGAUGAGAACAGAAAUUAUGUUCCAGCGGCGCGGCAGUAGCAGGAGGCCCCAUUAGCUAAAGUGGUGCUUUAGGUUAAGAACAGUUUCAGGUUAAGAACAGACCUCCAGAAUGAAUUAAGUACUGAACCCGAGGUACGACUGUAAAUGGAAUUGUAGCUCUAAGCUGCCUUGCGGUCCCUGUCAGGGGAAAAGCUGGGAUAUAACAACAACAACAACAUCAACAAGAAGUGAAGAUGCCUGGGCCCCAGGAUGGCACCUGAUAUCACCACCCCGGGAUCAUUGGAUCGGGACUGCUUUCGUAAACUAAUACCCCAUCUGUAGGGUAUAUCUAUCAGUUAUAUAAUAUCUGUAGAAUCAGAAUGAAUUUCUGGAACUAAAUCACUUUUUCUGUGCAGCCUGAGCAAGAGCAGUCACCAUUAAGAAAAAGAAGUCAAAAUAGGCCAAUAUAUAUGUGGACUAUCUCUGGAUCAAGUGACUUUCCUUCUUCAGUUCUCAAAGUUCUUAACCUAGCCCAAGGUUGUCAUCUCGAACUAGCCAGAUGUUUAACUGGAAAUCAAUCACAGUCCAUCAUUUGAAAAAUAAGAUUUAGAGCCAUCUUGCCCAAAAAUGGCAACUAUACAUUCCGUUGGGGCAAAUGCAACCUUGGCUUAAGGAGCCAUUUGGAGCCUAGCUUAUAUAUCUUGAGUUUCUAACACUGGCUAGUCACAUAAGAGUUUUGAGAUACAACAGGGAAAUAAGAGCCUUCAGCAAUGGUGGGUUCAGACAGUAAAAACUGUUUUUUAAAGUCUCCCUGAUUUUCCUGUGAAAUGUUGGAAGGCAUAUGUUUUUUGUGUUUUUCAAGGCUCUAAUUUCCAUAAGUGGUGGCAGCUUGGUGGUGUUUGCCUUCGCUUAUCGUGCAUGGCUUGGUAUGUGUGAGUAAUGUGGUCUUGUUUAUUCUAUAGGUAUAUCUUGAUAUGCACAUUGUGAACUGGGGUAUGAGAGCUAGUCACCUUGAUAUAUGGAGGUCCCUGAGUUAGUGCUGCCACUGGACUUUGGCCAUUGAAUGUGUGCUGUAAAGAUGGAUAUCUCAGUUAGACCCGGAGACCCUUAGAAGUAAUUAAUGCUUAAUACAAACUUCCUUAAACCUUAAGAUGCUUGCUUCUAGGAAAGUUGCUUUGUAUACAGAUUCCCGCCUAGUGAGACCAAUGACUAUAAAUAGCUUGUCUUAUUGACGGGUGGUUCAGAAUAGUUGCAGAUCAGCUAUUGUGGCAUUUCUUUGGUACUGACUGUAUGAAUGACUUACCGUAUUUUUCGUUCUAUAGGACGCACCGGUCCAUAGGACGCACCUCGUUUUUUGGGGGGGGGAAUGAAUAAAAAAAAUUAUCCCCCCGCCGCGGCUGCCGCCCCAAGCCUCGCGUGCUUCGGGCUGCAGGCUACCGCCCCAAGCCUCGUGCGCUCAGCGGGACCUCCCACCGGGCGCGCGAGGCUUGCAGACACUCGCCGAAGCACGGGAGCCCUCCGGAGGGCUCCCGUGCUUCGGGCGACAGCUGCAGCCCCAAGCCUUGCGCGCCGGGCGGGACCUCCCGCUGGGCGCGCAAGGCUUGCAGACACUCGCCCGAAGCACGGGAGCCCUCCGGAGGGCUCCCGUGCUUCGGGCGGCUGCUGCAGCCCCAGCCUUGCGCGCCGGGCGGGACCUCCCGCCGGGGCGCGCAAGGCUUGCAGACACUCGCCCGAAGCACGGGAGCCCUCCGGAGGGCUCCCGUGCUUCGGGCGACAGGCUGCAGCCCCAAGCCUUGCGCGCCGGGCGGGACCUCCCGCCGGGCGCGCAAGGCUUGCAGACACUCGCCCGAAGCACGGGAGCCCUCCGGAGGGCUCCCGUGCUUCGGGCGACAAGCUGCAGCCCCAGCCUUGCGCGCCGGGCGGGACCUCCCGCCUGGCGCGCAAGGCUUGCAGACACUCGCCCGAAGCACGGGAGCCCUCCGGAGGGCUCCCGUGCUCGGGCGACAAGCUGCAGCCCCAGCCUUGCGCGCCGGGCGGGACCUCCCGCCGGGCGCGCAAGGCUUGCAGACACGCGCCCGACGCCCGGGGAGCCCUCCGGAGGGCGCCCCGUGCUUCGGGCGACAAGCUGCAGCCCCAAGCCUUGCGCGCUGGGCGGGACCUCCCGCCGGGCGCGCAAGGCUUGCAGACACUCGCCCGAAGCACGGGAGCCCUCCGGAGGGCUCCCGUGCUUCGGGCGACAGGCUGCAGCCCCAAGCCUUGCGCGCCGGGCGGGACCUCCCGCCGGGCGCGCAAGGCUUGCAGACACUCGCCUGAAGCACGGGAGCCCUCCGGAGGGCUCCCGUGCUUCGGGCGACAGGCUGCAGCCCCAAGCCUUGCGCGCUGGGUGGGACCUCCUGCUGGGCGCGCAAGGCUUGCAGACACUCGCCCAAGCACGGGAGCCCUCCGGAGGGCUCCCCGUGCUUCGGGCGACAGGCUGCUGCCCCAAGCCUCGCGCGCUCGGCGGGACCUCCUGCCGGGCGCGCAAGGCUUGCGGACACUCGCCGGGGCUGCAGGCUGCUGCCUGCAAGCCUUGUGAGCCCGCGGGAACUCCCACCGGGCUUGCAAGGCUUGCGGAUAGCUUCCUGAAGCCUGGAGAGCGAGAGGGGUUGGUGCGCACCGAUGCCUCUCGCUCUCCAGGCUUCAGCGAAAGCCUGCAUUCGCUCCAUAGGACGCACACACAUUUCCCCUUCAUUUUUGGAGGGGAAAAAGUGCGUCCUAUGGAGCGAAAAAUACGGUAACAUUUCCUGAAAUAUGUAUACCUCUGCUGAAGGCAAUGAUCAAGAACACUGUUACUGAGUAAAGGAGGUAUUUUUAACCCACUUCCAAGUGGGAUUUCAGGCCUAGAGGCAGAAGUGAGGAUCCACAAAGGGCUGCUCGAGUAUGGAUCUGUAAACUGCCCCUAUACCAGGGGUCAGCAACCUUUUUCAGCCAUGGGUCGGUCUCAUAGCUGUCAACUUACAGAUUUGAAAAUAAGGGACCAGCAGCCUUGAAAAUAAGGGACCAGCAGCCAAAAUAAGGGACAGCAGCCUCACCUGUUCCAGGCACUCCAGUCUUCCUCUCCUCCUGCAGUCUGGUCAAACUCAUGCUGGUAGCUGUGAGAACACUGUCCAACCAACUUUGUAACCAGAGGUUCAACUGAAUAGAAUCUGAAUCACGUGCACCACAAAGCCUAUGCAGCCUCAACUUAAGAUGGCUCCCCGGCCUGGCUUUGCACUGCAAAGUUUGCAGCAGCAUGUGCAACAAAAUGGCGUCCAGCAUUCAAAACCCCCCUCAGCUUGCAUUAACUAGCCACACACAAGGCAUGCAAGCUCCACCCCCCAGUCGUUCUUGGACUUAUUAUUGGGUGAGCAACACAGCCAAGCAACACAGUUGGAGCCUCCCUCCUCCCUGGCCGGCAGGGAGGGAGGGAGAGGAGCUGCUUCCUUUGAAAUUUAAGGGACAUCAUUUAAGGGACAUCCAUCAAUAAGGGACAGCAGCGGGACAUGGCGCUGGAAUAAGGGACUGUCCCUUUAAAUAAGGGACACUUGACAGCUAUGGUCAGUCUACCGUCCCUCAGACCAUGUGGACUAUAUUUUGAAAGGAAAAAAAAAGAAAGAAUUCCUAUGCCCCACAAAUAACCCAGAGAUGCAUUUUAAAUAAAAGCACACAUUCUCUUCAUGUAAAAACACCAGGCAGGUCCCACAAAUAACCCAGAGAUGCAUUUUAAAUACCGUAUUUUUCGCUUCAUAAGACACACUUUUUUCCUUCCUUACCUCCUCUGAGGCUCGCUUUAAAGCAGCAAAGCAGACAGGAGCUGCCCGCUUUGCUGCUUUAAAUAGUUUAGUACAACAUUUGAUUCAGAAUAUUUUUUUUCGUGUUUUCCUCCUCUAAAAACUAGGUGCGUCUUAUGAUCAGGUGCAUCUUAUGGAGCAAAAAAUAUGGUAAAAGGACACAUUCUACUCAUGUAAAAACACGCUGAUUCCCAGACCGUCCGCGAUCCAGAUCGAGAAGGCGAUUGGGCCACAUCUGGCCCCCGGGCCUUAGGUUGCCUACCCCUGCCCUACACCAUGGGUGUGUGUGGGUGAGAGAGAGAGAGCGCGCACCAGCCUCAAGAGAGACUCUCCUGACAACUUUUUUGAGGUAAUUUCAGUGUCAGAUGAAGACUCUCCCCCACAAGGCUUAUUUAAAAAAUCUGAUUGCUAUCCCACUGAUUUUCAAUUUGGAUUUAGAUGUCCCUGUGCUGCAAAUGUUUCUGCAGCAAUUAUUUUUAUUAUAUUUUUAAUAUUGUUUGUUAUAUUUUUAUAUCUUUGUGAGCCUUCUAGAGAACUAUGCUAUUGGGCAGAAAUGUAGAUUAAGUGUAUUAAUCACAUACAGGGAAGGAGUUUGUCUCCUAAGAGAUGGAAGCACAACUGUGUUCAGUAUAGCCUCUGGAUAGUGUUCAAGGGCAGCCCAGUGACACAAUAAUGAAGUAUUCCCAAUAUGCUCAAGAAAAGAAGGUUCUUUUUUUUUAAUGAAGUAAUUUAUCUUGAUGAUGACUUAAAGGUGAAACCCAUCCUUUCCCUCCAGCUUUUGACAAGUAGCAACAUUUUUCUUAACCUCAUAACACCUUUUUUAAAAGGGAGAUCUUAGUUCCUCAUUUAUUAGAAAACCAUGCAGAGAUCAUGGAAAGCCCCUCAGUAAAUCUAUGCCACAGUACGGAUUUGAACGCAGGUCUUCCCGCUGAAACUGGUUUUAAUAAAAUUUGCUGAAGGGCUUUGAAGAUUGACUAUCGCUGCAGAGAAAGCUGCUGUUGCUCUAUUUACUUGUAUUGACCACAUUUAACCUUGCUGCUCUUAUUGAAAUAAAUUUGCUUAUCUUUGAAGUCUGAAGUUCAGCCUCAUUAUUUUAAGAUACAAUUUUUGAGGUGGUAAUGGAAAUUCUAUCCUUCAGUUCUGCAGUUGUGGGAGACCACUCAAUAUUUCAGUGAUUCCUAAUGUAUGAGACGUGUCUUUCCUAAUUGUUGGCCCCUGUCUGUCUCAAGAGAGAAUGGAGUGCGACUCUGGGGAUGAAAUCAAACCGCUGCGUUAGCAGCACCAAAGUGACCUCCCCAAGGUGCAAGCCCAGGCAGUGUAUAUGGAGGUCCUGGGCUGUACAGACAACAAGACCCUCAUCUCAGUCAUGCUGAUGUGGUCCAAACGAAAGCAGAGCAAUAUGUUUGCCACCAAUUUGGCUGCAGGAGUUGCUGGAAGGAGGUAUACAAGCUGCCAUCCAACCAUCUUAGGGACUCCACUCCAGAUUUGUGUCGGGUUUACUUCUUAGCCCUUUCUUCCCCCAUAGAUAACCCUGCAAGGUAGUGGAGGGUUAGGAUCAGAGUUUUCUUUCUCCUAGAUGGGCUACUUUCCCAGGUUGACAAGCACCAGCUGCCUCUCUUCCCUCUACAGCACAUGCAGAAGCUGCCUUCUUGACUGUUGGACCCACUAUUGAUCUUGUCUGCUCAAUCUGCCAGAGCAUGUUUUCUCAUGCUAAUUUCACAUACUAACUCACUGAGGGUUUGAGACCCAUUGGCUACUUUCACCUGGUUUAGCCUGCUAGUCGAAGCUGUUUCCGAGGUGUGGCCACUGUCACAUGCUGAUAGGAGCCACAGGUGAGAGCUAACUGCAGGGUGGGGACCAAAGGUGCGCAAACUACCCCAGAAGGAGCAUGGUGUGUCCCCCACUAUAGAGGUACUAUCCCUCCCCUAACACCGCAUACAUUCCCUAAUGAGGCUUUGACAUCUGACAGGGUCAGCUUCUCUUUGGCCUAUUGAAACACUGGGCCAGGAGAAGUGUAUUGAAACACUGGGCCAGGAGAAGUGUAAUAUCUGACUUCAAUCAAGGUUGCUUCAGAUAUCAGCAAAAUGCAGAGUCUUCAUUUCCAUUGUGAAUGUUCAAAAGGUAUUAACAUGACUGAAAAGGUGUGGUAAAUGUGUCCCAAAGAGCAGCAAUUAGCACAGGCUCCUUGGGCAUGUUUACUAAGUGUUUUGAGACACAUGAAUGCCCUUCAGACAUUAAUCAAAAUAUAGUCAAGUUAGCUACUGUAGAAAUGGGGGGUUCAUCAUUGCUUUUGUGUGCAAACCAGCCUUUUGCCAGGGCAACACAGGAAGUUGUGAACCAUUUUACAGGACCUAUGGCAAGCCAAAUAUUUCCAGAUACAAAUUGUCUCACCCCCGAUCCUAGGCACAUUCACUUGGAAGUUCAUCCCACUUGUUUGGUGCAGUAUACUUUCAACUGAGUCUAGGAUGAUUCAGUAUUAAACGUUGCGUAUAGAAGUAGCUCACUAUCACAAAAACUAUAAACAAAUAUUUUUCCCCUUAAAAAAAUUAAAUGACUAAUGGAAUUGGUCAUUUUGGAAUUCAUCUGUUGGAUUUAACCUGUAUCUUAACAGUGAACACCUAGUGCUUUAAAUAGACCUCAGUGUUCUCUGAGAAUGGGCCACCAGACAACUGUCCACUGAUCUAUCAUCAAUCUAUUUCAUCUAUCAUCCCUUUUGGCUGAGGAAAUCCAUUCUCCCAAACUCUUCUUUCUUUGAAGACUCAACAUUGCCACCUCACCUUUGCACUUAGUGUCUGGGUGAUUUCUUGUACAGUGGUACCUCGGGUUACAUAUGCUUCAGAUUACAGACUCUGCUAACCCAGAAAUAGUACCUCGGGUUAAGAACUUUGCUUCAGGAUGAGAGCAGAAAUCGUGCUCUGGCGGCGCGGCGGCAGCAGGAGGCCCCAUUAGCUAAAGUGGUGCUUCAGGUUAAGAACAGUUUCAGGUUAAGAACAGACCUCCGGAACGAAUUAAGUACUUAACCCGAGGUACCACUGUAUGUUUCAAAACAAACAACUUGAGCUUUAAAUUAAGUGUCUUGAUGAAGCUGAGUUCUUUAAUUGACCAUAAUACAGAUUCCAAGUCUUGUGAAGUGCAAUGCAGCUGAAUCUGUCUUGGAAUCUGGAAUAGUUGGGGUUUUAUCCAUCUGUUAGGUUGGAAAUCUCAACUGGAAGGAAAAGCAAGCUCAGCAACUGCAGUAAGCGUUGAAGCCAGAGGAGUGGGAUUCCCCCUGCUCCCCCACCCCAAUAUUUCUCUUCCACACUAACUUUCUGUCUUAUGCCUAACUUGCCACAAUCCAUGAAAACAAAUGCCAUCUCCUUAGGAAGGACCACUUUAAUUGAAAGUUUGUACACUGGCAGAUGCAUGCACAGGGCUUAUAUCAGUGUUUCAUAAUGGUGGGAAUUAAAUUAUUGGCAGACCAUGGACACAUACAGUGCUUUAAGUCAGAUACUAGAGGGAAUUCUGUUUCUCACAUACUACGUGUCUUACACAAGACAUGUGUUAUGUUAAAUAAGACAACACAUACUGAAUAAGAACGAAACUAUCCCUUUGGUUAGCCCAAUUAAUUGUUUGCACAUUUUGCAAGCUUUAUGAGUUCCAUAGGAGGCACACACAAUUGAUAUACUGUAUUAGCAAAGUCACUGUCACCCUCAGCUCACAUUUCCUUUUCACGUGGAGCACAGUUCCCCCGUCCAUGCUGGUACAGAAGAAAUUAAGCACACCUACACCCAAUAAAACCCCAGCUUUCUUGUUUAAUUAAGCCUUUAUUUAUUGUUCUCCAGAGUCAAACCAACACAGAGCACCUUAUAAGAGCCUUAUUUUGGAUCUGUGUCUACUGGUCUUCUAAUCUGCCCUCAACGGGGCUGGGGAAGCUCAGGUUUCUUCUCCGAAUAGCAAAACAGUGGCAAUUAGGUAGUGGGGCUGUUUUUGUAAAAGCUGUUCUGCCUUUGAAGUCUCUUUUGAGCUCUCUUGAUCCUUCCUCCACUCCCUUACAGCAUUUAAACUCCUGCUUUUUAAAGAGCAAGGGGUGUUGAUUUAUUUGGCUUCUGGGGUUGGAAGACUCCGCCCCCCUUCCUGAGAUCCAGCCCUAAACAGAGUUCGCACUGUGGAAUGACAGGCAUUCCUCCUUGAAAGGAGCUGGCAUGGGAGCUUAUUUAUGAGAAUCGUGAAGUGUCCGGCCCAGGGGUACAGGAAAUACAGGAGGGGUUUGUGCUUCGACCUACACCCCGGCCGUUUCCUGAGUUCUGGCUGUUGUUGUUCUGCUCCCCGGACUCCAGACAAUUCCGUCGCUCUCACCCUGUGGAGUUGGCUUGUCAUCUUCCGAAGGCUAAUGUCUGCUUCCAGAAUAGACUCUCUUUUCUUUCUCUUCCUUCCCUGAGCUACCUCGAAGACUCUCAUAAUGGGGCAGACACGCUACUCAAGACCGGUAAAUCCAGCUCCCUCAGGUGAGUAAUGGAGGGUCUAGCUGCGGCUGUAGGCAGGGCGAGAGUUGCAGGUGAAGCAUGUUCAAAAAAGAAUGUGAGGAUUGUGUAACCUGCACUCAGCUCAGAGGGGCUUCCAGUUCUCAACAAGUGACAAAAAGGGAUUGUUUUCUUAAUCCAGAAAAAUAAUAUUAUUUAUUAAAGGCCUUUGUGUUGGAAUACACUUUGCUGUUUAACUUGCUGCUCUGUGGGCGGCGGCGGCGGCGGGGGGGGGGGGGUUGUAGUUUCUGUGCCACAUUGUUAAGAACCAGUCCUUUUGAUCUCGCUUUUUCCUGCCAAAAUGGUCAGAUGAUGGGAAAAGCUGGCUUUAAAGAGUUCAGCAGCAAGCAUAGCAACAUGUUGUGCGUUGGGCUGGAAUUAAGCGUUUCAUACUAAGGUUCAGGUGUUGAGUUAUCUUUUUACCUCUCUGAUAUGACUGAUCUUUAGUUGGAUAUUUUAAUCUGUGUUGGCUCUAAAUUGCAUCUGUGAUCUGAUGUUCUGGAAGUACAAGAGUUUAUUUGGGGGAGGGCUGCGGUGAAGUAAAACACAUUACCAUUUAGAGAAGCCCCCCCUCCCCCUGCUGGUAAGACCAUUUAAAGUCCAGAGUCUAAGAUUACCUAACUUUGCCAAAGGGGCUGAGGAGGAGAAUGCAUUUGAAUGAAAAACUUCCAGCCAGUAAUGUCCAGUGGAAGCAGAGUGAGUUUUUGAUUUGGGGAUUUUUUUUUGUUUCAAGAUCUCCCAUGUGGCUUAUCACUAUUCUUCCAGUGGGGUGGCAUCAGUUGUUGUCUUUUCCCACUCCUACUUAGAGCUGGCAACUUCAGAUCCCAUUUGUAACGCUCCCCAGAUGGCGUGGUGGGCCUCACCCUGUUGCCUGGCAUUCCCUGCUAUAAGGGCUGGAUAAGGGAGCUUGGCAGUUGAGGCUUUCUGUAUAUCUACCACAAACAUUUACAUAGUAACCCAAGCCAAAUUACUAGUUUUUCCUUAAACUGACCCUGCAAAUAUUUUACAGAUGGUUUUAGUUGAGGUGACGACUGAUUCAGAUGGUUUGUGGACUUUAAAUAUAUUUUCUAGAUUGACUUGUAUGAGUUACAUGGCUUCUGUUGUAGGCUAGCUUUCUGUGUGAUUCAUCUGAUUUUUAAGACGCUUUUUUGUGGGGGCAGGCGGAAGGACGUACUGCAUCAGGAGGAGCCACCAUGGUGUGUGUGUUCCUGAUGUUAUUAGACUCCAGCCAGUUGUUAGGGGUGAUGAGAGUUAUAGCAACAUCUGGGAAGUACCAUAUUGGCUAUCUGUGCCAUAGCCCCUAGCAUGCUAUAUUUAGUAUUAACCUAUUUAUUUGUAAGCACCUUAUUUGUAUUUUCAUUGGCUGUUUGGGGGGGGUACAUUGGUAGUUAAAGAGGAGUAUUUUGGCUUUUAAAAGGCUAGUAGGUGUAUUUUGCCUUUUGUGGACUGAAGCCCACUUCCUCAGAGGCAGCUGAUAAAGUGGACUCUAGUUCCUGAAAGCUUAAGGUGCAAUAAAACUGUUAGUGCCACAAUAUUUGUGUGUGUGCCAUGCUUUUGCUAUAUCUAAGGGUACCUCCAGACUGCUACCAAUGUAUUGUGGGAGGUAUUCAAGCAUAUACCAGAACUUUAGGUUUGCAUAGUUAGUGGAUUAAAGGACUUAACUGUGUGGCUUGCUCCAUUGGUUAGAGUGUGGUGCUGAUAAUGCCAAGCUUUCAGGUUUGAUUCUCAUAUGGGAUAGCUGCAUAUUCCUGCAUUGCAGGGGGUUGAACUAGCUGAUCCUCAGGGUCCCUUCCAGCUCUACCAUUCUAUGACUGUUUUGCUCCAGCACACCACUUUAAAAAAAGAAUUGGGCUUUUAGCAAUGUAGAAGGUGGCAGGGAAAUGUGUUUGGUAAACAAAUAAUGGGAAAACACCCCUGCAGGCAAAUUGGGAUGAAUAUUCAUUGUCAUAUAACCACCCCACAAACAAAUCAGAAUGAAUACUCCGUAAAGGCCAAAUGUAAUCUAACCCCCCACAUAAUGUUUGUAAAUAAAAAUAAAUCAGAACAAAUGCUUGAUAAAUAUGUCACCUGGAGGAAUUCUAACAUGUCUACUGUGGCACACAAAUAGUUAUAUCUGCUUGUGCUUUCACAAGUAAUUAGAAAACAUUUUUGUCCCGAAUGCAGCCUGUGUAUGUGGCCUUUGUGGAUAGUAUUGACCGACUCUGUAAUGAUGGAAACAACCAUUUUUAAAUCAGUUGUUAAUACCUUGGAAAAGUGCUAUUUAAUUUGCAAAGAUCUGCCAGAUACAUACACUUUUAUUAUUUUCAUUUUUAGCCAUGGAAGCAACAUAAUAGGCCCUUUCCCUUUGAUGGGAGUGGGGAUGAACUUCCCCACACUCAGAUCAUGAUAGUUGUAUAAACAUUUGAGCAAACAUAAUGUGAGGCAGUCCAGUUUUCAGGUAAGAGAUUCAUCCUUGACUUGUUCUUAGGUUCCCUGUGAAAAGAAGUGCCACCCAAACUGAUUCUCAUGUUUGAGCUUGAACUUCAGAGUAUAAUUAAGCAGCUGUGGAAACAAGUGAUUUCCUUUUCCUACUAGGCUGCAACGCUCACAAAGCAUUAUGAAAUAAGAAUGUUAACUGCCUGUGAUGUAUUUGUCUGCCAGAAUUUUGGUAUAACUUCUGUAUAGCCAUUUAAAGGACAUAUAAUUACAUCUUAUCUGACUUAAAGUUGAUCGUUUGUGAAAUGGUGUGAGCAGUGUUGGAAAAGUUGGGUAUUGCCCAGGGGUGGAGAAGCUGUUGCCCUGCAGAAGUUGCUGGACUUCCAACUCCAUCUGGGAUGGCAACUGUCAGGGACAGUAAUGGGCGGUGGAAAUUUUUCCACUGCUUUGUUUUUCCGUGGGGAUUUUUUUCUUUCAUAAGUUCUUUAGUAACAAUGAAUGAAUGCCAAUUGCAAAUUCAUUAUUAGGCAAUCUUGGCAGUUUCAAACUGUUUUAACUUGUUUGCUAAGUACAAGUAAAAUAAACAUGCUAAAUUAGACCACUCUUUAGGGCAUUAGACAUAUUCCCAAACCUAUGGAAAUUAUCCAGUAAUUUGCAUAGGUUUCCAAUUCGAAUUUUUCCAGAAGACCCACCUCACUAGUCAGGGAUGACAGAAACCAUAGCCCAACAAUGUCCGCAGGUUCCCAACCUCUGGUAUAGGCAAAUAAUUAUGACAAAUUCUUUAAAAUAUUAUUUUGCUGUCAAGAAACAAGGAAGUAUUCAGAUGGUACAUGUAGAUGGCAAGACAUGUCUAAAAUGGGAGCAGUGUUCCCUGUGAAUCAUUCAGAUGCCUGAAUGAAGUAGGUGUCUCAAAACUGACUGCUACUCUUAAUCAUAUGGGAGUUGCAGUUUCUGAAUGAGAAAUAUGACUUUUGGCAGAAGGUAUGUCGAGGGCAUGUGAAAAGGCUUCCUUAAUGAAAGAGCAAAAAUGGAAAUACCACUGCCUUUAUAUUACUACAUCAGUACAGUACAAAAGGCUUGCAUGGGGAAGGCCAUAGCUCAGUGGUGGAGCAUCUGCUUUGCAUGCAGAAGGUCCCAAAUUCAGUCCCUAGCAUCUCUAGGUAGGGCUGGGAAUACCCCCUGCCUGAAACUCUGGAGAGCUACUGCCUGUCAGUGCGGAGAAUGCUGACCUAGAUGGACCAGUGUUCUCCCCCCCCCUUUUUUUUUUUAGAUGGACCAGUGUUCUGACUCAGUAUAAGGCAGCUUCCAAUGUUCCUAGAUUUUAUUGCACUGUUGGUUGGUAUGAGUAAGACCUCUUUUGCUGCAUUUUAGGGUGCAAAGUGUGUGCUAUUUUGUACUGACCUCAGAAGAAUUGUUGCUGGCUUCAGGUGAGAGCAAAUGCAAAGGUGAAGUGUCGUUGAGUUGUAUUUGUUCCUAUUCCAAGGCCUACUGGCUUACUGUGCUGCAUAACAGGUUUUCACUGAUGUGUCUGUCAUCAUGGGGUUUUCUUGGCUUGGUGACAUUAGCCGCAUGAUGACUGUGUUGGUGUUAUGUCCAAAGUUGGCACCUGCUGCUGGUGCAAUGCAAUAUGCUAAUUUUACACCUAAUUUUGUGGUCUUGGUAUUGGGCCUGAAAGAAAUACACUUGCUAUGGAGCAAGUGUGCUUCAUACUUUUACCAAAGUAUAUAGCUCUGCACUUGUAAUCUUUUUCUUUUUUCAUCACUUGGGGACAUACGACUUGUCAUAUAAAGUAGAGCCCUGUGGCUUAAUAAAUACUAUAUGAAUUAUUGUGGCAUACAUUUACAAGGGCUAGAGCUUAUUUCAUCAGAUGCAAGAAGUGCUGCCUUCACCUGAAUUAUGAGUGCAUACACACAUCUGUUUGCAUAUCUAUAUUUGUAUGUUUAAUUUAUUUGCUGAUGUUAAUGUAUUGGAUGAAGUGAACACAUAGCCACAAAAGCUUGUGCCUCAUAAAAACUGGUAGUUUCUAAGGUGCCAUGGGACUCCUUCCUGUGUUUGUUGUAACUAACCUUGCUACCCUUCUGGAAUGUAUAACACAAGAAAGCUUUAAAAAGAAGAAGAAGGAGGUAAAAUAGUGAUAGAACCAGACAGCCCAUUCUCACAAAGUCUUUGAAUGGUGAAGGGAUACGAGCAUCUCAACUGCAUCAGUCCCUGUCAUCCAGCCAUUCAUAACAUCCUUAAAAAUAAGAGUGAGCCAGUUUCUUUGACCACAUGUGGUGCUUUGAUUCAUUAGGGUUACUGCAUUUAACUGUUGUUAUUCCAUUCCCCUCUACUUGCGGUUGAAUGCCGUCGCUACACACCUGUGCCAACCCAUUGUGUGUUUCCAUUGAAUUGCCCCUUUAGAACCACUAUUCAGUGGAAUAUCAAUGUUCCCAUUGCCUUUUUGCCUAGUACUAUAGUUGUGUGAAUGCCGUCGGUGUUCACAUAAGUUUCAGCUUCUUGUUUAAUAAGAUAUAUGAAGGUGUUUAAGACAUAUUAUUUUAUUAUGUUUAUUAUAUCUUCCAUCAUUGAGGUCAAGGGGUUCUCAGGCAGCUUGCCAUCUGAGCACUGAUCAGACUCAGACUUGUUUCGAUUCAGCAAGAUGGGUGUACCAUGUGUUAUCUGACUGUUCAGCUUAGAAACAAUUAAAAUAAAUCUCUCUCUCGUAUUAAGACCAAAUAUACCAUGGUAGUGCCUUAUAUUAUAUAGAACUCUAAAAAUAAUUCAUCUUGAUCAACUGAUAUGGCUUCUGCAAAUGGUGAUACACCGUCCUUCGAUAAAAAAUAUUUUGGUGUGUGGGUAUUUGCAGUACUCUAAAUUUAUCUUCCUGUCAGCUAUCAAACGUGUUGCUGCUGCUCCCUUUAAUAGCAAAUUCAGGUAGUGGGUGGUGUCAGGAGUGGAGCCAAAAACAGGACCACUGAGGGAACAUUAAGUGAGGUCUGUGGAAGUACCCAAAAAGCCCCACAACUUCUUUUAAAAAUCAAAGCCAAGUGGGCAACCCUUCCACCAAAACAUCUUCUUGGGCACCAAGCAUACUCAGCAGCCAUGGAAUGCUAAGGGUCAGUUGGAAAAGAGAACAGGAAACUAUGCUUAUGGUGCUGUCUGGGUGACACUAAGGCUACUUGGCACCUUGCACUGGAGUACACCUAUGUGGAAAGUGAGGAUAUACUGCAACAUUUUGUUGCAGGUCCUGCUAGAUUCUUCUUUACACAUAUAAUGCUGAAACAGUGUUGUGUCAAAUGCCUUUCGCUGUAGGUGAAACUUCGUCUUCCAAAUCCAGCAAUUGCUAUCCAGUGAACCAUGCUUACGAAAAUCACUCCUUGGUUUAGAUUGCCUUCGGGUCUGAGGCUGAGGUCCCAGUGACCCUCUUCACAGUGUUCAUAAUUCAUAUUUAUUGGUAUAUGCAAGAGCAUUAAUCUUCAACAGAAAUGUCAUGUCACCCAAGUGUCAGCCUCUCAGUAAUUGUGAUUGUUGGCACAUUUGUCUUGUGUGUCUCUCACUGAUGACAUACGUGAAUAAAUCCUUAUAGAAUUAUGAUGCUUCAUUGUACCUCUGCUGAAGUGCUCCACUCUCAAUCACAGAUCUUCUGAUGGGGCACUUCCCCAGUGGUUCCCCAUUGUCUUGAGAUUUGUUUCGCCUUUACUAGGGACUUUAGUAUGGCAGUCUCGGCCCUGUGGAACUCCUUGCCAGUGGAGGUUUGGCAGGAAUCGUUCCUACCUUCUUUUACACAUCUCCUGAAAACUGUUUUAUUUAGGCAGGUCGUUGCAAUAUGCUUCCUCCUUCCUUUAAACCAACCAAUACUUACUGAUGUUUUAUUGGUGUUUUUAUUGAUGUUUUUACUGGUGCUUUUACUUGUUUGAUUAUAAUCUUGUAUGUUGUAUACCACCAUGUUAUACUUUUGUGAAAGUGGAUUAUAAAUACAACAAAUAAACAAAUCUGUGUUCAGAAUAUGUACCAACAUAGUAAAAUGUUUGAUUUGCUGUAUGAAAUUGUUUGGGAUUAAAAGAUGGUCAUGAAUUUAUAAACGUACACUUACUUAGAUUGUCUGCUCUGGUAACCUUGUUGCCAAAUGUACUUAAAAGUUCACACCUACUGGGAAUCACAGGCACAGUAGAACUGUUAAAAAAAAAAAGUAUGAUAUGAUGCAGAUUGUGAUAUUCUACUCAGCUUUCUCAGAAUCUGUGCAGUGCAAAAGCUUGAAUAUUCCAAUGGAAAGAGACAUUGGUCUGAUAUAAGAAUUGAUGUUACCUGCUCUGUAUCUUUAUUCCUUGGGACCAAAUUUAUAGCAAGAUUAUGCAUAAUAAUAAUAAUAAUGAUAAAUUUUAUUUAUACCCCGCCCUCCCCGGCCAGAGCCGGGCUCAGGGCAGCUAACACCAGUAAAAUUACAGUAAAAACAUAAUAGUAAAAGAAAAAAACAAUUUAAAAUACAGGUUAAAAUGCAUAAGUGGAGGGAAACAAAAGGGUCAGACUGAGUCCAAACCAAAGGCCAGGCGGAACAGCUCUGUCUUGCAGGCCCUGCGGAAAGAUGUCAAGUCCCGCAGGGCCCUAGUCUCUUGUGACAGAGCGUUCCACCAAGUCGGGGCCAGUACUGGAAAGGCCCUGGCCCUAGUUUAGAUGAAUCUAACCACCUUGCAACCUGAGACCUCCAAAAUGUUGUCAUUUGUGGACCUUAAGGUCCUCCGUGGGGCAUACCAGGAGAGGCGGUCCCGUAGAUAAGUGGGUCCUAGGUCACAGUUAUUUAUUCUGCUUGACUUUUAAACAUCUGUUUUAUUUGGGUUUCCUUCCUACCUUGCACAAAUAAUUUUUGUGGCAAAAAAGUCAAAUAGCUGAAUUGGCAUCAGAAUUACCUUAAUUGCUAGGGCGAUUGAACUGGAUAUUUUCAUAUACUUUGGACACUAGAGUUAAGGUAUAAAUCCCCAUCCAACAUUGAAUCUCACUGUAUCUUGGGCUAGUCACAUACUCUUAGCCUGACCUACCUCACAAGGUGUGGUUGUGAAGAUCAAAUGGAGGAGGGCAAUGUACUUGAGCUCCUUGAAGGAAAGGCAUUAUAUAAAUAUAAGAAUUUCUUAAAAGGUGGAAAUUUUCCUCAGGUGAUUGAUCUGGUAUUGUAGUGCUCAUCUGUUGUAGUACAUGUGUUAUACUUGUAAUGUUGUGGAUAUGUGUAUUCCAAGAGUUUUAAAUGUUUUAUACUGUUUUCCUGGAAUAUGUUUUGAUUUGUGAACCACUUUGAUUAGUGUUUGCAUUUGUGGUUUUUAUUUUACUCAACACGAGAAUAAAUUCAUACAUUGAGAGGCCGCCUUCUACUGAGUGAGAUAGCUGGCCUACCUAGUUUGGUGGUGUCUACACAGCAACUCUUUUGAAUCUCAGACAAAGGUCUUUCCCACCACUUGCUACCUGAGAUCCUUUAGAGAUGGAAGUGCAAAGAGCUGAAUCUGGGCCCAUCGGCAGGGAAAGCUGAGCUGCAGCCCUUCCCAUUUCUCAGUUCCACCUGUUGUGUCUUCUGGAAGGCACUGAUGUGUCUAUUUUCCCAACUUCAUGACUCAGACGUGAAGUUGGUGUGUGCUCUCUGAAGCUCUUUCUUACGCAACAAAGAUUGAUUGGCACCGAGAGGGGCUUUUAUGCAAGCCCUUCUAUUUUUUAUUUUAUUUUUUUAAGAACAAAUCUGGACAUGAAAUGCCAGUGUGCAGUUGUUUCCUUGGGUUGCCACAUGCCUCAUCUCUGCUCUUGCCGAGAUCCAGAUUUGUUCCAGGGGGAAUCCAAGGGAACGCACGCUUAUCACCUCGGUGCAUAAGCCAUCUCUGAGUAAUGCAGUUACCUGAAAUGCCUCAGUCCUAAAGCAUACUGGGAGCAGCUGAUUCACCCACUAAUUAAUCAUACAGAACAAACAGAAGACACUGUUGCUUCAUAAGGUGGAUCUUUUAGUGGCUCUUCUGUUUGUGUCAGUGGUAUCCCACUCAUCCCAUCAGCUCUUCUGAAAGCCCCUCAUGCCCCUGAACUGUUUCCUUUUCUUCCUCUUCCCUCCUUGUCCCCCUUUCCUCUUGUGCCAUGCUUUUAGAUUAUAUGCCUGUGGGCAGGGACUGUCUUGCUACAAAUGGUUGUACGUAAACCACUCUGGGAGCAUUUGUGGCUGUAGACAUGCUCUAAAUAAAUGAAUAAGUGGAAGUGAAUGUUAAUAAACUCUUAAAGGCCAAAAGAGACGUGGUGUGGGUGGGAGGUCCAUGAACUGUUUUGACUUCUUCUUUUUUACUUAAGCAGCUGUGUGCUGCAAUGGUGGUGAUGGAUUAGAACAGGCAGUAAUCUUUUACCUACAUUCUCCCCCUCCCCCAAUCCUGCUGUUAUUAAUCCUACUGAUGGAAAAGACAGUUACCUGUAUCAUAUCUGUGUUAUUUUUCUCCAGCUGGGUAAUAACUUGGAGGGGGCGGGAAAUCAAAACCCCAGAUCUCCCAAGUCACAUCUGUUUUCACUUUGAGCUAUAAUCAAAAUAAAAAAAAUCCUUCCAGUAGCACCUUUAAGACCAACUAAGUUAGUUCUUGGUAUGAGCUUUCGUGUGCAAGCACACUUCUUCAGAUACACACAGUGUAUUCUUCAGUGUAUCUGAAGAAGUGUGCUUGCACACGAAAGCUCAUACCCAGAACUAACGUAGUUGGUCUUAAAGGUGCUACGGGAAGGAUUUUUGACUUUGACUAUGGCAGACCAACACGGCUACCUAUCUGUAACUUUGAGCUAUAAGAAUAGCAUCUAGAAGUUUUUAUUAGACUUCAUUGGGCAUUUUAGCAUAAUUCUGUGUCAGUCUUGUUUAGGAUGAUGAAAAACUGUUCUUAAUUAUAAACUAGCCAGAAUAAAGGGCAAACUAUUGUAUGCCUUAGGUUAAGUGGUGGUUUGGCCAUGCAUUUAUCUUUUUAUUUUAAAUUGUAGCCAUGCUGUUGUUGUUUUUCGCUUCUUACAUGUUAUUUGUCAAUGUCUCUGAAUGUUACAAGCCCAAGAGUAAAAAUCAGAAUUGUUAAACUGAUUGUGCAUCCUAGGCAAUGCAGGCAUUGUGUUGAAUUUCAGCUGUGAUAAACACAAGAGCAGGCUUAAUUGUGACACGUAAACUGCCUAAUUGAUCAUUUUGUUUAGUGCUCUAUCUUGACAUCCAGAGGGUUUUGCAGAAGGGGAAAAAAGAAACACUCCUAACUUUUUAUAUGAAAGUGAAGAAGUGACAGGCGGGUCAACUUUGCAUGCCACCCAUUAAUUAGAGGAUCAGAAAACUUAUUUUAAGGAGGGAACAUAGCUAGUUUUGCUCCAGAAUGUCCUAUCAAAUCCUGGGUUUCAAAAAGUACUUGAAGUGCAUCCCAAAUAUAUUUUGAGGUCAACUUAGCUGGUCUUCUGUCACAACAUAGGUGUUUGCUGUUUUGCAUGGCACCAUUACUGGCCAUGAAUAGGCUUGGAAAUGUUUGCUCACCAUUUCUUGCCAGACAAAAGUUCAGAAUGCUCCAAUGAGCAUUGUGAAUACACUUCUUGGCAAUUGAAUGUUUCUGACUGCUGGCAGGCAUCUCCCUGAUUCAGAAUGAAUUUUUCUUUCCUUCCUUUCUUCUGGUAGUACCCUUCCUUCUUCCCUUGUGUGUGGAAAGAAGCAGGCUUUGCACAGAGGACUUAGUUGAUCCAUGUUUGGAUCCAGGUUGUCAGCAUCUGCGUUACAGAUUAAUGUUAUAGGUCAUAGCAGAAAGAGGGGAGACAGUGCAUCUUGAAAGUGCUUCUGUUUCCCUGAUCACCUCCUUGCUAUUCCUGCACAUUUUAAUGAAGUUAAUGGCAUUCAUUUAGUUAGACAAAGGAAUGUGAUGAAUUGUUGUUCUCUGAGUAAAAUGUGAUGUGGAAAUCAUGCUUUCCUUGCUCAGUCUUCUUUUUCUGGAAUAUCUUAAUGUCCUUUAUCUAGUAUCCUGUUGGUUUGAACUUCCCUAGUAUUUGCCACAAAGAUGAUAGACAUCCUAUACAGUGUGUGUGUGUGUGUGUGUGUGUGUGUGUGAGAGAGAGAGAGAGAGAGAGAGAGGAGCAAAUGUAUUUAUUUCUAAAGUGGUUUUCCGUAUGGUUUUUAUGGUUUUCAGUGUGCGGAGUGCCUUGCCAUGCUUCUGUUCUUGUAAAAAUGCUUUGUGAGUAACACUGAGAGAGGAGGAUUUAGUCAAGGAAAUUAAGUGAGGUUUAAAUGGGGAUUGGAAGCUUGAUUUUAUAAUGUUCAAACCCUAUACACUGCAGUCUACUUUCACUGCAUCACAAACCACUGUAUAGUCACUUGGACAAGGUGGAAGGAUUUGUGUAACAGCACUUUAUGGUGUCCAACACCUGUUGAUUGUCUGAAUAUUUUAUAGUAUGCAAAAUGUGACAAUAUGAUGAAAUAGUGCUGCUAUUAUCUUUCUAGGGUUUUGCACCCAUAGGGUAUAAUGUUUGCUCUGAGCUCCUAAACUAGGGGACUCGUGACAUUUGGACUCUAUAGUAUCCUGAUUUAUUUAUUGGGAAUGGAUACCUUUUUCACUUUUAAGUAAAAUGAAACUUCACAACAUUAAAGCUAAAUCACCCAAAAAAUGUAGUGGCUGAAAUAGUACAAUAGGAAAGAGUGCCCCUCCUCCUGUUUUCGGUGGAUAAUAUUUCAAAGGCUAGACUUGCUCUUUGAUUAUGUCUGCUGAUUAUUGUUUGGUUGGCCCCUUCCUUCCCCCCUCUCUUUUAAUUGUUUCUUUUUGGUUUUCAUUCUGUGUUAGGAGUGGCAAACACGUUCUUGGGGUGGGGGACUCAUCUGGACAAGAAGCCAGUAUUUAUACCCCACACCAAAGACCUCACCAAAAUUUGUGGCUGCAAAAAUAACAUACAAUAUAGAGCAGGGGUUUUGAACCUGAUCCCUACCACCCACUAGUGGGCGUUUCAGGAUUCUAGGUGGGUGGUAGGGGGGUUCUAAGGCAUCCUUCCAUCGAGCACUGGUGGGUGGUAAGGAAAUUUUACCACCAAGAAAGAUGCAUUAGUGGGCGGUAGGUAUAAAAAGGUUGACUACCCCUGCUAUACAUGAUGCUCGGGUGGGUGGAGAGGUUUAAACCAGUUAGCCAGCCCAGUGUCUUGAUGGGUAUGUAAAGUGCCCCUCUUCAUUCAAUUGAUUGAUCAUCUGAUGAGUGGAGAAGAGGCGAGAACAACCCCCACCUCAGCUGGUUUGCAUGGGUAGGGCUGUAUACCUGUGUGUGAGAGAUCAAGAGUGUGGGGUAAACACACCCACCACUGGCAAGAAGCCCCCUACAAGUUUGGCCCAAGAGUGAGUAUGGCCUUAUGGCCACAAAAGGUUAGCUGCCUCUGUUAACCUUUUAACUGAUUAUAUUUUAACCAUUGGUAGCUGUUUUGGGUGUGGGAGGCAGUAGAAGACAGGAGUGCCUGGCAUGCUCUGGUCCAUGGGGUCACGAAGAGUCAGACACGACUAAACAACAACAACAAAGCUGUUUUGGAAGUUUUUCCAACUGGAAAAAAGUAGGAUCAAAGUGUGCUUGAAAUGUAAUAAAAAAACAAAAGGGACACAGAGGCAGGAGCAGCUAUUGGUGAACCUGAGGUCUAUGAAACGGGCACCUGCUUGCCAGUGGAGGCAUUUAUGCAGCUAGCCUUACCAUCAGUUGAUCCGUUUUUUCAGGAGCUUCCCCCUUCCCAUCCAUCCGCCUCAUUCUACAGUUGGGCAAUCAAUCCAAGGUUGCAGAAAACAUAAAUAUUCUGCAUGAGUGGCUAAUCUAUCUGGGCUCAGGAUUCAUAUCCAAGUCCUGUUUGUAUUGCUGUACUCAUUUGGGUGCUUCAAAUUGCAGAACUCUUUUCCCACAAGUCAACUCUACCCUCCUGAGCUCUUUUCCUUUUUGAAAAUGUUUGGAAAAUGCCAGAACAGUAGGUGGAGUAGGAGGCGAUUAUUGUGUUGCUUUCCUGAGAUUGUUACUCUUGGCCCAGGAUAUCAGCACCUUCUUUCUUUUUUUAAUAGGAAGGAAAAAACCAAAUAGUGUAACUUUACUGAUAAAGUAGAUAAUUUUGGCUGGUUUGAUGCAGAGAUCGUCCUGCAAAGCAGUACAACGGAAAGUAUUUUUGUUUGUGAAUCAUAGGUCACAUAAUGGAUUUCUGAACACAUUUCUACCUUCUCUUGCACACACAUAUUGGACUUUGCAUAUCUACUGUUUUCCUUGCUGCUCUUGUUUGACAAUGCCUGGCUAUGUGAAGGUUUCAGAGUCAUCUUGUCUGGCUUUGUAUCUCUGUCUGGCUUUGUAUCCCUUCCACUUACAUUAUGGCUGUGAACACACCAUACAUUUGAAGCAUGUUCAAAGUACAUCCUCACCAGAAGAAUCUUGGAGACUGUAGCUUGCCCCUCACAGAACUACAGUUCCCAGUACCCUCAACAAACUACAGUUCCCAGGGUUCUUUAAAUGUGAUUUGAAAUGUAUGGCGUCUAUGUAGCCUGUAUUUCUGCUAGUCAGUCAGUUGGAGGAUUGGCUUUGAGGAUGGAAAGAUGGAAUCUGCAAAUGUUUUAUUUAUUUAGAACAUUUCUUUUAAGGCAAGGCAGCUUACGUAAAAUACAGUGCCAUAACUGGGAACACUUCCUAGUGAAAUCAAACAGGCACCUACAAUUAUAAUGUUUCCUUACCUGCUGAAAAAGUUUCUGCUUUUCCCCAAGUGUUGCUCGUUUUGUUCUGUAUGUAAUGAUUUUACACCAUUAUGUUUUUAUGAUUUUACGGUACAUCGCCAUGAUUCUUUCCUUUCCUUGGCAGUUUAUAAAUGUCCUUAUAAAAUAAAUAAAUGAAAUAAAAUAAAUAUUUUGUUUUAAAAGACGUUUGAAGACAAGAGCUGACCAUUAUGAAUUAACCAAUGCAAAAUAGUUUUAGAUCUGCAGCACUAGAAAACCUUUAAGAGAAAGCAGCUGAGCUAAGUGGAUUUGCCUACAAAGGUGGGUUCAUAUGCAAGUCAUUCUUUGUAUGCAGUAGGUCUCUGACAUCUCUACUUAAAAAGCUCAAGUAGCCAGUGAUGCAAAACACCUCUUUCUGUCUCAGCUCCUGGAGAGCUGCUGCCAGAUCAUAGUGGUCUGGAUGGACAAAUAGUCUGACCUGGUAUAAGGCAUCUUCCUAACACAGAACAAGAGAGACAGCUUUUCUUUAUUUCUAUCUCCACUGUACAGGUAAUUAAAUAUUUCUGUAUUUCCUUUCUGUGUAGCUGAGGAGGUGGAUCAGCCAUCACAAGAUGCUGGAAUGGGGGCUGACGUUCUGGAAUCUGGUGACAUGACACCUCCUUCCAAGAGAAAAAGCAAGUUUUCAGGUUUUGGCAAGAUCUUUAAACCUUGGAAGUGGAGAAAAAAGAAAAGCAGUGGCAAGUUUAAGGAGACUUCAGAAGGUAAUACACUAAACUUUUGUAUCCGCUUCUUACCAAGCCUAUGAGGGUUCUUUGCAAUGGAAUGGAUUUGUCCUUCUUGGGUCCCACCUUUCUCAGCUGCUUUCGCAAAAUUCCAGAAUUGGCCCGUAUCAAAUCUUAAACUUAAAUUUGAGAAGUAAUCUACACUCAUGCAAGGGAACAGCUGUUUUUGCAACUGUCUCUCUCAAGUUGUACUUCAUCACAUAAUGGUCAUGGAGGCCCCUAAAUGUUUGGAGAAGGCUGGUGGUGAUGGUGGUGGAAUGGAGCUGUAAAAGAUGUCAUACACAGUGAUGUGGGACAGAAAAUGUUCCUUUUCACAAAUUUAGGAAAACCCUCAAAACUGGUCAAACAUUAGGGACUGAAGCCUUGAGCAAGGCACAAUCACAGACAGAGGUUCUCUUGAAAAGAUGUUUGGGAACUACUUUUCGUAAAAGUAAAGGCUAUGUGCUUUUAGCAAUAAGAUGCUGCUAGCCCCUUUUCUUGCAGAGAUAUGGUUUGGGGGAAAUAGUUUGGGUCCCUCCUAGUGUUUUAGAUAAGCACAAACAGUCCGGACUCUCUAGUAGUUUAACAUUCAGCCCUAAAAAAAACAGUCACUUAGGCCACAUAUGGUGUCUUAAAGGAUUUUUUUUUUUUCAAAAUCUCCGACUUGCCCUGUAUUCUGAGUGCUGGUUUUUUUCUCCAAUGUAAUGUCAGUUUUAGAACGAAAGAUUUCAAUGCGAAAGCCAAGAGAGGAGCUCAUUAAAAGAGGGGUUCUGUUGGAAGACCUUGAACAGGGUGAGUUUACCCGUCUUCCUUUGUCCACCCUACACUGCCCAUUCUGAUUCUCCAGUAAACCUCACCUCUGGGAUUCCAUGCCUGUGUGCAGCCCCCACCCUGCCAUUUCCGCCCCCACCCCACCCCCAUCAGUUACAUGUGAUUCUUUCUCCUUGUUCUGCCUUUUAAACUUUUCCCACUGUAGACAUUGCUCAUUUUUGGAGGUGAACAGCUGUUUUAUUUUGUUCCCUUCCCCAAAGGGACCCCAUGUGACAUUUUAGCCCCAACCACAUUCCUAUGAGGUAGUUUAGCUUGGGAGGCUGUGUCUUGCCAAAGUUCACGUAGUGAGCUCUGUAGUAAAGGUUUUCUCUUGGAUUUCAUGUGCAUAUGGUAAAGAGAAAGAAGCAUAGCCUAGUGGCUUUGCAUAAAGAAGGUUGCAGGUUCAGUGCCGAAAAUCUGCAGGUAAGUCUGGGCAAAAGGAGCAUGUAUUGCUUAUCAAUGCUCAGCAGAAGUGUGGGUGGGGUGGGGAGUUUGAAACUCUGGAAUAGCUCCUGCCAGUCAGUGUAGGACAUACUAAGCUAGAUGGAUCACCAAGCAGGAAUAUCAGGCAGCUUCUUAUAUUCUAAAGCAGAUGCUCAGACAAGUCCCUGCUUAAGUGUGGCUGCUUGGCUACAGCAUGGCAAUAAUUGGUUGUCGUUUUACUAGAGGCAGGAAGGUCUGAAGCAAAUUGGAGUACAAAUAACUUGGACUUCCUCCCCUCUAAGCUAGGCUGAAGGACAGUCUCAGGAGGGGGGCUAAGCAAAGUCGUGUUCUCAGAGUCUUUUUCUCACGCUUGCAGAUCUUUGUCUCUCAUCUGCCAUGAUUUUUACACUAAAAAAAACUUGUGCAGACCAAUACAUCACCAUGAACACAGCUUCCCUAACGCCGCUGCACCUCACCCUUGCAGUCUUCUGCAGGAAAAAGUUCAGGCUGGCUAAGCUCAGUGUGUUGUUUUCUUCCAGCUAGGAAGUGUACUCCUCUGCAUUGUGCUAGUGGGGAAAGACACCCUGUUCUGAGCUAUGGGGAAUUUUGCAAGGAGCAAGCUGGACACAUUUUUUGCAUGCAGUCAAACCAUUAAACUGAAUCGUACUCUGUAGAGGCCUUAGCAUAAUAGUUAAUCCAGCCCUGCCCACAGGAAAAGAUAGCAAAGGAAAUACCCUUUCCUCUUAGGUUCUCAAUAGAAUGAGAGCUUAGUCCCCCUUCCCUUCCUAGCCCUCCCCUCUGACUCUAAAAGAGAUGGGUGGAGGGGAAGAAAGAUAACAUCAGCCUUGCUGUUGGAACAGAGCCUGCUGAUUCUGGUUGUUUUGCUCUCAGCCCUGCCAUAGAGACACUUGAGUGCCUAGGCAACAGCUGGCUAAUUGUAAGUGGGAGCCACAGAAGACCAGUUUCCUUUAUACUUCAUAUCCACAUAAUCUCUUAUCCUCCUGCACCACAGAGUGUCCUCUGGUAAUCCAGUUUGAGGAGGAUGAUAGCUGUAGAAGGGGAACAACCAUUUUAGUGGAAUUUCUAAAUUUUUAGAAUGAGUCUUCUUAUAUCUUGAUGGGUGGUUGAAAAUAACUUUGAACCUCUACAAUUUAGAGUUAAGAACAGUAUAGCUGCUUCACAGAUUUGUUUCAAUCUCUUUGUUUUAGGGACUAAUUUUUCUGCUGAAGGAAUAAACUCUGUAUAUUUUUUAGAAAGAAAGAGAGACAGCAACAUGCUUUUGAAGCCCUCCCAGCUGGCAAAAAUAAAACCUAGGCAGCUUUCUCCAGCUUGGUGUCCUCCAGAUGUUGUUGGCUUACAACUUCCAUUUAGUUAUUUAAGUAUUUAGAAUCAUAGAAUUGUAUUGUUGGAGGGGACUCUGAGGGUCAUCUAGUCCAAUCCCUGCAAUGCAGGAAUCUCAGCUAAAGCAUCCAUGACAGAUGGCCAUCCAACCUCUGCUUAAAAACCAGCAAAGAAGGAGAGUCCAUCACCUUUAUAUAUAGCCCUCUCACAAAACAUCAGGGUGGCAUACAGUAACAUUUAAAAAGUUUAAAAAACAAUGCAGAACAGUUUUUUAAACGACUCACUACACGUCCCUAACCGGUGGGCAUCCUGAUUGGGGCUAAUACAAGUCAGAGUCUGCCAACAACUAGAGGGCACCAGGUUGCAGAAGGCUGGACUGUAAUGAGUGAGCUUGAAGGAGCUUGUGCUUCCUGACUGUCCUUUGGAGAACUUUAAUUCCAGAUGUGGGUUCUGUGGACAUUCACACAAAUUCAGAGGUGGGAGGGUGUUUGUGCUCCUUCCUACCUUGAGCUUAUCUUCCAGAUCCUUUUCCUAGUUACUGCUACGCUCCUUUAUCCCAUUCAUAUAGGUUUUAGUCUUCAAAGAACAUAUUUCAUUGCAUCUACCAUCCCUCACAAAAACGACUCGUUUCUUCACUCUCUCUUAUCAGCUUUCAGUUUUAGAAGCCAUCAUAUGUCAGAGGCUUUUUGCUUUGCCUUUGUAGGGCAUUGCAUCAAAAGCCAUUGCCUUUAUAUGUUGCCAGGAUAAUUCUGCCUUAAUUUCCUCCUUAAACUGAAGCAUGCUGAGAAAUUGGAAGCAGAAAAAAGUACCGGGGUGGUGGGUAGCGUGGCGGAAAAGCCCAAAUCAACCCCCACAGAAAGCCAAAAACUCGGAACAGUAUAUGACAAAAAUUGUUGCUAAUUAAUGGUACGUAUACCUGUUGAUUGAGCAACUGAUGUUUGUGUACAUUGGUGUAAUAUGAUAAGUACAUUGAGAGAUAAAGCUGAACUACGGCAGGCAAUUUUAAAACAUUUAAAAUCUUCCAGGCAUGUUAAAUGGGGGUUUGUUUCUUGAAUUUAUCGUAGUUUUUUUUUUUAAAAGCAAACCACAACAACUCACUCUCAGUUGCCCAAAGUAAACCAAACUUGGAACAAAUUGAGUCAAGAGGUAAAUCGGAGGUAGAGUAAGAAGAGGAGCCUCUUGAGAACUGGGGGCUUGUUUCUGCUGUUGCUCGGUCGCUGACAUAAUUAGACAGUAGUAGAUCCAAGGAAGAGAGGCAAAUAGAACAGUGCUUCAAAAAGUAAUAUAUCGCUUGUCAUUAGAGGGAAUGACUGACACUUUAUUAUUCCUCUUCCUCUUUACUGCUUCUUUUAAAUGUAUUUUUCUGGCUUGGGGUAUGUGCAAAAUUCCUGCGUGAGUUUCGGCUAUUAUUAUUUUUUAAGUGCAGGAAGGAGAUCUUACCAGGUGCAAAAGUUGCUGCUAGGGAAAACACAACAACCCCUCAUAUUGGCAGAGAAUGAAUGUGGUGACUUUCACAUAUAUUAUAGCCAAGGAGGGAAGGCUUAAACCUCCCUUCCCCAUGCGAUGCAAUCUUGAUGACAAUUGGGCUCCUUUCUAAAAACACACAGUGUUAAUGUCAACGUGUAGUUAGGCUGUUGGGGCUGCAUGUGAUUUUCUCGGAAAAGGUAGCACUGAUACGAGUGGCAGACCUGCUGCUGCUCUAGCAAAGGCCCGAUGUUGCCACCCUCUGGAUCUGGCCUUGCCCUGGGCUGCUGCACCAAAUGCUGACAGUUCAAGAAGAAUUAAGCACAAUACAUGAGAAGAUGUGGAACGUUAUUUAUUCAAGUCUCACUUCCUAGCACAACCCUCAGGGUGCUUUCAUUAAGAAUACCGUGUUAAAAGGACCUGCAACACAGGGCCCUGGCAGAUGUGUAUGCAGGUGCUCUUGGGGUGCAAUUCUGUGUCAUUGAAUGUAAAAAAAUGUGAAUUUAUGAGUUGGCAAAGCAAUUGAGGAAACUUGUUCCCUCCAAACCAGAAUAAGAUUAAGUAUUUUUCUAGUCAGUGUUAUGUGACUGUUCAUUCAAGGUCUUGCACUUCUUUCCCUGCCCCCCCUCCCUGGUUUGACUUAUUUUUAAGAGGUUUUUUUUUAAGAGUGGCUACAAAAUAGAGAAGCAUUGUUGCCUGUACAUUUGAAGUUCAAGAGCUGCAAAGUUUACAUUUCUUGAGCAGUUUCUUUUAGCAUUUCCCUUUGCUCCCCCAUUUCCUUUCACAGUGCAAAAUAAAUAUUGAACUUGGAUGCAAAGGUCUUCUAUGCAUAUAUAUUUUUGCCAAGUCUACGUACGUAAUAAAUAGAAAACAUUUUUCUAGAAACAGAGCAGGUUACACAUCCCUUUAAUUUGGAUUGAAAUAUUGCCUGUAACUUAAAAGUUUCCAUGUUUUAUCAAACCAACCAGUAAGAGGUGGCAGAUGCUUGCCUUUUGAUCUAUCCACCACUUGCUGUUUAGACCCCAUUAAUGAUGAAAAGAUUAGAUACCUGGCAAGGCUCUUGUGGAUUUGUGCACAAAUGCUUGAACCUUAACACAAAUAGGUCGAUUAAAAAUAAAUAAUGCUUUAUGCCUGUAUCUUGGACCACUUUGAUAUUAUAACCAAUAGGCUGCAUCCUGCUAGCUUUGUAUUUAACUAUGUUCUAAUCGGAGUAGGCCUAUUUAAAUCAAUCAACCCAAGUUAGCCAUGUUCAUUAAUUUCGAUGGGUCUAAUCUGAGUAUAGCUAACAUUGGAUGCCACCUUUUGUCUUAAAUUCUCUUUGAAUCAUAGAUCUUUAUUGUAGCUAUCCAGGGGACUCUUAGCUCUUUUCUAAUGAGAAUAACACUAACAGGGAAAGCUUUGGACUCCAGUUGUUGAACCCAGACAGUGGGGAAAAGCUUCCCACCUUUGUCAAGGCUAGAGGCACAUUAUGAAUUCUUUGGGGUUGCUGGCUGCUGUCUCUGAGUUUCUCUGGUGUUUAAUUAGAAUAGAUGAAAGCUCCUAGGCUCUAUAGCUCCAUCAGUUGCAGUGUGACUGCAUUCCUCUGUAAGCUUCCCAUGUCAGGUCUAAAUAAAUAGGGCCCUCAGCCUUUUGACUGUGUUGAAGAAAAAUGUGCUAGAAAAUGAGAAGGGCUGCCCCAGCUGCUAUACUUGGGAUUCCCCCACCUGUGUCAUGACAAAUGGACCAGAUGUUAUUUUACCCUAACAACGCCACUCAUCAAUCCUUUUUACUUGUAGAUAUUAUCACAGAAUCAUAGAAUUGUAGAGUUGGAGCUCAAGGGUAAUCUAGUCCAAGCCCUUGCAAUGCAGGAGUCUCAGCUAAGGCAUAUUCAAAGGUGCCUUCUUUCUUUAAAUCCCAGCCACCAAUAUUUAUUCCUCAGCCACCACCUGCAGACUCGGUGUUUUCCUGGCAGGCUUGUUGCUACAUGGUAUGUGCACCUUUUCCUUCCUGGCCAAUUUCCUGCCUCGAUCUUCAGGCCUGUGCUUUUCUUAAUUCUUAUUUAUUUAAUCUAUCUCCCCCCACAACCAAAACAGAUGAGGAGGAGCCAGACAAACUCAGCCACGAUGCCUUGAAAAAUGGACACACUAUCCCCAUUGACGGUUCUGGGAUUGUCAACCUUGCACACUUGGAGGAAGAGACUGGAAAAAGAGCAAGCCUUAAGAAGCCUGUUCCAUUAGAGGAGCUGAAGAAAUCACAAGGUGAGAAACUGGGAUGCAGGAGUGGUGGCUCUCUGAGAAGUGUUUUUCAUUAACUAUCAGGCUUUCACUGUGAAAAUACCAGUUUUGGGUCUCUCCUGUGGAGCACACCCACCCAUGAAGAUUCCCUCAUUCUCACGCAAGUUUCUAACACAAGCGACUCACACCUUCACUUCCAGGGGGUUAGCCCCACCCAAUUUAUCUCUCUUAUUAUCAGACGUUCUGUCUCCUCCUGCCCACGCUUUGCUGGUGAGUGCCAGCCUUCACCUUGAACUCUAGUUUGGAAAUUGGAAGAAACCUUUUAAGUUUCCUCCAACAAACAGCACAUAAAUAACUGCAAAGACUUUCCAAUGCAGCUUCCCCACCCCUUUCCAGGGACAAUUGUUUAAUGCUUAAUCAGAAUUCUUUGGAACUGUUGGGUGGAAACUGAGAACAGUGCAUAGGAUCCUUUUCCUGACUACUAGGAAGAGGCCCUCUUUGAAAACUCAGCACUUUUAGAAUGCUCUUCAAUCUGUGGUGCCAUAAAGGCAAGGCUGGAGCAGGAGGUAGAAGUUCAGUGCUUCACUUAGCAGAAUGAGCAGAAGGGUCCCCAAAUGCAGCAGGUCUGGCUAACUAGAUUCUGAAGAAAUGAGCAUUGCCAUUUAAAGAGGGCUCCCUCAAUAAAACAACUAAAUCCAGAGUUUAGGUAAAGGGACCCCUGACCAUUAGGUCCAUUCGUGACCGACUCUGGGGUUGCAGCGCUCAUCUCUCUUUAUUGGCCGAGGGAGCCGGCAUACAGCUUCCGGGUCAUGUGGCCAGCACGACUAAGCCGCUUCUGGUGAAACAAGAGCAGCGCACGGAAACGCCGUUUACCUUCCCACCAGAGUGGUACCUAUUUAUCUACUUGCACUUUGACGUGCUUUUGAACUGCUAGGUGGGCAGGAGCAGGGACCAAGCAAUGGGAGCUCACCCCAUCGCGGGGAUUCGAACCGCCGACCUUAUGAUCAGCAAGUCCUAGGCUCUGUAGUUUAACCCACAGUGCCACCCGCAUCCCUAAUCCAGAGUUUAAUAUCACCUAAUUCUAUUGCUGUUUCAUUGGGGAAGGGUCACAGGUCAGUGGCGGAACAUCUGCCUUGCAAGCAGAAGAUCCCCCGUUCAAUCCCUGGCCUCUCCAGGCAGAAAUAGGAGAAACCCCCUGUCUGAAACCCUGAAGAGCCACUUCCAGCCAGUGUAGACAAUACUGAACUGGAUGAACCAAAGAUCUGAAUCAGCUUAAGGUUGCUUCCUGUUUUCCGAUAAGUGGAGGCACUUAUUAGUUUAAGCCAUUUCCAUCUCAUAUGAUGGCAGCUUACAAGCAAGUUUAAUUUUGAACACGAAACCUAAAAACAUUCCAAAAAAUGUGCCAUGUACAAACAUGCCACAAAACAGUUGGUGAUGGCAGGGUGUGUGUUCAUAUAUGCAUGUAAGGAGUGCCUGAAGAGACUCCUGGGGUGCUAUGAGGUGAUGCUAUCACUAGAGCAAAGCAUAGCUACGGUUAGCAUAUUAAUAAUACUACUCACUGAUUUUCAUAAAUGCUUAAAUUUCAGGAUAUCCCUGCUAAGGUUCUAAGUCAGGGAUGGAGAAGCUUCAGGCCCUCCAGAAAUUGAUGGAUUCCCUCUCCCAUCAUCCCCAGGCAACAUAGCCAAUGGUCAGGGAUCAUGGAGUCCAACAAUGUAUGGAGAGGCACAGUUUCCUCGCUGUAAAUACAGGAACUGGGAAACUGUUGCUGGUUUUGAUCUGUAUCACACACAGAGGCAUGCAAGGUCUUAAACACUGUACUGACGAUUACUGGUUGGCAUGGCUGGCAGAAACCAGUAUGGACUAUGGUAUCUAUGCAGUCUAUGGUAGUUUUUUAGGCUCCCUGUGCUGGAGGUGUCGUGGGUAGGAACCUUCAGCUGCUGUGUCCAAUCAGGAGUGCAAAACAUACUGUGUGGAUAUGCUCUUGGCUUGUAGCCACCCAAAGAGAGUGGUGUGAGGCACCUUAAGGCCAGCUGGUUUACAGUAGCCAAUGCUUUUGUGGGCACUAAUCUUUCCCCUCAGCCUGGUGGCUGCUAGAUGCUUUGGCUGUGCUUGCUGGGGCUGGUGAGAGUUGGAAUCCAAAAUAUCCGGAGGAUACCAGGCGAGAAAGCUACAUUAGAGGCAGAUGGUCCAUGUUAUAUAGGAAGUAAGUUGUGGUCCAAACCUUCAUACUCAGCAGAAAGAUGAAUUAGUCUCUAAGAUGCCACAACCCUCUCCUUCAUGUAUGUAAGAAAGCUCAUGGGUUUAUGUCAAGUGGGCAGAUAACAGUACUUUUAAAAGGUUUGGCUCCCUUUAAUGAUGUUCCCUAUAAUGGUCAGAGAGCUACCCUGAGAUGAGAGGUUCUUUUCUAGGUAUUGUCAUAAUGUCGCUGAAAACAAAAGCAAAAUACGUUUCAUUGCAGGAACCUUGGACGGCCAUCCCAAUUCAGAAGUGGAGCACCACCACCAUCAUGAUUCUCAUGCUCCUAAACAGCCUCUGCUUCCCCCGAAACGACCUUUGUCAUCCUCCUCUCAGGAAACAAGCAACGUGCAGGCGAGGGAUCUUGGUCUUCCCAGCAGCACCGCAAGGACUAUGCCUUCCUCCACAGUUGCGGCUGCCACCAGCACAGCGAAAGGGGUCAAUUUUUCCACUGCUCCCUCCCCAGCCCCUAGGACUGUACCCUCUGCUUUCACAAAUGCUCGCACUACUGCUGCUACGAAUGCUACCACGGCAGCACCAGCCAAGCAACCCCCUGUUCCACCUCCCAAGCCAAUGAAUAGGAAUAGCAACCCCUUAAUAGGUAAGUGGCUCUUCUUUGUGUAUGCAAUGUGCCUUGUUCCAUCUCCAGGCCCUUCCUUGAUUCUUACUGCAGUUGUAAUUGAUACGAGCUCAGUGUGGAUGGGGCAAAGUCUGAAGACAAAGCACCAAAUAUAUAUAUAAUCACUCAGUUUUCCACAUUUUUCUUUUGCUUUUUAAUGUCUGUACUUGUCCUUAGAUUAGCACAUUUAUUGCGGUAUAAGUCUACAAGGGCUACUUCAUCAAAUGCAUGAAGUGUUAUGCUGAGAUACAGGAAAUAAUUGUUUCACUCUUGUCUAUUUGUUACCAAUUGGGAGUGGAUCAUGGCACACAUGCUCUGGAUCUUUUAUUUUUCUGAAUGGAUCUGGUUUGCGUUCACGCUCUACACAGUCUCUUAUUCCUUUCUCUUGCUUUGCUAGGCCUCCUGAUGCCACUUUCCUUUCUUCUUAUACCUCUGUUGUAAGUAUCUUAGGAGACUUUUCCAAAGACACAGCACUAGAACUUGGAGCAUAUAAGAUCAUCUUAAAGAAGUUUGCGUGUAAGAGAGAAAGAGACAGUGAGGCAGUCCUAACCUCUCAAGCCUCUGUGCUUUAAUAGGUUACCCUCCUGGGUAACAUCAGGAAUAAGAUAUAUCUUUAAUUGGCUGUGAAGUUUGCUGUUCUUUUGGCAUGGCCACCAUGAGCAGGACUGUUCUGUGACUUAGACUCUUAACUGUCCUACCUUUUCUGCAGUGCUCCCGGUAACUCAUUCCCAUUCCAAACAGCAAGGAUCCAUUGCAUAAGCCUGUGGAAAUGUGCCAUGUACACAGCACAGCUCAUCACAGGCCAAGCAUGAACAUGUAGUAAGACACUACUGCAUGCAUGUAGGUGUGUGUACUUGUGUAGUGUUCAUCCUGCAAGUCUACAGCUGUUCAUGGGAUUUCAAGCUGUUCCUCCCUCUAGAUGCUGGUCAGGUUUUAGAACUCUUAGUUCUCUGAAGCAAAGCAUUUUUUGUGUUCGCUUCAUAUAUUGUAAAGGAUAGGUGGGGAAUAUGCGGCCCAAGCCAGUGCUGUAUUUCCCAAUGUGUCUCUUAACAUAGUUCAAAGGUAUAUCAACAAAGCCACUCACCUGAGCUGUUUAGAAAUGGAAUGCCAUGAAGGAAGAAAGGCAAGGGAAUGUAACCAACAAGAGCAGGUUGCCAUAAGCUUUUCGGAAAGAAUGUCUGUAGCACUCACAGCCUGGCAGUAUAUAGGGAAGGGCUAUGCAACACCUGCGGUUUGAGGGUGUGGGGAGAAGGAGGGGUGAAACAUAAACAGAUCUUCCAAGACUGCACCUGUUCCUGCUCACCUGCUGAGAAUUCGCAGUGGGAGUGUGUGGUAGAUUUCGCAAUCCUACUCUGAACGCACAUGUACUCACAUUGUAAGGUGUAGUGUGCCUUUUGUUUCUGACAAACAAGGUAAUGAUAGCAGGAAAUUCUAUACUGUAUCGCUUGCGGAGCCCUACCUUACAAUCUCAUAUGAAGGGAAGAGCAUAAAUAGAAAGCGAUGAGAAAGGACUUGGCAAGAUAGCACCUGGGAUUGGGGUGUGUGUGUGUGUGUGUGUGUGUGUGUGUGUGUGUGUGUGCGCGCGCUGGGGGAUGCAUGGAAAUAGAACUUCAGAGACAAAAAUGGAUUGGUCUGUAGGUAUAGUUUUGAUCAGGCUUCCUGAAGCAUGUGACUCUCCAGAUGUUGUUAGACUCCAGCUUCUAACACCCCAGCCCAUUGGUCAUGCUGACCAGGACCGGAAAGAGUGGGAGUCUAGCGACAUCUAGAAGGCACGAAGUUUGGGACGACUGACUCAGAUAAUACAAAGAGGACUUGCAUCAUCCCAUGGAAAUAAACAUGGCACACUUGUGGAUGAAACCCUAGGGAAUGAAAACACUCUUUACUAAAAGCAGAAACCAGAGCCAUCAGACAACACAGUAAGCAAGGAGGUGACCCAGCUUCCCAUGUUAAUAUGAAGUAUGUAGGCAUCCAUGUUAGAAUAUUGAUGUGGUGAAUCAGGUGUGUAUGAAAUCUUCUGGUUAAGUCAAUACAUAUGUAAAAAGGGGGGCGGGGGUAAGGAGUAGUAGGGUGUAGUCUGUCCUUCCCCUAGAACCUGUUUGGGCUGCCACAGGGAGGAACAUGUCACAAUUUGAGCUUUUGCUAUAGAGCUUGAUGUGAUCAAGAAAGCCCCAGGAGAGGCAGAAAACAAAGGGCUAAGAUAAUAUUUAUGAAUGAGUGAUGAGCAGGGAUUAAAUCCUGCAGCCUUGACUGCAUUAUCUUGUUCCCUGCUCUCACAUCCAGUGUCGAAUUACAUCCCAUCAUCCUGCCCAUCAGCUGAUGUAACAAGGCACUUCAGUUGAUGGGCAGGUGGAUGUGGUUUGGGGCAAACAGCAUUGUGGACCAAUAUUGGACCUGUGGUGGGCCAAAAUUGGCCUGUGGACUGGAAAUUACCUUGCUGUAGAAUAAUAGGUAAAAAUCCAGUAUACAGUGUAUGAGUGUGAUCUAAAGCUGUCAUUUUUCUAUACAAGGUUGUUGCUUUCUCUUAAUUUUUUGAGAUGGAGGUAAGUUGAGGAACUGAGGCUGAGAGAGUGACAUCCCAAAAUUAUAACAGGGGUUUGAUCACAGAUCUAAAUCUAACGGUUAUUAUUAUUUAUUAAAUGCCUUUACACCCCACUUUUUAAGAGUAAAACUGUCACAUUGCAGCUUGGCUGUUUUGGCUGGGGUUGUAGUCCAAAACAGCUCGAGAGCACCAUGUUGGGGAAGGCCAUGGUUUCCUUAACAAACCACAAGUUUAUCAGGAGCUUCCCCACAGAUGAUCAAAGAAACCAUGGCCUGUAUCUCCAAAGUUUCUUUUGUUUUCCAGCUUCACCUGCCCCUUGUGGCUAUAUAGUUGAGUGAGCACCUGGGUCAGAUGUGGGAAACCUUUGGCCCACUGGAUGUUUCUGAACUACAUCUCCCAUCAGCUCUAGCAGGCAUGGCCAGUGACUAGGCAUGAUGGGGGUUAUAGUUCAGCAGCAUCCAGAGGUACCCCACAUGCGGCCAAACAAACCAUGGUUACUGAAGGGUGGUGGUUUUGCAUCUAGUGCCAAGCCAUCUUAAGGUUUGCAAGUCAACAAUGAAAACAUGACUUUAGAUUGUGGUUUGUUUGCAUUAAACAUAAUUAAGCCACCGGGCAGCGUUCAGUUGAUCAAACAAACCAUAGUUUAAGAAACCCUCAUUGAAUAAAUCAUGGCUUGGUUAACUAAGCUAGCGAAACAUUAACAGCCAAACCCUGUAAAUUAACAGUGUGUAAACAGCAGCACCUAAAUAUAUGAGGCAAGAAAAGAGGAAAAAGCCAUCAAUAAAAGGAUGAGUAGGAAAAACAAAACUUUAUAGUUCCAUUCAUUAUCCGUUCAACCUUGCUGGCUCUCUGCCCCAUUUGUCUGCCAAUGACCUGUAAAAAGGUAAAGGACCCCUGUCCAGUCGUGGCCAACUCUGGGGUUGCAGCACUCAUCUCACUUUAUUGGCCGAGGGAGCUGGCAUACAGCUUCCGGGCCAUGUGACCAGCAUGACUAAGCCGCUUCUGGUGAACCAGAGCAGUGCACGGAAACGCCGUUUACCUUCCCGCCAGAGCAGCACCUAUUUAUCUACUUGCACUUUGACGUGCUUUCGAACUGCUAGGUUGGCAGGAGCAGGGACCAAACAACGGGAGCUACCGACCUUCCAAUUGCCAAGCCCUAGGCUCAGUGGUUUAGACCACAGCGCCACCCAAUGACCUGUAGGUACCUGGCAAAUUGUUUUCCAUUGGGGUAAGGACUGAAGGCAUGGAACGAUCCUGCCUCUUUCCGGAAUUUGCCUGGUCUGGGUCCCCUUUGUGUGAUCUGGGGUGCUUGCUGUAACCAUUCCUAACAAGUGUUCCUCUCUUCUCUUCUAGCUGAAUUGACUCAAGCGAUCAGUAGCGGCACAGCUUUGUCUAAGCCUUCUCCGCCUUUGCCUCCCAAGAGAGGCAUCCCAUUAAACUUGCCUUCAUCCCUUGAAUCGGCUGCUGCUCCCAAGUCGCCUAAUGAAAGGUCGUCCUACCCUUCCUCGAUACCGGCGCACAUGCUGCCACCUCACCCACCGCCUUCUCCUUCGCCACCUCUGCCUUCGCACAUUCCUCCUGAACCCGCCCAUGUCCCUUCCUCCACCCCUGGGGCAGAGCCUCCCCUUCCCUCCGAACUGCGGGCGGAAACCCCGCAGGAAGGGCUCUCCGUGCUAGAUGCAGGCAAGAGGAUGACUGAGCAGGGCUUUGGAGAGCCUCGGAUGCCUUCACGGCUGCCCCCGCUCCCGCUCCACAUCCGCAUCCAGCAAGCGCUGGCUAGCCCCCUGCCAUCAACGCCGCCAGCAGAAGGCUCACACAGGGCACACUCGCUCCUGUUUGAGAACGAAGGCUCCUAUGACGACAACGGGACCCUGGGCAGAACGAAGUCACUGCCAGUUACUAUUGAGAUGCUGAAAGUGUGAGUCCCACUUGAAAUUGCUGGUGUGGAGCUCUGUGCAGUCCGUUUGUUCUUCUAUUUCCUACUUCAAGUCUCUCGGCUGCUGCAUGCCCAACACUUUAUUGAAAUAGUCUAUUUCUGAACUCUUAUUUACUUAUUUUUAUUUAUUACAUUUAUAUACCGCCCUUCAUCAAAAAAUCUUAGGGCAGUUCCCAAAAUAGAAAUGCAAGUUAAAAGCACAAAUAAAUAGUUAAAACAGAAACAAUAAAAUAAUAACCCCACUCCCCUCUCACAAGCACGUUUAAAAGGCGGUAGAAUAUUAAUCAGUUGAAGGCCUGGUUGAAAAGGAAGGUUUUUGCCUGGUGCCCAAAGAUGUAUAAUGAAGGUGCCAGCAGAACUUCCAUAGGGAGGACAUACCACAAAUGGGGAGUCACACAAAGAACCAUGUGAUGCAUGAGCACCAAAAUCCUUAAUGCUCAACGUGGUAUUAUUAUUUUAUUACAGUGGUACCUUGGUUCUCGAACUUAAUCCGUUCUGGGAGUCCUUUCGACUCCCAAAACCAUUUGAAAACCAAGGCGCAGCUUCCAAUUGGCUGCAGGAGCUUCCUGCACUCAAGCGAAAGCCAUGUCGGAAGUUCGGCUUCCGAAAAGCAUUCGCAAACCAGAACACUUGCUUCCAGGUUUGCGGCGUUCGGGAGCCAAAACGUACGAGUACCAAGGCAUUUGAAAACCAAGGUACGAUUGUAUUAACUUGCCUAGGUAUAGUCUUUCUUGGGCUGUUCAGUCCUAAGCAGCUUCUGGAUGUUUGUUUUACAUGGCAUAAAGGAUAACUUCUGCCUCUUCAACCAGGCCUUGGGCUGAUUGACAUCCAAUGCCCUUUUAAAAGUGUUGUGGGAGGGGGAUUAUUGGUUGCUGUUCUCAUUUUUGUUAAGCAUUUUGUGGUUUUUAUAUUGUAAUUUUAUGUUGUGAACCGCCCUGGGAUCUAUGGAUGAAGAGCGCUAUACAAAGUUAAUUAAUCAAUCAAUUAAUUAAUUAAUUAAGUACAGUGGUACCUCGGGUUAAGUACUUAAUUCGUUCCGGAGGUCCGUUCUUAACCUGAAACUGUUCUUAACCUGAAGCACCACUUUAGCUAAUGGGGCCUCCUGCUGCUGCUGCUGCCGCGCCGCCGCUGCGCGAUUUCUGUUCUCAUCCUGAAGCAAAGUUCUUAACCCGAGGUACUAUUUCUGGGUUAGUGGAGUCUGUAACCUGAAGCGAAUGGAACCUGAAGCGUAUGUAACCCGAGGUACUACUGUAUAAUUAUAACAGCUUAUGAAGGUGUUCACAAGUGGGGCAUGAUUUUAAUAUCCAGCACUCUGAGCCCUGAAAAUAGAGCUUGGCAGGCAGUAUGAAAUCUGUAAAGCAUGUUUGUGUAAUACACACUGACUAGUCAUUGCAGGGGGAAAUGGUUGCCAGAGUUGUGGGCAGCUUGCUGUCCCUCCUCCCUCCAUCAGCCCUGACCCUUGGUCAUGCUGGUGCCAAUGACAAUUGCAGUCCCAAACAUCUGGAGGGCACCAGGUUGGGAGAAGCCACUGGUGGUUAAUUGCUCUUCAGGUAUCGAGGCCAGAAAGGAGUCCCGAAGUGUAACCAUAAGUUUCUACUGAAUCAAGGCCAAGGGAAGGAAAUAAAACCUUGAUGCAUGCAAUUGCACGCUUGUAGAAGGCUGACCUGGAGUGCUUUGUUUUAAAAAUCACAAUUGUGUGCCUUUCUGUUAGUCCAGACGAUGAUGAAGAGGAGGAAGGUGUCCAAGAGGAUGUGCAUCAUUCCAAUUCCCAUGUUUACAUUGGAGAGUCUCCCACUGUUACGGUCAUUCCCAGGCUCAGCCUCCAGACAGUACAGGAUGAAGAGGAGGGUCCAAGCGACUCAGACUCCGAGGGACCUAUUCUGUACAAGGAGGAGGAGGAAGAGGAUGAAGAAGAUGACAGCCAUAACAGUAAGGCUCUCACUUUUGGGCAGAACUAACUCCAGAGAGGGCCACAAAAAUGCAGGGGAGAAUUUAACCCUUUCCCUUCUUUGGGACAGGUGCUGUUUGCCUUGGGAGCAGGGAACCCCCCUUUGAUGUCGUGUGUUUCUCCUCUUCUUCAGUGCCAACACUAACUUCAAGGGGGAUGUUUACCUCACAUCCACAGCAGGAGAGGUGCUGUGGGCCCAACUCUGUGGAACUCCCUCCCACUAGAAGUCAGACAGGCCACUGCCCUUGCUGAGUUUCAGACACCUGUUCUAUCUGCAAAUGCUGCUCUGCUGUUUAAAAAAAAUCUGGUGUUAUUAAAUAUCCAGGGGGUUUAAGUGUUUUUGAGGUUUAAUUCAUGUUUUAAGUCCUGUAUAUAUUUAUUUGGAAGCCUCUUCAAGACCUAGAAUAAACAGUGCACCUCUCCUUCCCCACACUUGCUGUGACCCCAUUAAUGAUCAGGGCCCCUCCCUGCAGCUAAUGCAGUGUGUGUGUGUGUGUGUUUAACCAACACACAUAAAUGUUAUGUCAUAUAUACUUCGGCCCUGAGGUGCAAGAUCAAAAAGGCCUAUAUCUGUACAUGCUUUGCAUUAGGAGACAGGUGCUCCUUUGCUUCAGUGGCACAUUCCUCCCGCUUUGUGACUUAUCCAUGCUGCAACUGUCAGCAAAAUAGUAAUGCGAUCUGAAAGUGAGGGUACGGCUGGCUGGGGGUCAGCCACUCUGCUUGUUUUGUGACAAGAUCUCCUUUUCUUUCUCUCUUUCCAAAGCUGCACUAGCCAACAAAGUCAAGAGGAAAGAUACCCUAGCCAUGAAACUGGGCAACAUGGCUCCCAGGCAGGAGCUACCAGAAGAGAACACCACGUUUCCUCGGAAGAGCAAGGAAGAGUGGCAGGAAAUCCGCCAGCAGAUUGGGACGACACUGAUCAGGUAGGAAGGCAGAAGGAAGUGUGCAAUGGGGCCCAGUUAGGGAUUGCGUGGGAAAUGUCCCAGGUAGGUGCCGUUUUCCUCUCUGAAUUUGUACUAAACACAGCCACCCAUCCAGCUGCGGUUCUAGGCAGAUCUUGCACAUCUGGCCUGCCAGCACUGGAAGCAGGAGGACACUUUCUCUGCUUCCUGAAAUCAAAGUCAUUCAGACAUGCUGCUGUUUAAGUAUGCAUUUAUUUCUUGCGUUUUAUAUCCUGCUUGUCCACCGAAUGGUACUCAAAAGUCACUAACCGCAGUAAUGCAAAUACAAGGCAAUGAAAUACAAAAUACAGUAAAACAGGAAUAAAAUAUAACCUUCUUUGCUGUUCUAGAGCUGUGCAGGAAAAGAGCAAUGUGUGUGAGCCUGACACUUUACUCAUUGGGGCUCCAUGGUUUAGUGCUAAACCAUGGUUACGUGCAAACUACCUUAGUGCAAAGAAAGAUGGGGAAAGCCACAGGUUUUCUUGUAGUCUGUGUCAGAGUCUUCUUUUGUGCUUUUGUCCUUAAAGGAUGCACUUGUAAUUUGCCUUUCUGCCCCUGCUUACUCUUAAAUUAGGCGAUUAAGUCAGAGACCAACACCAGAGGAAUUGGAGCAAAGGAAUAUACUUCAGCGUAAGUAGAAGCUUCUCCAUGUGCUUAUUUUCUAAGGAGUAUUCAGAUCAUUUCUAUAGCACUCUGGCUCCGAGGCAUUGUCCCUUGGCUGCUGUCCCAAACACUGUGCUGCUGCAGUGUUGCUUGCUAUUCCUGCCGUGCAGCAUUCUUGCUACCGUACCUGUGAUUUGCAUGGAAAGUUUCAUUUGAAUUUCCAGCAGACCAUAUGCUGCAGUAGGUGAUCUGGAUUGCAAUUAAUGAAUAGCGCACAGGGCAAGCUCUUCCUGCUUGGCAACUGCAGGUGGUAGAACCGCCUUUUGUUGUAGGAAGAGGAGGAAGAGUGCUGUUUUAAUAUGCCAUGCUGUUUUAAUAUGGCGGCCUGCUUUUAAAAAAAUAUUUAUAACGGGUGGGUGGGUUUUUUAGCUGUAUCUGUUUUUAAAUUCAUGUUCUGAGCUGAGAGUUCCACAGCCAUGGCUCUAGCCCCAUAGAAAAAGCCCUACCUGCUAAGGCCUUCCAACCUGAGCCUUCCAGCCUGAGGGAGUCUUCCCCAGGUAACCUAAGGAGGAAGACAUGUGGAGAAGGCGGAGCCCAAGCCAUAGGACUUUAAAUGUAAAACAAACUCCAGACUCUCCGUAAACUGGAUCCAGGAACACAUUGGCAGCCAAUUUAGAUUGUCAGCGAUGUGGGAAUAACAUGAUUCCUGGAGGGUGGGGUGGGGCCAAGCAGGAAAUCAAACUGCCAUGUUUUGCACCAGUUAAAGUUUCUAAACUGUCUUCAGGGACCAGUCCUGUGUAGAAGAAGCAUUUCAGUAAUGUCAUGCUGCUAUGUUCUGUGGACUAAGGCAAUAAAUGCUAUUCUUCUUCCACAAUUCUAGUGAGGGAUUGUCAGGUCAUAAAUCUAGCUGGUUUCCUCUGCUUGGAUUUAUCCAGAGUCAUUUAAUAAACUGUUUCAUGCCAGGAAUGAGUGGUCUAAAGUAAAAUCAGUGGAUCAAAUUGUUUCCAAGGGAACAGCUUUUUGCAUGGAGGGUCAUAAGGAACCUUGCUGGGUGUGGAUGGGCACCCAUAUUACCUUUAUAUAGUAUCAAAUGCACACAUACACACCAAGUUCCUAAUACCUCCUUCAUGCAAGAGACCAAAUCUGUAGACGCACUUGACUGACAGGUGUGUACCAUUCAUAGAUCAAUAAUUGCAACAUUUUAUUUGUUAAUGCUAAACUAUGUUGGGAGGAAAGAGAAGUUUCAGACAGCGUCAAUCAUUUUUCUCUUUCACAGCAAAAAAUGAGGCUGACCGGCAAGCUGAAAAAAGGGAAAUAAAGCGCAGGCUCACCAGAAAGGUAUUGGAGCAUCAUGGGCUGCUGGGAAUUCUGUACUGCUUUAUUAAUAUUUUUUUAAGUUAAAAAAAAGUUUCAUUAAACAUUACAAAGUUAUUUCAUUUACAAACAUAUACAAAGCACAGCGCAGUAUCCACCAAUGUAAUAUUGUAAACACUGCUCUCCUGCAUGUGAAGAGUCAUCUUGUGGCACGGAUCCUGCUCUUCAUGCAUUACCCCACUUUACACGAACUCCCACGUGGCCUCUGCACAGUGGAGCCUGAGAGUCUACAGAGUAGGCUGCCCCAUAUUUCUGAAGAAGAGCAGAAAGGAGACCACCUCAGACCUACCCCUUUUUGAGACUCCGCAAUAGCUCUCCUCUGCAAAAGGUGAUCAGAGAGAGCCCUGCCCCAGAUGUAAUUAAUCCAGGUCAUUCAUAUAUAUAUAUAUAUAUAUAUAUAUGAAUGAUAGGGAAAACCCCCAACCAUACUGAGUUGCCCUAACAAAUGACUUUGUUCACAUUUCCUUCUGCACCAGCUGCACUAGUGGAAGCCAGUGAGCACACCAGGAUUAUGCCUGGGAGGUGACAUUUGCUCCUCAUGGGUUUUGGGUUAAUCCUUAUUUUGCAAGGUUGCACCAAGGCAAGAGGCAUCUUUGGUUUUGUUGACUUAAGUGAGUUUUCUCUUCACAAAACCACUCACCCACCCUGUCCAUACACCACACUCCCUCUUUCCAUACCUGAUUAUUGGGAGGCUUUGCACCAGACAGAUGCACCAAGGCAACGAACACUGUUCCAAGUCACUGGACUGGAGCAGCUACCUGGAUAUGCAGUGCUGCCAUGCUAGGACUUGUGACACUGGAUUGGUGCAGUGCUUGUGCCAGGAUCCACUUUAGCCUUGUGAAGCAGGCCACCUGAUUUCACUUGCAAAUCACAAUUUCUUUCUCUCUCUCUCUGCCUUUUAGCUUAGUCAAAGGCCUACUGUGGCUGAACUGCAGGCAAGGAAGAUCCUGAGGUUUAAUGAAUAUGUGGAGGUAACAGAUGCCCAGGACUACGACAGGCGAGCAGACAAGCCAUGGACCAAAUUAACCCCUGCUGACAAGGUGAGAAAGGCAAAUGCUCUCUCUGCCCAGCCUGUCUCUCCACACUCCUGUCCCAAUGCAUCUCUGCCACCCUCAGAUGUCCAAGGCCUCCUGUCUUCUCAAACGACUUACGGACUGGGGCUGCCUUUCAGAAUACUUGUAUGGCAUUACCUGUCAUUUUCUUCAAAACCCACCUUUUCUGCAAAGUCUUUCAUCCCUGCAGUGCAGUAAUGAAACCCUAGUGUGUGUUUUGUGGCUAUGUGCCUUCUGCUCUGCCUUCCUGUUCCGGUGACCUCCAAAUGUUGUUGCACUCCAGCCCCCAUCAGACCAAGACAGUGUGGCUGGUGAUCAGGGAUUAUGGGAAUUGUAGUCCAAGAACAUCUGGAGAGACACAGGUUCCUCAUCCCUACUUCCCAUCAAAGCUCCACAGUAAGAGGCAGUAGGCUUCUGAAUGCCAGAUGCUGAAAACCGAAAGAGGGGAGAGUACAGUUGAGUUCAGAUCCUGUUUACGGGCUUCCCAUAGGCAUCUGGUCAGUCGCUAUGAAAGCAGGAUGUUGAAUUAGGUUCAGGUAUGUGCAUCUGAAGUAAAUACACGUUCCACCCCUGCCCGUGUCUGUUUGCAGUUCUCUAUUUGCUCACCUAUACAGUCAUACCUCGGGAUAAAUACGCUUCAGGUUGAGCGCUUUCGGGUUGCACUUUGCGGAAGUAACGGAGCGCGUUGCUUCUGGGUUUCGCUGCUCACGCAUGCGCAAACGGUCAAAAUGACGUCAUGCUCGGAAGCGGCAAAACACAACACGCGCAGACGCGCUGUCGCGUCUUACGUUAUGUUCAGGAUGCGAACGGGGCUCCGUAACGGAUCCCGUUCGCAUCCCGAGGUACCACUGUUUAAGAUACUGGAUUUUAAACUUCUCAAGGAACCUCCUGCUCUCUUGUGCUCUGCAAAAGUGCCAUAUACAUGGGACAGUGCUAUAUUUCACCACCAUGUUCUUCAUCAUCUUAUAAGUUGAGCCUUGCCUAUGUGCAAACUUUCAAGGGGUUUGUUCUGUUCCUCAUCCUCUGGGCAGUGAGGAACAUCCUCCUUGCUGCCUCCAUUUCCGGCUGUGUCUCAUGCCUCUUACAGCACCAUCCGUUCAGCCGCCCCUGCAUAAUGAGGUUUCCUGUGCUAUAUUGCAAAGGGAGAACCAAAUGUCAUGAUGACCACAAAAGCACUGAUUAUAGUCUGAUAGAGCUUGUUAUAAAUAACAGUCUGAUACACCUACACAAAGAAGCGCCACCUAUUUUAUAGGUCCAUGUGUUUGCAUCUGUUGUAGAGGCUUUUUGAUAGGGGAGCUUGUUUGCUGGGCAAGAGUGAGUGCCUUCUCGGUGGCUGCAUGAAAACUGUGCAACAAUGUUCUGUUGGAAGUAAAUAUUCUAUCUGCACUUCCUUUUCUGUGUUAUACACUAUGUCGCAUGGUGUUUUGUCUUGAUACUGGAAUGUGAUAUGAAAUGUUCUGUUUGUUGGAAGCCUCCUUAAGUGAUGCUUAUGCAUUAGAAAAGCAGGGGAAGCAUUCUUACAUAACCAAAAUAAGUAAGUAAGUAAGUAAAUAAACCAUGCUGAAACCCCCAUAAGUAAUGAAGCUUCCAGAAACCCUGUGUUUCCUGCCAGCUGUUUCCCCACCUCCCCACCCAGGGUCCUUCUGGUCUCCUGACAGAUUCUUUCCUUUUGUGCUUUGAUCCUGGCUACUGGUCAGAACAUCCAAAGAGGAAGUGCAGCAGAAUGGCUAAACUGGGUUGCUUCUGAUAGGAUGAAAUAGACAGAAGGCAGACAUACAAAGCUGGGGCACCCUGCUGAUUGGAUAGCACCUGUCAGGGCUGGAAGUGCUCAGAUCUGAACUGACAGGGCUCCUUCUCCCCAUUUAGGCUGCCAUCCGGAAGGAGCUGAACGAGUUCAAGAGCUCUGAAAUGGAAGUCCACGAAGAGAGCAAGCAGUUCACACGGUGUGUAAGAGGGAGGCGCCCACUUUCCUUCCCAUGCUUCUUUCGUAGGACUGUAGUAGCUCCUAGCAUUCCCACUAGCCUUCCUUGCCAUGGUCAGGUUUGAACCAGCAUCUCAUCGCCUCUCUAGUGUGUGAUAUCUUGGGGUGGGGAGAGGGCAGAAACUUGCCCCCAUGGAUUCCCCAUCUUUCGUGAGCUUUGGACAUAGAAUCAUAGAAUUCUAUGAUUCUAUGUCCAAAGCUCACGAAAGAUGGGGAAUCCAUGGGGGAUAGUUUCUAGUAGGACAUGCCCCUACUAAACCCAUGUUUGGUGAACGUUGUGCGGCAGGCUGGAGCCAAGAAGGGAGUGGGUGUGCUCUGGGUGAGGGGCAAUGGAGACAUCAACACAGGCAGACAUUUGCUGAUAGUAUUUGAUGGUUGGCCAGCACCAUCUAGCAGUGAGAGCUUGACAGUUGUGGUUCUCAUGUGCUGAGGGCAUGACCUGGAUGUGGCAUGCAAGACCCAAAGGGGGGAGGGGAGGUGUCCAAGCCCAUUGCCAUUCUCACAAGCACAAUGUGAUUCUCUUGCAGGUUUCAUCGGCCAUGAAUCUUUUAGAAAACCCGCUCCCCAACACUGAUAGAUGUGCCAGAGGUUGCUGAUGACUUGAGGCAUGUGCUGGUUGCGCUCUCCUGAGCUGAAGAGGAACCUUUGAGGCUUGUCUAAGAUUUGCCUUCAGAUCGUAUCCAGGAAAUGACCUUCUUCAGGGAAACAAAAGAGGGGUGGGGAGAGCCUUGUCCAAAAGUUGCAUUUCAUUGGAAGGAGUUUCUGUCAAGUGCCAUCAAAUCACAACGGCGGGGGGAGAAACACUAUACCUCAGAUGAAUCAGCAAUACCCCCUGCUUGUAGCUGGGUGCCCUGACUCACGUUAGACGUGGACAGCUCCAGCGUUUGAAUGGAUAAUGCCCCCCCACUUCCUCUUCUGCUGUAAAUAGUAUGUUCUGAUCUGUUUCAUAGGCUUUUUCAAAGGAAGAGAUAAUAUUGGAGCAGCGUUUGUAGGUAGUGAACAGGAAGCAAGAAUGUGUGCCUGUGCAUGUGGGAGAGAGAGUGUGUGCUUGUGCGUGCAUGUGUUCUGUACAAAGGAAACUUUAAAAUACUGUCCUAGCAGGAAACUGACACAUUAUGGGAGAUUUUGUUUUUGUUUUGUUUUUUUGCUUAUGUCUUUUGGAUGUACUUAAUAUGCAGAAUCACUACUGACCAAUUUUAAAUCAUCCUGCAGAAAAAUUGCAUAGUUCUUAAAUGGCAUAUGCUGCAUUUUGAGAGAGGGGGGCAGUUUUUAGACAAUUUUUUUAAGAUGGACAACAAAAAACUUGUAACGUUGAGACCUCUUUUUUCUGGUGCAUAUUUAGUCCUAUAUAACAGGAACUGCAAAGCCUAAAACAAGUUGCCUUCAGGAAGCAGAUGGCAUGGAAUAUAUUGUAUAUUUUAAAAAAUCAUGACUUCUUCCUUUUCUUUUUAAAAACUUUCUGAAAUUAGAGUGGAACUUGCCUUUUCUUAGUCAAGUAGCAAAAUGUAUUGGAAGUUCCAAAUGUCACGUGCUUGAGAAGGGCUUGAAAUUGACCUUUUCGUAUUUAUAAAUGUUAGCAAAUAUGGCAUCCCUUGAUCUCUCGUGGAAUGUUUCUGGAUGAUUUUGCAAGCCACUACUGGGUUGCAGGGUUGGCCACCCUUUUGUGUGAGAGGCUGGGAGGGAUUUGGAUGCGUGUUAAUGUAGGUCAGCUUCCCCCAGCUUCAGGCCUUCCAGAUGUUGUUGGCCCACAACCAUUGACCACACCAGCUGAGGCUGCUGGGAGUUGUAGUUCAACAUCACUUGGCAAGCCUCUGUUUGGGGAAGACGGAUGUAGGUGGCUCCAUGUUUGACAACUGCUUUGGUUGCACAAGCUACCCUUGCAGAACAUGAUGCUAUACCAGUGGGUAAGCAGCGCACAGAUGGCUAAAGGCUGUGUCCCAUGCCAUUCUAUGCUUCCUCGCCUUGAGAAGAGGCCAUUACAUACUGCUGAAGUCUACCCAGUUGCCAAACCUUCUGGUGGGUAAGAUGCAAUAGAAGAAGGGCUGCUAUAUCUUGCAACAAUCACAUAAGAUAAGGAGUGUCAGGAGGCACUGGAUCCAGAUUAAAUGACUUUAGAACCCACUGAAAUCCAUAGGAAUAAGAUUGUCAAGUCUUAAAAAACCAUUGAUUUCAGUGGGGACUGCACCACUCACUUUAUCUGAAUCCAACAGAAUACCUUUUCAUGAGCAAAGGACAAAAGCCUGGAACACUCUUUGCUAUACAACUGUUAAAGGCAGCAGUAGACAGGUAAGUGGGUGUCUCCAGGUAAUCUUGGGCUAUAACUGCCAUAAUCUAUGGCCACUGGCCAUGCUGGUGGGAGUUCUCCACCCCUGUGCUGAAGCAUCAAUAAUCCCAUUCCAAUAUGUCCUAGUCACCUUUCUGGGCAGACCAGGGAUACAAAGAUCUCAAACUCUGCUUUUGUACCUCAAGGGUUUCAUUCUACCCCUAACCCCCUACCCCUCAGAUGACCUUUUUUGUUAUCUCUUUCUCCCCCUCCCCCAAACCACACCCCAAAUCCUUUUGUUUUCUUGAGCACUGACUUGGUGAGAAUAUUUUGCAUGGGGUGGGGGGGGGUGGAGUUUGGCUUUGUUGCCUUUAAGGCAGAGGAUGGGCAAUCUGUGGUCUUCCAGAUUUGUUGGACUCCUAGGGGACCCAGUCAGCAUGACCAAAUGCUGGAGAUUAUGGGAGUUGGAGACCAGCAUCUGGGAGAGCCCACAGGAUUCCUACUGCUACUUGAAUAGCGUUUCUUCAGGAAGAGUGCAAGGAGAGAAGCUAUUGUAGACAUCAGGGGAGUGCUGAAGCGCUCUAUGCCAGAACUGCUUUUUCAAAGUGUGUAAAAUAUAUUUCUGUAGAGCAGAUCAUUGCAUUGUAUAGCUGUCUUCCUUUCAAUAAGAUUUUAUGGAAUAAAUUUUUUUUAGAAAAGAAAAA
Podarcis lilfordi (Lilford's wall lizard) is the source of this 88890-nucleotide messenger RNA. The record is from the annotation of a GenBank genome assembly. Lineage: Eukaryota; Metazoa; Chordata; Lepidosauria; Squamata; Lacertidae.